This is a messenger RNA of Rattus norvegicus (Norway rat), 99215 nucleotides long. The record is from RefSeq and is a predicted model, not a curated record. NCBI's taxonomy places the organism in Eukaryota, Metazoa, Chordata, Mammalia, Rodentia, Muridae.
ACCUAAUUUUGCUAAAUAAUGGCGUUCGGGAUCCUGUCAAUCCCGUUGCUUUUUGCAACCGAAAGUGUUUCUCUCUCUCUGAUUUACUAGAGGAAUAACUAGAUCCUAUAAGAGCAAAGUAAAACUUUGUGUGCUUUUCAGAAUGCAUUCCUGGCUUGGCAUUGUCUUUAAUAGCUUUACAUUAAUAGACAAGAAGUGUAAGUUGCGUGGACCGCUGAGCAAACAUGAAGGGCAAUGUAUUUUGGCCCUUUACAGUUAGUAGCUGCCUCUUACUGAAUCGGAAGAUGCAGUGCCUCUGUUACUCUUUACCCUUCUCAUGUUGCUUCUAGGAACGGAUAUCUGCUCCUUUGAGGGUAGCACACUGUUCUUUGUUCCUGUUCUAAACUAUGGGGUGAGCUUCUAAAGGUAAAGGACAGACAGACUUUCUACCAUAUGUGUUAAUAGAAGGGAGGUUUCUCUUAGGCAUGUUCUGGAGCAGGGUGUUUUGGGUGCAAGCAACAGAAUGCAAUGUGGCUGUGGAAGGACUCGAUAGUUAGAGAGAAAAAAGAAAGCAUGGGAAAAUCAAACCUUGGUGAGGGCAGGAACCGGCGUGGGGGUGGGGUUGGGGGGCGAUCACUAGUACAUUAGUCAGUGUUCUCCAGAGGAGCACGACAGAAUGAAUUUGUAUAUAAUAAAAGGGUAUUUAUUAGAGUGGUGUCCAGCUGUGGCCCAGCCAGUGUAGUGAUGGCUGUCUCCCAACAGAGAGGCCAGGAGUCUGGUAGUUGUUAGUCUAUGAGGCUGUAUGCCUCAGCCUGUCUUCAGUUUCUGUUGGAAUACCAAUAAGAGCAAGCAGGCAAAAAGCAAAAGCUUCCUUCCUCCACGUCCUUUUCUGUGAGCCUCCAUAGAAGGUGUGGCCCUGAUUCUUGGUGGCCAUUCUGACAUCAGAUGGGUGGGUCUUCAAACAUUAAAUAAUCUGCUCCAGAAAAAUCCCCACACCUGUGCCCAGCUGAUUGGGUUCUAGUUGAUUCCAGAUAUAGUCAAGUCGACCGGAAAGAUCAGCCAUGAGAGCGAGUGAGAAUGGACUAGUCCCAACCCGAUUCUGCUUUCAAGGAUGACAUGGAACAUAUUCAGAUACCCUGUAUGGGUGGGUAAUUGAGCAAAAUUACCGACUAGGAUACUUUUCCAUUUCACGGAGAAGUUCAGGAUUGGUUUGCAAAUUCUCCCUUGCUGAGCUUUCUUUCUGGAAGAUUAUUCUAUCCCUCGCUUCAGUUAUACAAUGGAGCCAGCAGGGGCUCGAAGGAGCCCACUCCAGUCCUGAGGCUACCUUAGGACUCACAGCCAGCACUGCGUGUGGAACCUUAUCUCUGCACCACACUGGCGAGUUCAGUUCCUUGAGUGAUGCUACUUCAGAUUAGGAAAACAAAUCUCUCACAGUCAGUGGAGAUAAGGUGCUAGGGAGAUAUAGGGGAGAUGCCCGUAUGAUUGGAAAAGGAUCAGUUAAAGAAGAUGAAGGUCGUUGCUGUUGGUUGAAGCCAAUAGAAGAGCUGCUUGGGAAAGACCUCAUCUCUUUAAGGAUUGUAAGAACCCUUGAUCAAACUGAACUGCAAAAGACAGCAGUGGGCAGGCUAAGACCAGUUCUUCAUUUUAUUAUCAAACACCAAACGCAGUCUGUGAUGUGUGCUUAGAGAAUGUCCUGGGUCAUGGGGGAGUGGGGGCAACCCAAAAGCUAGCCUACUGGAUACUUUAUUUUUAGGUUACAGUUGGUACCUGUCUUAGUUACCAUUCUGUUGCUAUGAAGAGACACCAUGACCAAGUCAACUUACAGAAGAAAGCAUUCAACUGGGAUCUGGCUUACAGCUUCAGAAGCUUCCCUUAUCAUCAUGACAGGGAGUUGGCUAUAGGAAGGCAGGUGUGAUGCUGGAAUAGUAGCUGAGGGUUACAUCCUAACCCACAGACAGCAUAUACAUACAUACAUACAUACAUACAUACAUACAUACAUACCCAUAGGCAGCAUAUACAUACAUACAUACAUGCAUACAUACAUGCAUACAUACAUACAUACCCAUAGGCAGCAUAUACAUACAUACAUACACACAUACCCAUAGGCAGCAUAUACAUACAUACAUACAUACAUACAUACCCAUAGGCAGCAUAUACAUACAUACAUACAUACCCAUAGGCAGCAUAUACAUACAUACAUACAUACAUACAUACAUACAUACCCAUAGGCAGCAUAUACAUACAUACAUACCCAUAGGCAACAUAUACAUACAUACAUACAUACACACACACAUACAUACAUACCCACAGGCAGCAUAUACAUACAUACAUACAUACAUACCCACAGGCAGCAUAUACAUACAUACAUACAUACAUACCCAUAGGCAGCAUAUACAUACAUACAUACAUACAUACAUAGCAUAUACAUACAUACAUACAUACAUACCCACAGGCAGCAUAUACAUACAUACAUACAUACCCAUAGGCAGCAUAUACAUACAUACAUACAUAGCAUAUACAUACAUACAUACAUACAUACAUACCCACAGGCAGCAUAUACAUACAUACAUACAUACAUACCCAUAGGCAGCAUAUACAUACAUACAUACAUAGCAUAUACAUACAUACAUACAUACAUACCCACAGGCAGCAUAUACAUACAUACAUACAUAUGUACACACAUAUGUACAUGCAUAUGUACAUACAUUCAAGCAGAGAGAGAUAUUGAUUGAUUGAUUGAUUGAUUGAUUGGGCCUGGUGUGGGUUUUUGAAACCUCAAAGCCAACCAGUGAAAUCCCCCUAACAAAGCCACACCUCUGAAUCCUUUCCAAGCAGUUCUACCAACUGGGGACUAAGCAUGGAAAUAUAUGAGCCUUUUAAGUACUAUUCUCUUUCAAACAACCAUAGCACACCUCCCUCUGCCUCAGAGGAUAUAUUGAGUACAGAAAUAAAUAACUCCAUGGUCCAUGGAAUCCAUUCCCAACCCUUUUUCAACUUGUAACACGUCUUGGUUCAUUUGAUGCUGCUUUACUGUGUGAUGCUUCUAGCUUUGGGUUUCGCUGAAGAUGAAACACGGAUUUGAAUCCUGAAUCUUCUACUGAAUUUCUUUGAUCUGACUAAUUUGCUUAAUGAAGACCCAGUCUCUCCUCCAUUCCACAGGAAUUUUGCAUUAUUGGAGAGGACAGCAAGCCCUGUUUUGAAAAGAACGUAUUUGCCAAGCGGUUACGUGUGGAAGUGCUUGGCUGGGGCUUCCUGGAAAACUGUACUAAAGGGAUUGAUUCGUGAGGUGGGAAGUGUGUUCUUUCAGAGUUUUUUCUUUAAUGUUUAUAUUAGAGACAGGUAACAUAGGGGAAGGGUAGUGUAACAUUAGGUACUGUGCUUGUCUGGCGUGCACAGGGCCCUGAGUUCCAUUCCCAAGAUACCAUGAAGGGAGGACGAGGAUAGAAGAAGAAGAAAAGAAAGGUGAAGAAGAAGGAAGAGGAGGGCUGACUUGGAGCUUUGGCAUCCAUUUUGGGACCGUGAGUGAAAGGCCAACGGCAAUGCAGAGACACAGCCGUCUCUGACAGGCUCUCUGCCUGCAGCCUCUUCCUUCCACAGCCCUUGCUAUAAACCCCUAGGUUUUAACCCUCUCUAAUGGGUCUGUGCUGGAGGCAGUAAGUAGCACACAAGACCUUAAACCUCAGCUUUUCUAUUUGCAAAAGCAGAGUGGGAUUUGCCUUGUAAGGUCAUCCCGAGAAUUUCACUGCAGCGUGACCACAGGAGCAAACUACUUCCUGCUCUGACAGACUGUUGGCACAUGGUGUGGUUUAGGCAUGAGUUUGAGAAUUAGGUAGCACUUUGACUGGCAGUCGACUCCAAGUCCCAUGUCAUUGGCUCAGUUUGAAGUCUGAGAGGAAGGGACCUUUUCCUUUCCUCUUCACUAUGUGUAUGCUGCUAACACAGAGAGGUCUCCCCCUCUUUUAAACAAUGACAAAGGUCCUGAUGGUAUAAGGUCCAUUCUAGGAUCUCUUUAUAAUGUGAUUGUUCAGUGUUCUAGGAUAUUGUAAGGAUAGGAUGGACUAUGUGGACACUGCUGAGGGGCAAUGGGUGUUCCUGGUGACCUCAUAUGCUGUAGGUGUCAUAGGGUGUCACAGAAUGCCUAAGGUAGGCUGCCUCAGCAUAUUUUGGGAUAGAAUGAACUUUCUUGCUUCUCUUGAGAGUUCUGGGGGGGGUAGGGGGCUCCUUUAAAUCAUAUUCCAGGCAUAAGCAUUAAAAUGCUGAAGUUUGCACCCAUGCAAGCUCUUUCCACCCCCUUUAAAUUUAGAGCCCAUGUCGUACUGCUUUUUCUUUGCAAACCUUUUAAGCAGCAAGACCAUUAAGUCUCUGGGAUGAAGCUCAUUGCUCAUGUAUUAAGUAAAUAACAAUCCUGUCCCAACAGGAUUUUUUUUUUCCAGGAUCAUUUUUAGGUGACAUUAUGUAUUUGCAGGGACUUGUCUUCAAAUAAAAGCCUAAUUGAAAUACAGCUGAAUAGGAAUCGAGAGUGCAGUUCAGGUUUAAGGUGAAAUGAUGCUAUCCCUCACCACUUCAUAGAUAAUUGCUUCUUGGUACACAUUUCCCGAUAAAGCUUUUGGGGGGAAAAAAGAGGCAAGCAUUUUUCUUAGCCAUAGUCAUACUUCCUGUCCAUCCUGACAGAAGAUAGAGGGGCAGGUUUUUUUCUUCCCUCUCUCAGCAGUGAUUGUAGGAAUUGCUUGUUGCUUGGAAAUCUGCGUUUGCCUUCUGGUGUGCCAUUAAAAAGGAAUUUGGUGUCCUGAAUUCCGUCUUUAUUUAACAUAAGAUGUUAAGAGUUGGCAGUUUCUGCAUCGGCAGAAAGUGGGAUGUGCAAAUGACUUGAACAUUUCCUUUUAUCAUUCAACUGUUCACAUUCAAAAUUCACGCAAGCCAAGGAAUUGACAAGGCUUAAUAAACUAGAAGCCGGGAGGGUGUUGAUUCUGUCUGUCCUGCCAUGCUGUUCACUACCUCAGUAAUCCAGGAAAGAAAGGUCGUUGAGUGGCUAGGUGCCAGAGGUGGGCAGUUGAUAAUACACCAGAACGAGGAGUUCAGGUGGCAGCAGUGGGAGCCAGAGUGCUGGUUGGUGACACAGUAUAUAUCCUGUAAUUUGCCUUCCAAUUUGACCUACAGGAUGCUUUGAGAAAGAGAGUAAUGACGGAGUUUAGGCUCCUGGAGCUGAUGACAGAAGAGAUGGCAAUAUAAACGACAGACCUCAGAUUCUGUUAGCAAAACAAAAUGAGGGAGAUUCAUGCAGAUGGCUCAGUUCUUCAACCCACGGGUCAGUUUGCAGAGGCAGAGAGAAGCCUCUGGAUUAAAGCAGACUUCGGGACUGAGGUUAGCCACAGUCAAUGUGAGGGAUCGGGUCCUGAUUUGAACAGAUUGAUAAUAAAAACUUAUUUUUCAAAGGAGAAAUGUGGAUAUUCGUGGCAUUAUUGCUAGUCUAUAGGUCUAGACAGAUAGGUGUUGGAAUGGCUUAAUAACGUGCCCAACGUACUAGCAGAAGGACAUGAAUUUGACUGUUCAUGUCCAUGUAACAGGUAGACGCCUAAGUGUGCAUGUGUAACCCCUGUGGGGAGCUAUAGAGGAAAAUAUUCUAAGGUGGUCCCUACACUGUGUGCUCACACACACACACACACACACACAGCCCACACAUAGACACACACACUGCAUAUGCAUAGACAUAUACAAUGUGUGCGCACACACACACACACACAGCCCACACAUAGACACACACACACUGCAUAUGCAUAGACACAUACAAUGCACACACACAUACACUGCCCAUACAUAGACACACACUGCAUACACACACACACAUACACACACACACUGCCCAUACAUAGAUACACACUACACACACACACACACACACACACACACACACACACUCACUCACUCACUCAUCAAGGCAGCCUUAUCUCUUAGUGAUGGAUACUGAAUCAUUUAUGAGGGAAAUUUUGACGCCAUCCAUUUAGCUAGGUGUGGAGUGCACUCCUUGAAUCUAGCACCUGGGACAUGGAGACAGGAGGAUUGGGAGUUGACGAUCAGCCUAGGCUUUGGGCAAUCAUGUCACUAAAAAUAUUCCCCGAAACUAAACAAAAAAUUCUUUUUUCCAUAGAAAACGAGUGGGUAUACAAAGAGAUAAGAGUUGACACACAUGGGUAUGGUCAGUGGAAGGAAAUACAUGUGUGGGCACCCCUCAUCCCUCAUUCUCUAUGUUGAAAAAUUCAUAGUUCAGUUAAAAAAAUGAAGCAGUGUCUGUCCUGUUCUUCCUUGUGACCACUGACUUAACAUGUCUUUCAUUGGGUACUGAAAAUUUAAAGCUAGAACCUUGUAUCUCAAAGUACUUUUAAGCCUAAAUAUCAUCACGAAGUCUAGUAACCAAGCCUUUCAGAAUUAAUGGACAUUUAAUGACCCAUUUUCCUUUAUUUGAGCCCAGCCCUUUGGGAUAAAGGGGAUGUUUUAUUCAUCACACUCUUUACUGAUUAUUCUUAUUUUUAAUUUUGGAAUGCUUUGUAGGCCUUAGCAGGUGUGUAAUUGUCAAUGGGAGGCCUCUUUACUUGCUGAACGCGAUGAAAAGUCAUUACAAGAAGUUUAAAAUAUGAAAGAAUUAAAUGGAGAACUUGGGGUUAAUGAAGUCUACCCUUUAGUGUACUGCACAGGGAUGGUUAAGGUCGAACGAGGUAUGGGUUUGUGUUUUACAGCUGCGUCGUCGGCCGAGCCUAAGGCGAAUCUUUCUGUCCUUUGAUCAGACUUCCUGAGCAAAGAGAACAGCAGGUGGCAUGGAACACUGCCAAGGUUGUGGGGUCACACUAGGCAGGAAGUCUAUGGUUGCCAUAACUCUGGAUUGCCGACAGCUUUAUGUCCUGUCUUCUUGUCAGGUGUUUAUUUCCAUUCUUUGAACCUUCCUUUAAGAUAGCCUACAGUGGGGGCAGUUUUCCUGAACACGUUUUUCUUGCUUUCUUCAUUGGUUUAUUUUAACGACCUGUAUGUGUUGUGUCUCUGUGUUGGUGUGUGCACAUGAUGGCAGAGGCUGGAGGGAUUGGAUCCAGUGGACCUGGAGUCACAGGUGGUUAUGAGCCAUCCUUUGUGGGAACCGAGCUCCGGCCUCUGCCAGAAGAGUGUGUGCCCUGAACGGUGAGGCUCACUGCUUCCUCCCUCACUGGAUUCCCAUACGUGAUUAGCUUUGCAUGAUCUGCCACCUACCCUCUGCCACUUCCCUUCUGCCUCCCCCUCAGAAUACCCAGCAUUCUCCUUUCUCUUGCCCUCUCCAUGCUCCUUCCUUAAAUCCUCUUUUCCCUCUCUCUUCCUAGCUCCAUAUCCUCUCCCCAUAUGCAUUCCCACAUAAAUAUAGCUGUAGGAAUGUAUGGAAAUACAUAUAUGUAAACAUUAGACGCGAGGAACAGCAGUUGAUGGAGAACCAGUGAUACUGUUUUUUUUCCCCGAGCCUGGGUUACCCAUAAUGCUUUUCAGUUCUCUCCAUUGGCACAAGCUUUAUAGUUUGAUUUGCCAACACAGUUUACGACGUGCUUAUGUUUUUGUGUGUCUUCUUUCUCGUUGUCAGUUUCUCGUGUGUGUGGUGUGUUCACGUGUGUGUGGUGUGUUCACGUGUGUGUGGUGUGUUCACGUGUGUGCUAGGCACACUGUUGCAUGGACUUUGCUUUUCUGUCUAACUCACCUUGUCCCACUUGUUACUUUCCUCUUUUACAUUGCCCUGCUGGCUUCUAUGACUGGCCAUCGUCUCAGUUAUUCAUAUCUUGGGAAAAGCUGUGGUCCAGGUCAAGGAAGUAGUCUGGAGAUGGGGUGUCAUGGAAGGGAGCAGCUACCAUUUAGACAGUUCUUUUUUUUUUUUAACGAAGAAUUAAAAAAUCUUUAUUAUUGUUAUAUAAUAAUUUGAUAGAGGUUCGCCUACGGGCUUCCUGAAAAACAGGAUAUGAAAAGAACCAUGGAUUUACAUAGUUCUCUUUUUUUUUUUAAAUUUAGAGAAUACUUUAUUAGUUUUUGUAAUCAAACCCACGUAGAUAAGACCUUACAUAUUUAAUACAGUGUGUUACCCCUGUACAAAUGGAAAAAAACUUAAGUUCAACAUUUCUAGACCAAUAUGGCUGUUAAUUUCUGUACAGUGCCAACUCAACACAGUAAACGGGGAUACUUUUUUCCAAAGUUGACAGCACAGCUAAAGUUUCAAAAAAUUAAAAUUAUAUAUCUGUAUAUAUAUAUUUAUAUUUAUAUAAAAAGACCAAUAAUAGCAGUGUGUUAUGCAUCAACAGCAGCAACAGCUUUUCCAGGUUCUGCAGUCAUCUGAACAAAACUGUAGAGACAUCCAGCACACUCCAUUAAAAAAAAAAAAGUAAAAAAACAAAACCCGAGAAAACAGCACAGUUCUGUUACUCUUGUGGUACCUGGCACCAUUUUUUUUUAAAUUAGCUUCUCAAUCAUCAUCUGGAAAGAAAACAUUCUGAGCAACAUCAUUAAAAACAGCUCUGAUAAAGCACGGUCACUACUACGUAUCAUAAAGCAGGUACAAGCUAUUUUACAUCCACAGAGGUAUGAUACAGUACUGUCCUACAUCUAUAAUACUAGAGGAUACAAUUUAAAAGGCAUUAUUUGAGACUUGAUUCUACUUUUCCAGCAGAGGGCCCAAAGGAUGGUGUGAUACAGCUUUGUAAAGAAACAUACCAUUUAGACAGUUCUUAACCCCUGAGCAAUGGACUGCAUGAAGGAAAGUCUAAUUUAUUUUGUUAAAAAAAAAAUCCUACAGAAGACCCCCAAUUUGCAAAAGAAAAAGGAACCACAAGUAAGAUCACGGUCAAGAUCAAGGGCUCACGGCUCAUGAUUUAGCUUUGGUUAAUAAGGACUGGGUAUAAAAUGCAUGUCCAGGAGGAUGGAUAAUGGGGUUGUUUUCUCUCCUCCUCCUUUAGAUAUUUAUUAUUAACUUAUGAGACAGUCUCACGUAUCCCAAACUGACUUGAACUCCUGAUCCUUAUGGUGCUGUCUCCUAAGUGAUGGGAUUACAGGUGUGCAUCACCAGGCCCAGCUAAGGGUGGUUUUUUGGGGGGGAGUGGGUGGGCUUAGCCCCAGGGACCUCUAUGUGCUAGUCUUCUAAUCUACCACUUAGACACAUCCUUUGCUCUGGAAUUGGGCUAUUUUCAAAGAAAAACCUGCCCUUUGUUGAUGUCACGAUGUGGCUGUCUAUUGUUCUAUCAGGGCACCAGUGAGCAUUCGUAUUUUUAUUAUUGUUUUAGUUAGGGUUAUACUACUGUGAAGAGACACCAUAACCAAGGUAACUCUUAUAAACAUUGAACUGAGGCUGGCUUACAGUUUCAGGGGUUCAGUCCAUUAUCAUCAAGGUUGAUAACUUGGCAGAGUGCAGGCAGACGUGGUGCUGGAGAAGGAGCCGAGAGUUCUACAUCUUGAUCUGAGGGCAGCAAGAGAUUGUGUGCCACACUGAGAGUAGCUUGAGCAUAGGAGACCUCAAAGCCCGCCCCCACAGUGACACACUUCCUCCAACAAGGUCACAUCUACUAAUAAUACCACUCUCUAUGGGCCUCUGGGGACCGAUUACAUUCGAACUGUUACAAUUACUGAUACAAUUAUAGGUGCCUAUGUGAUGUGAGGACUUGUAAAUUAAAUUUUUAACCAAACUAGUUUCUGUGUUUGUUCUUUCAAGACAGGAUUUCUUGGUGUAGUUCUUGUCUGUUCUGGAUCUCAUUUUGUAGACCCUAGGGUGGCCUCGAACUCACAGAGGUCCUCCUGCCUCUGCCUCCCGAGUGCUGGGAUUAAAGGCCUGUGCCACUACGCCUGGCUCCUGAACUAAGGAUUCGCAGGAAACUGUAAACGAUGUAGGUUGGCUACUGAUGAGUAGCGACUAUUUGCUUGUAUAUAUUGCUGCAGUGGCUUAACCUUAAAGAUGAAGCCCAGGGAUGGAGUCUUCAGCCAUCUUGGUGAGCCUUAAGCACCUUGCAAGCCACAGGCAGUCUCAGGCAGUCACAGGCAGUCACAGGCAGCCACAGGCGUGCACUGUAUCCUUAGGCUUCUGACUGCUUCUUGGGGUUUGGGCAAGAAGGCGAUAGGAAGGGUAAGGUUUUCUGGAUCCUCUGGACUUUGUGCAGAUUGCCUCUGGGAGACCUGUCUUGUGCUUGGGUUCUUCUCUCCAAGGGCCCCUCUGACCGUUAGAGUAUGAAGUCUGAUUUUAAAGGAUGUUUGCUAAGCAGAAUGGCGUGAAAGCUGCCUUGGGGCAACAGACAAUUAAUCAGAGUUGGAGAAGUGAGUCAGACUGGGGUAAUGUACCCAGAGGCACGAAACUUGGGCUGAUGAUUGAGCUGAGCUCUUAAGUGGUGUUUCUUGGCUGCAGGUGUAGGGACUGACUAGCUGGAUGUGUUUUAAGUGGAUAAGGUGGUGUGGAGGAAACCUUAGGCCCUUCUUCCUUCCUAUACUUUAUUCCUAGUGGUUUGGCAUAUGUGUUGUAUUUUUGGUUUCUGGUUUUUUUUUUUUUUUUUUUUUUUUUUAAAGACUGGGUCAAACUUUGCAGCUCAGGCUGGUCUUGAAAGUGAGACGCCUCUGCAUCAGCCUCCCACAAAAUGUCAUUACAGGUGUGAGCUACCAAGCUUGGCUUUCCAGGCCCUUUUAACCACGGUGUUGACCAGAGCAGAUAUUAAGACAAUCACUCCUUUGUCAUGAACUUCACUCUUAGGAAGUCGACUGGAGCUUGCUCCCCAGGACCCUCCCAGGAGUGACUUGCUGUGGAUUUCCCAAGUGUUUGAAAUAGUAAGCUGUAGAAUAUUCGUUAGCUGCUUUAGGUGUUCUUCCGAGUCAGAGAUGUUUUUCCUUUCACCCUCCACGGUCCAUGAAGACGUUUACCGCCUUUAGAAAGGUCAUGAGUAUGCUGCCCCUCACCGUCUUCCUGUCCUUCUCUUCCCUUUCUUCAAAGCUGGUGACGAAACCUAGAUCCUGUAACUUUGUGGGUCCAUGUUUUACCACUGAAUUCCAAGCUUUGCCAGGACGGGAUCUUUUAUGGUUGGUGCAGCCAAAGGAAUUCUUUUGAGUUUUGGCUGACAGUCUUUGCAAUGCAUUUGUGGUUUGGCAUGGUUCAAAGUAUUUAUCAUUUCAAGGGUAUAAAGCAAUGUAAACACACCCUCUUCACAGAGUUGUAAUAACUGUGAGUAUUUAAAGAGUAGAAUCCACAUCUUCAGACUAAACGGACCAAAGCUGCCAGUGGCUUUGUUUACUUCCUUGAAACUAUAACGUUCAAAGAGGGUGCCAACUUCUUGCUAUGUGCACGUUUUUAAGUAUGGAUGUGUUAUUGUUCUUGUCAUCAUUAUAUUGAUUAUAUCCAAAUCCACUGGGCCCGUUUUGAGGACAUUUGUCUUCAGUAUUAGUAAGAACACAUCAUGUUUAUUUUACUAAUUAGUCAAUAAGGAGGGAAAUUGCAAAUGGGUGACAAGCUUCAUGUUUGUGACAUGGACUGGAGGAACAGACCGGAGUGGUAUGUGGAACUUCUCUACUCAGUUUUUACAAAGGCAGAUCUGUUAUCAACGAUGAUGCAAGGUGCAGGAAUGUUGAUUGUCUGUUCUAUUUUGCAGAGGUAGCAUUUGGGCAACAAUGUGUAGUGUAGAGAAAAUGACAGGAUGCAGACAGGACUAAGCACACUGGCUAGAAAAUGUGGGCUGGACAGGCGAGGAGUUGCUUCAACUAAGUGCUGAUGCCAUGGGUGCACAUCCUUUAUGUACAAAGGAUGGUAGUUUUUCCAGCGAACCUAAACGCAUCCUCCUGUUUCUUCUAAGUUACCACAUCGUAAAUGAACAAAUUUACCUAACAGUAGAGCAUUAGACAAGCAAAUAAAUACACGUCUAUUUUAACCAAUAGGGUGUGAGUGAUAUAUAAGGGGUUAUUUUUAAUGUAUUACAUAUGAAGUAGAAGAAUAAGAGCAGCCAUUACAGCCCAACUGUGGGAUUUUUUUUUUUUUAUUAACUUGAGUAUUUCUUAUAUACAUUUCGAGUGUUAUUCCCUUUCCCGGUUUCCGGGCAAACAUCCCCCUCCCCCUCCCCUUCCUUAUGGGUGUUCCCCUCCCCACCCUCCCCCCAUUGCUGCCCUCCCCCCAACAAUCUAGUUCACUGGGGGUUCAGUCUUAGCAGGACCCAGGGCUUCCCCCCGUCCACUGGUGCUCUUACUAGGAUAUUCAUUGCUACCUAUGAGGUCAGAGUCCAGGGUCAGUCCAUGUAUAGUCUUUAGGUAGUGGCUUAGUCCCUGGAAGCUCUGGUUGCUUGGCAUUGUUGUACAUAUGGGGUCUCGAGCCCCUUCAAACUCUUCCAGUUCUUUCUCUGAUUCCUUCAACAGGGGUCCCGUUCUCAGUUCAGUGGUUUGCUGCUGGCAUUCGCCUCUGUAUUUGCUAUAUUCUGGCUGUGUCUCUCAGGGGCGAUCUACAUCCGGCUCCUGUUGGUCUGCACUUCUUUGCUUCAUCCAUCUUGUCUAAUUGGGUGGCUGUAUAUGCAUGGGCCACAUGUGGGGCAGGCUCUGAAUGGGUGUUCCUUCAGUCUCUGUUUUAAUCUUUGCCUCUCUAUUCCCUGCCAAAGGUAUUCUUGUUCCCCUUUUAAAGAACCAACUGUGGGAUUUUUAACAAUGGCUGAGUAAGCCUGUUUUAUGUCUAGUUUAUUGAGUGGUUUUCAUUUCUUAGAAUCGGUGAAACAGUAUUCAAUUUUGUCAAACUUUGGUUCUGCAAAUAAGUAAGUAAGUAAGUAAGUAAGUAAGUAAGUAAGUAGGGAAGCGCUCUUUUUAAAACACAAACUGCACCGUGACGUGGCAGCUUCCGUUUAGACCCUCACUCGGCCAACCUGGGAACGCAUCCCCAUGUCUCCCGAGUUCACUGCGUGCCUGGACCAGCCUCUGUCUCAGGGUUAACACCUCUGGGAAGGAUGCCUCUCCGAAGACUCAGCAUACUGCCGGGAUGUGGUGCCCCAUCCGAAGAGAACAACAUAGGUGUGUUUGCUUUACCGGCCUAAUGCUGUCCCCUCACUGUCGAGCGAGCCUGUUUCAAGCUGUUGAUAUAGCUUAGACCCUGGCAGUUGUCUAAUCUCCUCGAAGCCUCGGCGUCUGAUUGCGUUUGCUCACCCUGCAAAUAGUCAGCGGCGUAAGCGAUCUCGAAGUGAGAAUAGAUCUAAAGCCUGUGUUUAUGAUAGACAGGGUUCAGAGGGGAGUUGAGACCCUGUAAAAUACAGACAUGGACUUCCAGAGCAGAGAAUAAAGACUUAAUUCUUCUCCUCAAAGCCUGACAAGCAGCCACAUUGCAGCAGGCAUGAUUUUGUUGCAGAGACCAUGUUUUGUUUUGUUUUGUUUUUUUUUUUUGUUUUUUUUUGUUGUUGUUGUUGUUGUUUUUUUUUUGUUUUUUUUUUUUUUUGUUUUUUUUUUUUUUUUUUGAGACAGGUCUUAUGUAGCUAAGGAUGUCCUUGAACUCCUGGUCCUUCCUUCCGUUAUCAUCCCAGAGGCUGGUUUCACAAGUGUCUGUGCUGUGCUUGGUUUUAUAUGGUGCUAGGGAUCAAACAAGGCAAGCGUGCUAGCAACAGAGCCACAACCAUAGCCUUUGAACUUAUUUUAAAAUUGAUAUAUGAGAAUGUAGAGUUGUGCAUAUUAAUGACAUAUCCCAUGUGAUAUUUUUGAUGUACAUAUGCAUUACGUGAGUGAUGUUUAAAAUUCGAUUGAACAUACAUAUUUCUUCAAAUACAUAUCAUUUCUCUGUGGUAAAAAUAGUCAAAAGUCCUCUCUUGUAGCUUUUUGAGUUGUCUAUUAUUCAGUCGGUCUCUGUGGUCAUCGGAGUGUGCCAAGCGCCCCGGAAUGUCCCGCUCUUAGACGAACGUACGCAGUACCACCUGCCGUGUCUCCUGACCCCACCAUCGUUCUCUGAGAGCUUCUGUUCUAGAUGCAAAUUUAGUAAAAUGAGUUGGUGAAAGACCACUCUGUCAAUCAGGAGACUCAAAGAAGCUUGAAAUAUACAGGGAAAGAAAAAAAAAAAAGAGCCCUUACUUUCCUAGUAAUUAUAAGCUGGCUGGCUGAAGACUUCCAAUGGAAUGACCUAGAUGCUUUCAUUUGUGAGGCCUUCAUCCAGGCAGACUUCACAUGGUACAUAAUUCACCCAUUUAAAAUGUUCUCUCUCUUUUUUUUACUUUUGGUUUGGUUUUUGAGAUGGGGUCUCAUCAAGUAGCUCAGGUUUGCUUUGAAGUCAGGAUCCUUCCAGCCUCUAGCCUCCGGCUUUAAAGUGAUGCACCGUGACACGUGAGUAAGAGUAGGCUGAGAUGAACUUGGGAUGUAACAUUGGAUCUGUUCCUGUCUAUGAGACAUCGUAUUUACUUAGUGGUCAGUCCAGUAAGGUCUAUAUUGUUGGUAGCGGGUCCACUGGCUGAAAGGAUGAACAGUUGAUUGAUCAGCUGUGUGAGAUCCAUUCAUUUCGAGCGUGUACCUUCUGCCAACUGGCAGCAUCUUCAUUCUCUGACAUGGUCUGACUCAGAGAUUAGAAUGCUCUGCAGAGAGUUGGCCUUCCUGCCGUGUCACAGCUUGUCUCUGUGGAGAGGGACAGAGCUAUCCUCCUAGGCACUGGUUUGCAUGCAGUUGGAGGACUCACCCUCUUUUCUUUCUUUUUCUUUUUUUUUUUUCAGAGCUGGGGACUGAACCCAGGGCCUUGCACUUGCUAGGCAAGCGCUCUACCACUGAGCUAAAUCCCUAACCCAGACUCACCCUCUUUUAUGUUGGUAUGAAGUGUCUCUCACAUUAACUCCAGCCUGGAUACUGCUCAUUGUCCUGAUUGACUUGGUUUAUGAGCUUCUUAGAGCCUAGUUUACUUACUUUUCUCAUCUGCAAAUGUUUACAGAGCUAUUGAGAGGACUCCAUAGCAUGGGUCCAUGUAUGCACACAUGUGGUAGGCAUGUUGCUUAGGGUUGUAUUUCAAGGAAGAACAUGGAGUCUAGAGAAUUGCCUGAGACUUCCUCAGAGAGAAAGAGAGAACUACAGGAAUCCAGCAGAGAACACUUUCUAUUCCCAUGGCUGCCUUGUUCUCAUGGAAUUUCAGUUUCUGGAAGCCAUGUUGGCUGUGAUUUGGGGGCUGAAUCCUAUCUUUCCUAGGAGCUGACCAGGUCUGCCCAUUCCUCAGUUCAGACAACAUGAUAUUUUGUGGGCAUGUGUUUGUUUUUAUUGGCCAUGUUCUGGAAAAAAAAAAACAACUGCCUUUAAACAUGGUCUAGGACUCUGAGCAUGUUGUUUCCUUCCUAAUGGAGACAGAGUUAGGACCGCCUUGUGAUUCGAGCCUGUGAACUGAUAUUUACCGAGACAGAAACACUGUCCUUAAGAGAGCUGUGUGUAUUCUCACACACAGUGUGAGAACUCCUCACCCUCAGUACUUGAGAUCAGGAUGCUUCUAGAUUUGGGGAUCUGGAACUAGCAUUGUUUCAGAAUAUUUACGUAGAACUCUCCUGGUUUAGCACCACUGAUCUCAGCAUUCCAAAUCUCCACUGCUCAAAGUGACAACCCCACUGCCCCACCCCCUGUCAUUUUGUCACUGCUCAGAAACUUUUAGAGUUUGGAGUGUUUUCAACUUGGAAUUUUAGGAUUAGAAAUAACUAGGAGCAGUGCCUCAUACCUGUAAUGAGGGCACCUAGAAGGCCAAGGCAGGACCAUGAGUUCAAGGAUAGCAUGGGCUACAUAGUGAGUGAGUUCUAGGCCAGCCUCUGGAGCAGGGUGGGAUGCUGUGUAAAUAAAUCAACCAGAACAACACCAACAGCAAGAAUAUAUCAUGUAUACUUUGGGUAUUUUUGAAAAAUCCAGACAGGUGAGGAGAGAAGGUCUCAGCACUGUCUUCAAAACUGAUAUGGAAACGUGUGUGUGUGUGUGUGUGUGUGUGUGUGUGUGUGUGUGUAUGCUGUGCUUUGGCGUAUCAGUGUUGCUUCCUCUGUCACAGACAGCAACAUGAUUCUCCAGGCCCUAGUUAGUCAGUUGUGCCUUCCUGUGUCUCCAUUUUCUUCUCGCUCCAGCUGCCUUGACCUUACGGCUGUUUUGUUUCAUCCGGACAUGUCUGGUGGCAGCCUGUUGGGUUUGUGGUUCUCGGAUCACGUAAGAAGGGGAUGAGUCUCCACUCUGGUAGCUGGGUAUGGGCACGGUGCCAAGGCGCUGUCACUGUAUUAGUUUGCUUAGAGCUAUACAAUCUCAGUGCUUUAACCUGCACAGAGCAAUUCAAUCACGGCUCUGAAGACCCGGGGCCAGCAAUCACGGAGCUGUGGGCCAUGCUCACCUAAGAUCCUUCCAUGCUCCAACUUUGGGAGCUUAUUCUUUGUUUCCAUGGGCCUACUGACUCCUUGUGUUUUGCUUGUCCGUCUCAGUAACAACCGAGACACACUGCUCUCGCCCGCAGAAACAGGAAUCUUGAAUGCUGGAUGUGAGACAGAAGAUAACUGUCUUUCCAGAGCCUUCUGGCACAAAGCAAGUGUGCUGUAUAGUUUCUGGUCAACGGGACACAAAGUAAAGCCACCUGGGAAAGAGGACAGAGCCUCAGUUGAGGAAUCUCUUCUACCAAAUUGGCUUGUAGGCAAGCCUGUGGGGAUAUGUUUUAAUUAAUGAUUGAUGUGUUCAAGCCUUGCUCAUAGUAGAGGAGGCCACCUUGGGCCUGUAGUCUUGGGUUAUAAAAGAAAGCAGGCUGAGCUAGCCUAUGAGCAGCUUCCUCCAUAGUUUCUACCUUCAAGUUUCUUCUUGUGCUCCUGCCCUGGGUUUCCUCAGUGAUGGGCUACAAAAUAAAGGAUCCAAAUAAAUCCUUCAGUUCCCCCUGCCAUGACUUCCCUUGAUGAUGGAUGGACAGACUGGACAUUAGAAGCUAACACAAACACUUUCCCACAGUGCUUUUGAUCGUGGUGUUAUCACAACAAUGGAAACGAAGUAGCAGAGUGGGCCUCACCUAGGAGCAGGGUUACCCCUAAACACCUCUCUCCGAGAGGAGACUCUUGGAGUGUUGUCUGUGGCAUAACCUUGAAUGCAGUCCCUACUGGCUAGCCAUUUUCCGUUUUUGCUCCAUUUGCUUUCUCACAGUUCUGCCUGUGGUCCAUGAUUGACAGCCCCGUUCCUUGGUUGAAUAGUUCAUGUGAGUGUGAAAAUUCAUAGUGGCCUUAAGGGAGGACUGUAGAUGAUGCGGUCCACAGGCAGAGGACAGCUGUCACUGUCUUGUCUUUUUCCCAAACAAAAGCUGCUCUUGGGAGAAAUCAAAGAAGUGGGACUGUAGCCUGGUUGCUCCCAAUGUGUGGUUGGUGCUGACUUUCCUCCUUCCCCUUCUCCCUUUCAUUGGCACAACUUGCCGAGUGUAAUCCAAGAGCCCGGCUCUGUAGCACACACUGUGUCUAAUCAUAAUACAACCAAAGGCGCUACCACCAUUUUCUGCCCUUUAAACAGACAAGGCGAAUACCUUGGGGGCAAGAAAUCACCUGUUAAAGUCAUGUAGCAAGCAGGACUCUAUGCUGUGAUGGAGUUCAAUGAUGAACUAUAUGGUCCUACUGGAUUUUCAUCUAGAAGGUAGGCUCAGGUCACACCCACUGCAGUGAUGUAAGAGCCGUCUGUUUUGGGGUACUUUAUGCUCAGACUUCUGGGUUCUUUUUGGAUCACCUUCAGAAUAUGAUGGCUCUGUACCAGGCAGGGCUCAGGGCUCUAGAGUUCCUUUUGCUCUCGGCCAGUGUUCUAAAUGAGAUGGCUUUUGGAUAUCUGGAGGGAAGGUGAUGGGUUGCACAGUGGUUUUGAGGUUCUGGUGUGGACAGAAGGAGGAGAUCGAAGAGUGGCAUUUUUUCCAGCCUUGGCUAGGGAAAGUUCAAGCUGGCUGUUUUCUUAUUACAUUGAAACUGGAAACAUAUCAACAAGGCAAAAGUCUGCAGCUUGACUGUGUGUGUGUGUGUGUGUGUGUGUGUGUGUGUGUGUGUGUGUAUUUACUAGUGCAUAUACGUGUGGAGUCCAGAAGAGAAGGGUGUUGACUUUCUCUGUCGCCUCUUUCUUACCCUUGAGACAGUUCCUCACUGAAGUUGAAGUCGAGUCAUCUUUCAUGCUAGACUGAAUGGCAUGGAGUUCUCAAGAUUGCCCGCCCUGCUGCUUUUCUCUCAGUCUUGAGCAUUCAAAGUGGUCUUCAUGCAUUUGCAGCAUGCGUCCUUACCCACUGAGCCAUCCAGCUCCCUAGCUUCAUCUUUACGAUAACCUCCUAGGAGUUCCUGAUAACUUGGAAACCACAGUGGUUCUAGCGAUGAGUGCAGUUUCUCCUCUGCCUCGUUCUUGCAAAGAACAUGCCCUCAGGACUGGGGUUGCUGCUCUGGACCCCAGCCAGCGAAAGACCCUUGCCCUUUGCAUGGCCUCGAUCCCAAGUACAGAAUUCAAAUCUCCGGAGGAUAAAGCGCCAGGUGGAUGGUUGCUCCAUGACCUGCAGUUGCAGCAUGAGGCAUUUAUGUAGUAAUUAUCGCUUCACCGGUGCAUCUAGGGGAGAGAAAAAUUCCACAUGCAUGGUUCGCUUUGUCCUUUUGUUUUUUUUUUUUUUCUCCUCCAUCCUUUUCGCGAUGCAUUUUUAAGAGCGUAAUCAGCAAGAUGGGUCUCUGUCAUUUGUGUAGCCGGUUCCAAUUCCUUUAAGGCUGGGCAGCUUCCUGGUGUUUACUUUCACUGCAGAUGGACUUGGGGUUCUGUGUAGAUGGAAGCUGCAACAUCAGUACUCAGACAGACUCCUUUUUUAAAGAUUUAUUUAUUUAUUUAUUUAUUUAUUUAUUUAUUUAUUUAUUUUAUGUUUAUGAGUACACUGUCGUUGUCCUCAGACACAGAAGAGGGCAUCGGAUCCCAUUACAGAUGGUUGUGAGCCACCAUGUGGUUGCUGGGAAUUGAACUCAGGUCCUCUGGAAGAGCAGUCAGUGCCCAUAACCGCUGAGCCAUCUCUCCAGCCCCAGACAGACUCUUAAUCCAGGUUUAAGAAUGACAGCAGAUGCCCUUAUGAAAUCUGGUAAUGAUUAAAACCCCCAAAACAAAGCCCGCUAAUUCUUUGUGUGGUUUGGGAGUGGUUUGCCCAAAUCUAGAAGCAGGGGCUUGUCAUUCCUGGCUGUAACGCAGUUUGGAAAAAUUAAAAGCAGGAAGUGAACCUUGCUGCUGGCUGCGGGAGCCUGAGAUUUAGAAUGGGUGGGUUCAAUUUUGUUUUGCAUUUAUAUUUACUGGCCAGGGCCCCUUUCCUGUGGGCUGGUGGACAUUUAGCUAAUGAAUGCCUUCUGAGAAGACCUGGCUGGCAGGAGAGGGAGGGUCUGGCUGGCUUUCCUAUCUGUAGGUCCAGAGGCCUCUGUACGCUUGCGGCUUGCUCUGGCAGGGCUGCCUGUUGGGUUGUUUCUGGGCCUCUCAUUCUGCUGCACUGUUAGUUUACAAACAUCAAAGCACUGAGGCAGAAACCCAAGCUCCCACCCUCAGUUAUUGGCCGGGCACCCCAGCCAUCUUUCUCAGCCACAUCCUGUGACCCUACACUGGGGCACGUGGCCUCUCCGCCUUGGGUCCAUCCUCCUUCCAAUUUGUAAAGGCAUCAUUCGGUUGAGUUCUGGCUGCUGAUUUUAUUUCUCCUGUGUACUCCUUUGCUUCCCUCACGGGAGGAGCUUUCCCAGUUCACCCCUCAGCCUGGGCUCAGGUCACAGAAAUCUGAUGUGGUUUGGGGGGAUAUCUCUGGGUCCCCCUGACAUUCUGGAAAUAAAUUGAAGAGCAAGCAUGUACCGGCCACCAUCUUCUGAAGGGAGGGCUACACUAUGCUCAAACAAAUAUGCCAUGUCCUCACACACACACACACACACACACACACACACACACACAGACACACACACAGACACACACACAGACACACACACACAGACACACACACAGACACACACACAUACACACACACACACAGACAGACAGACAGACACACACACAUACACACACACACACACACACACAGACAGACAGACAGACACACACACACACACAACGGAAGGCAACUUAUCACCCAUUGCCUGGAGAAAGCCACAGCAUUGAGGAUGGAUGGCCUUGCCAUUUUGGGGGUUCUCCUAGAAUCCACAACUUAAUUUGAAAAUAAUAAGACUUUUGGUUGUGACUUCUAGUUAUACUUUUUGUAGUGGAAAUUCUAAUGUGUAAAAUCUGUGUGUUAGAAAAGAAGAGUGAAUUGGACUUGUGAGAUGGCUCAGGGUUAAAGCACUUACCACCAUGCUUGAGGACCUCAGUUCUAUUCCCAGAAGAGAGAAGCGACUCCUACAAGUUGUCCUGUGACCUCCAUCGGUCAUGGAGUGUGCAUCCCCACACACAUUCACAUGUAUGCACACAAAAUUAAUAAAUAAAAGUAUAAUUAAAAACCUGGGAAGGAGAAUAAUUGAGAAGCUGCGGCAGGAGAAUCAGUUCAAGGACAGACCAUAUAACAAGAAUCUAUCUCAGAGGAAAGUAAUAAUAAUUCUUGGUAUGGGAUCAUAGCUCUGUAGUAGUAUAUGUAAAGCUUGGAUUCCAUCUCUACCCAACCCCCCUAAAAAUAAAAGUAAAAACACAACCCUGUUUUUAAUUAAGAAGAAGACACGUUUUCCUCCAUGAAACUAUUCUAAGGAACAAAGCUGUAAAAAUAGAGGAUUAUUUCCAAAGAAGUUGCCUUACAAAAACCACCUGACCAGUUCCAUUGGUCGGGUGUAAGUUACCUUGGCAGUGAGCCACCUCAAACAACCAUCACAGGGAAGUGAGAGGCUUUUCACACCACCCGGACACUGUCUAAUUGUGACACGUAAUGGCAAAGGGGAUAAACAAGAGCUGGAGACAAGCCUCUGGGUGGAAGGAUCUAGACGCAGACUCGAUACAUUAGUAACGUGUCUUGUAGCAAAGUAGCCAACAAGGAAGGAAGGCUUCGCUGUGCCUCACAGGUUGAAGGGGUGUCCACCAUGGCAGGAAGAUGUGUCAGCUAAAAAGUAAGGCCGCUGGUCACAUGUUUCCAUCAUCAGGAAACAGAUGCAUGCUACCACUCUGUUCAAAGUUUCCCUUUUUCUAGCCCGGGUCCCCAGCCUGUGGGAUGAUGUUGAGCUUCCAGUGAGUCUGCCCACCUCAGUUAAGAUAAUACCAUAGUUCCUCCAGCCAUAAUGCCGUAGUUCCUCCAGCCAUGCCCAGGGUGCGUCUCCUAGGUGAUUCUAGAUCUUGUCAAGUUGACCAUCAACACCGAUCAGCACACCAGUCUGGUCCUCACCCUGAUCUAGUAAGGGAGCAAAGAGUGUAUUCGGUGAUCUGAACCCUAACCGGAGUGUCUGUUGACUUUUUUAAAAAAGUUGUAUCAUAAUAGUGUGUUGUUAGUUUUUAAAGUUCCUCUCUCACGUGUUUCUGAAUGGCUGUGGCAGGUUCACUUCAGACUGUAGAAGGAGACCAGGUGUGUUUUGGGAAGCAGGAUUAGCGUGAGUUUAUCAUGUGAGACAGGUCAUGAGGUCAUGGCUUGGGCUUCUCUGUGCUGUCUCAUAAUGCAUGUUAGACGUUUUCUGUAGUUGAAAAUUAAAAGAGGAGGGCAAUUUGGCAAGGUGUCGUCGGCAGCAAAGCCUCUAUUGCUUUUGUACUAUAAAACCACAUAUGUCCUUUGUAAUAAAUACAGGUAAAGUAAAUGCUUCGAAUGUCUUACUAACUGUGUGUGAGCGUGCACAUUCACAUCACCCUGCUUUUAAAAUGGAAGUGAAUUCUCCUUUAAGCCUGUGUCAUCUGCCUGUUAUUGCAUUGAUCUCUUUCCUCUGAGAGCUGUCGCAGGCCAUUAAAUACUCUUCUGAAACCGUUAGAAUCGACUUUAGAGGAAUGUUGAUUUAAUGCUUGUGCCCCGAUUUUGCUUAGCUCUUUCCUUAUUGUUAAGUAAAUGGUGCUUACGAUUUUGGAUGUGAUAAUGAGUUCGGUGAUGAAAUCUUUCUAACUAAAUCUCAAGUCAUAUCCUUCUUUCCUUAAAAAUAAAUUCCUUGGAAGUGUUAAGUUGCUAUUUAUACAGUGCUUCAGACGGCAUUUGCUCAUGCUUCACUUAGAAGCCACACUUACCUCGUGCGUAAGGAUUCCAUUUCCUUCUUGAAUAAGCCUGUCUGCUUGUGCAUGUGAAUGCAGGUGCGUGUGGCCUCCAGAAGAGGGUGUGGGAGCCAUCGGAACUGGAGUUGGAGGUCAUGGGCUACUGAUGUAGACACAGGGAGUCAAGCCACCAUGUCUGGAAGAGCACUAUACACUCUUAACUUCCGAGCUAAUGCUCUAGCUCCUAUUUCUGGCUGUUUCGUAUUCUUCCAAAAACUGUCCGGAUGCUCACAAAUAUUCAUAAAAUUGUCUUUGAUGCCUGCAAUCUUCAAGGGAGUAUUCUUAGGAGAAAUGGGCAGCGAAGAUCCAGCCAUUCCUGAGUAUGCCUGUGUAGCGUAUUUAAGCUACCUCUGUAAGCUAAGGUGGACAUUGAUCACACUAAAAACGAGUCCUGAUGCUUUGCCAUUUGUCAGGGAGAAGAUGAAGUUUUGUUUGUAAACCUGGACUGCUAUAGACAGACUGGCAGGAGACGCCUAUGUAGUGCAGUUUAUGCAAAUUUAGAGAAAUGGCUGUGCAUGCCAUGAGUUUUUACAAGAGCUCGUCUGUCCAUGUAAAGUGUGCGGAGCCCCGUGCUGUGUUUGGAGGUCAUAGGACCACUUCCGGUGUCGUUCUUCAGGGUUCCUCCACCCUUUGUUUUGAGACAAGCUCUGUCAUUGGCUGGAACUUAACCACGUAGGCAGCUAAGCCAUUGAGCUUUCAGGGAUCCGCCUUCCUCCCAUCUUUCCAUGUCUGGGAUUAUAGGUGUUUGCACAGCACCUCACUUUUUACCUGGAUUCUGGGGAUCUGAGCAUGGGAGGCUAGCUCUUAGGCCAUUUUCCCAGGCCAUGAACAAAUCUAAUAGGAGUCAUUACCACCGUCUAAUGCUUUGGUUGAUUUGGGCAGCUUGAGUGUAGCCAGCUGUGGUGUAGUUUAGAUCUGUCACCGGAAUAUGUUUUGUGUUGAACACACAGGGCAGUUCUGUUUUCUCUCGUCGUUCCCUUCCAGCCUCGAGACGAUCCCAUCCUUGAAAUAUAGACAUCGUAUGUCAUUGCUUCGGGUUUCUGUGUGCUCCAGAGUCAGGUUCCCCGUGUGGAUAAGGGAUGCUUGUUAGAAGUCAAGCUUCUCAAAUCUGAAAAUCGGGAAGCUGAAACUUUCUGAGCUGGCUUGACACUGGGGAGUGGAAAAUUCCACACCUGUCCCCUUAUGCCGAUCACAGCUGAGGUGCAGGUGCACAGAGAGGACUGAAGGAAAUGAAGUAGUGUGUGACCUGUGCUGAAACACCGUUCAAGUUUAGACUUGGCUCCUUUCCCACACACAUCCCAUUAUGCAUAUACAAAUGUUUCAUGAUCCGAAAAGGACCCAAAUCAGAAGCUCUUCUCGCCCAGCCCUUUCAGAUAAGGGUUACCCAGCCAGUGCCAACACAGAGGGAUGUUUGUUUGGAAAGCAGGUAGCUGGGGGUGGGGGGGUUGCACUUUAAGACCUGUUCGAGAGCUUUAAUGUGAAAACGAGAGCCAGAUGAUGUGGAGACAAAGUAACUUGUCUAAAACCUCAACAGUGAACAGUGAAAGCAAGAGGUUCGCCAGGUCUGGCCAAACGGGCUGAGCAUUUAGGGCCGUCAAUCUUGUGGAAGCCUGUCCACGGGGAGGAGUUCCUUUAAAAUGUUAUGUAUGUGUGUGUCUCUUUGUGGGCACAUGCCCACUAGUGCAGCUGCCUGUGGAGACACUGGACUCUCCUGUAGCUGGAUUUACAGGUGGUUGUGGGAACUGAGUUCAGGGUCUCUGUAAGAGCAGCAAGCACUCCUAGUGCUGAGCCAUCUUUCCAGCCCUCCGUGUGGGUCUUGCAUGAGUCCUUGGAGGAAAGAAGUUAACAGGCCCAUGGUGGUGUGCUCAAGGGCAAUGGCAGCAGUGUAGAGAGAACUCAGUUUAUGUCCUGUCUGGGCCUCAUGAAACGUGUAGGCAAAUUACAUGAGCCUGGGUGUCUUAGUCAGGGUUUUAUUGCUGUGAACAGACGCCAUGACCAAGGCAUAAGGACAACAUUUAAUUGGGGCCGGCUUGUGGGUUCAGAAGGUCAGUCCAGUAUCAUCAAGGCAGGGGCAUGGCAGCAACCAGGAAGGCAUGGUGCAGGAGCGGCUGGGAGUUCUACAUCUUCAUCUGAAGGUUGCCAGGAGGCUGGCAGCUAGGACAAGGGUCUUAAAGCCCAAGCCCACAGUGACACACCUCACCCAACAAGGCCAUGUCGCCUAAUAGCGUUACUCCCUGGGCUAGGCUUAGUCAAACCACCACCCUGGGUUUCUUCCUUUGUGAGUUAUUAGUAACAGUAGGGAUCCACCUUAAAGAGAGGAUAGUUACCUUAAAUGAAGCAAUAAAGUAAUACACGUAUACUUGUUUAGAAUGACGAGAAGCUCAGAUGAUAUAUGUUAUCAUCUUUAUAAACAGUGAUUCUUGAUAUACUAGCUUUUUAAAUUUUUUAAAUUUGGUGAUGGGGCAGGGAGGGCGGGUAUAGCCUAGGGCUUUUACAUCUACUGCCAAGUAUAACUCCAGUCUUUGGAUUGUACGGAAUCUUGGCUGGUCUUGAACUCAACUUCCCCUAACCUUAGCUCCCUAUUGACCAACCACAGUGGCCCGCUGGCAUCCAACACAAUGGUCGUAUGUAGCCGAAAGCCAACAAAGUCUUCGAAUGCUUAGAUGGACGUAUACUAUGAUAUCUAACUUGAAUCUAAGUCUUGCAACUGUUGGGUUUAACCCCUCCCCCCAUGUGACCCUUUGUCGUUUUCAGGCUGGAACCAGAUGAGCUUUCCAGUCUACCCCCCUCCAGACUCUGGAAACAAAUUCAUUAUUUAUACAGCACCUACCCUGACAGAGACGAUGAUCGUAAUCACAUUGAAAUUACUCAGUGCACCUCAGAGAGUUUCAGCAGAUGUGUGAAUAUUAAGUUAUUAAUAACUAAUUGGGUGCUAAUUAUGUGCCCUGUAGUUCUUGGAGCUGAUAAAGAGGUGUCACCUGCUGUGUCAGGCCUCUGUCUUGUCAGGUCUGAAAAAAAUCAUUUUUGGCAGACGUGCCGAAGUUAACUUUAGGUUUUGAAUUUCGUUUCCUUCAAGUUUGGGUUUUAUUUCCUUCAUGCAUCUAGAAAUCUUCCUAUGAAAUUGUUGUGACCUUCAUAUGGGAGAUCCCACUUCCCAUAAGCCAAGGGUGUGUGAUGCUUUGUGACAGUCUUGUUUCUUGGAGGGGGUGGGGCAGGAACCUCGUGAAGGGUAGUAACCCAGGGAGAACCUGAGGCAGCCAAGCAGAAGUGAAGAGUAAGGGCAGGAGAGCAGGGUCAGAGCGAGAGAACAUUCACCCUGCAGUCUCAAGGAGCAGAGUUCAGAUGACCAGCACCCAGGUGUAAUGCUGACGUUGGGGUUGGAGAAAAGGGUCGGCAGUGAAGGACACUCACUGCUUUUGUUCAGGGUCCUGGGUUGGUUCCCAGCAUUCAGACGUCGGCUUAAGACUACCUAUGACCCUAUGAUUCCAGCUCCAGGGGAUCUGAGGCCCUCAUCUGGUCUCUUUAUGUUCCUGCAUAUAAAUUCUCUCUCUUUCUCUCUCUCUCUCUCUCUCUCUCUCUCUCUCUCUCUCACACACACACACACACACACACACACACACACACACACAUACACACAAAAUAAAAGCCUAGUGCAACUGUGCAUAGACAGUGCAGUAGGAUGGACACAAGGUAGCUGUUGGGUUCACUUGGUACCAGCCCAGUGCAAGGUUUAGUGAUAGAUCUUGUCUCAAUGAAAUGAGGCAGAGUGACUGAGCGCUCUUCUCUGGCCUUUGAUUCAACACACACACACACACACACACACACACACACACACACACACACACACACACCAGUGUAAUUUUUAUGUAUUUUUCAAGGCACUUAUGAGGUGCCUUGGACUUGGAUCUUCUGUGACUCAGCUCCAUUCUGUUGUCUAAUGAUGUGUGUCUUUCAUUCGUCUCCUCCCUCCAAUCAGUUCUGUGUCUGUCUCAAUUGGAAACGUGUUGGUGGCUGUUAUCUGGAAUACAUCUAUGAGCCAGAAGUUUUCAGCUUGUGUCAGGGUGCAGUACCCCCAGGAGACAGAGAAUUCUAUAGAACUUGAGAGAGAUGUUAAGAAUGAGAGAAUCUCUACAGUAAUUGAAAUCUACCCCACCUCCUCAUCUCUAGUUACUCAUAAGCUUCAGAUAGGUGGAACUUUGGUCAGGCAAGACAUUUGAGUUAGCCCUAGGAGCAGGAAGGUGUGACUUUAUAGUCAACAAAAUCCAUUUUCUUACAGAAAGGUCCUAGCAUAUUAGGGUGGCUUGGCUGCAUCUUUCUUUUAAAAUUGACUUUAUCAUAAUCACAUACAAUUAAAAAGGCUCUGAUUGGCUACCAUGUUACCUCCUAGCAAACUAAGAGUAUUAGAAAGGAAUCUAAGCCCUUUCAGCCCAGGGAUAAAUAUAUAGUAUAGAAGGUAAGAAAGAGAACUAAAAGAUGAUUGUACGGAAAUAGAAAUGUGGGCCUAGCAAAUAUUGACAAAGAUUAAUACCUUUAACCAGACAGAUUAGGCGGGAGCUUGGUGUUAGAGUAUGGACAGCAAUGUCCAGCUCAUUUGCAUUGUGCUUGUUGGGUCUGACUACAGUCUCUGUGUCUUUUGCCUCUCUGCUGUCAGAGACCCUCUUCUGCAUUCGUCCUUGCCUGCUUUGAGUCUUGGCAAAUGUGGUAGAAUAUAUGCCGUUUAGAUUUUCAGCCUCCCUUGCAGCUAAGUCUUGGGCCAUAUGACUAGCUCUCCACCAGUCACAUGCAUCUGCCCCAGUUUUGGAAUGGGUGGUAAGUUCUACUAAGAGAGGAAAGGCAUUUUUGGCAGUGGCUGCUCCUUAUUGAGAAGAGCAGGAGCUCUUCUCUGGUAUUUGAUCUUGGUUAGCCAGCCCCAGGGCUGUGAAGUAUUUCUGCCCAGGGACUGGCAGGAAAUACUUUGGUGUAGGAUAAGCGGUCUCUGCUGGAUCCACUCACCCCAGCUAUACUGGGUGGAAGCACUCACACUUCAUGGAAACUAAUGAGCAUUGCCGAGUUCCAGCAGAACUUUAUUGAUGGACAGACAGUGCGUUCCAUUAGGCUCUAGUUUUGUCAGUUCAUAAUCUUGCUUGGGCCUUAAUCCUGGGAGCUGAGCCACCUGCUACUUUAGGAAAGACAUAGUUUACUUGCCUUGUGGCUAGAAUGCCAGUUCCAGACUUGCUAAACCCUCAGUGACUUUGGGAAGAGCUGUGAGCUCCUUUCUGCUUUAUACAAGUAAAAACCUGUGUGGAGGAGUCAAUUCAUGAAGUAUAGCUGUAGCCAUGGCAAUUCUUGCAUUAAAAUAUUUUAUUAUUAAUAUGCUGUCUGUCUGUCUGUCGUCUGUCUGUCUUCUAAGGCAGGGUCAUACUGUAUAGCUUUGACUGUCCUGGAACUCAGUUUGUCAGCUAGACUGACUUUGCCUUCCAAGUGCUGGAAUUAAAGAUGAGUGCCACCAUGCCUGACUCAUUUUAUUGUUUAAAAAGUGGCUCAUUGGGGCUGGGGAUUUAGCUCAGUGGUAGAGCGCUUGCCUAGGAAGCGCAAGGCCCUGGGUUCAGUCCCCAGCUCCGAAAAAAAGAACCAAAAAAAAAAAAAAAAAAAAAGAGGCUCAUUUCCUUUUUUGUGUGUGUGGGCGUUUUGCCGGCAUGUAUCUCUCUCUGUAGCAUGUGCAGGUCGUGCCCGUGGAGGUCAGGAAAGGGCAUUGGAUCCUUUGAAACUGGAGGUACAGAUGAUUACUAUCUGCCAUGUUGGGAUUGGGAACUGAAGCUGGAUCUUCUGCUGGAGGGACACAUGCUGUUAAUGGUUGAACUUUUAGUUUAGGAGAGUGUUUUCUUACAUGUACACCUGCACCGUUUGUGUGCCUGGUGCUCAUGGAGACUAGAAGAGGACAUGAGAUUCCUGGGACUGGAGUUACAGACUGUUGUGAGCAGACGUGUGGGUGCUGGGAACCAAAGCUAGUUCCUCUGUGAGGGGAGCCAUUGUUCUUAACCACUGAGCCAUCCUCUACCCCGAGUCUGAUUCUUUAUUGAAUUGCCCCUAUUUCUCCAAAAACUCUUGGAGGAAUUGCACAUCCAGAAAUACUCAAGUUGGAAUACACAUCCCCAGAGAAGGUUGGGUUAUGUGCUGGAAGUCCCAUAUUCCUGACCCAGCCUCUCACUGACGUCAUUCCAAUGUAAUAUCGGAACCUGGAAAUCAGCAGUGUUGGAUUCACAGACUCCAUUAGGGUUUCAUUAGUUUACCAUGCACACACAUGUGUACAUGUUGUUGAUAUGCAGAUAUGGUUUUUGGAUGCAUACAUCCUCCACCACAGUCAAGAUGAAUUACAGAGACCCCCAUAUGCUCCUUUACAGCCCCAUCUCUCCCCGUUCUAAUUUCUGUCAUUAGCUAAGUGGCUGUCAUCUCAAGAUUUAUUUAAGUGUAACCACACAGUAUUUAACCUUCGGGGAUUGGCUUUCUUCACUCAUCAUGAGUCCUUUAACCCGUGCGAGUCACUUACUCCUUUUUAUCGUUUACUAAUACUCUAAACUAUGGUUGUAACAUGGUUUUUUUAACCAUUCAACUCUUGAUGGACAUUAGUUUUUUUUAAUCUGUUUGGGGUGCUUACAAAGCUACUAGGAACAUCAGUUUACAGGCUUUAGAGUAAAUUUCAGUUUCCAUUUAUCUGAGAUGAGUACUCUUGAGUGUAAUUGCUAGAUCAUAUGGUAAGUAUAUAGGAAGCUGCCGUUCCCAAGGCAUAUGACCACUGAAUUGGCAGCUUAUGAACAGGUCUUCUUGUCUUUCAUUUUGUCUCUCUUACUGCUUUGUCUGGAUUAAUUUUCUCAAAACAGUAAUUGUAGCUUUCAAACCCGCUUGGCUUUGUACUCAACACCUUGUGCAUACCGUCUAAUUUCUUAACGACUCCCCAGUGAAGGGCUGAUGUUGUUAUUUCUCUAGAGAAGGAAAUGGAUUCACAGGGCAUAUAAUUAACCAGUUUAGAUACAUUCAGCUCAGUAAGGGGCAAAGUUAGACGCUCCAGCCCUGAUGCCUACAGAGCUAGCUCGUGUCAUUACAUCGGUAAGGCAGCCCUUAAUGUUGGCUCUACUCAAUGCCUGGAGAUGUUUCCCUGGUAAAGUGACCCUGACUAUGACCUUGUGGGGCCAGUAGAGUCUGCUGACUUAUUUUUACUUUCUUGGAAUCAUCCAUGACCUUUCUGCUGUCUGUCCUCUUGCCUGUAUCAUGCCCGAAUUCCUAGAAUAUUUCACAACUUCAAAAAUGGGACUCAGUAUUUGUAUAAUGACACCCUGUGCACGCUAACCUGGGAAUAUCAUAACAAAGGAACUAUUGUAAGACUAAUGGACUCUGCUAGGGAAGACAUUAAUGUUAACUGUGGAUGCUUUACUCUUGUUAUCUGGUUCCACUCACAGGAUCUCAGAACUGAGUUGCAGGGGGAACUCCUAGUUUCUAGAAGUUCUGGGUCCCUGUUCCUUCCUCGAAUUCCCUCAUGUGCUGAGAUUCAAUCCCAGUUUCCAAGGACCAAUAUCCAUUACCAUUAACAAUGAAAACCAGCAAGGAAGUGACAGAGCCUAUUGCUGAAUGAUACCCCUUCGAACUGCUCAAUUCAUCCACCUUGAUCCACAAACACUUGUUAACACCACUAAGGGAAGGGUGUUGGGGGGGAAGUAGCUCCCUGGCUAAUGCACUCAGGGAGGGCCUGCUCCUGUGUGCCUCUCAGCCUCAGAACACUCAUUCCCUAACCAUCCCUUUGAGUGUCUUCCCUGAGACCCCCAAGGAGUGGGGCAGAGCAUUAUGUUCACCCACAAGAGUGUCUGCCCUGUUCCUAGUGUAUUUAAGCAUCCUAACAGGAAGAGAAAGGAUGCUGACAGGCACUGGUUAGUAUGGCUCCAAUGUGGAUUGCUAAUCUGUGACGAUGCAAUUUCUUUCUUUUUUUUUUUUUUUUUUUUCCGGAGCUGGGGACCGAACCCAGGGCCUUGCGCUUCCUAGGCAAGCGCUCUACCACUGAGCUAAAUCCCCAACCCCGACGAUGCAAUUUCUUACAUGAAAAAGCAAAAAGGGAAUGGCUUUUCCUUAGCCUGCCUUCACAGAUCUAAAAAUUAAAUAUUGCCAGGCAUGGUGUGUGUGUGUGUGUGUGUGUGUGUGUGUGUGUGCCUAUUAUGAUCUCAUCACUCAGUAGAUAAAGCAGGAAGAUUGAGUUUGGGACUGGCCCAGGCUAUAUAGUGAUUUUGAGACUAGCUUAGUCAACAUAGGGAGACUCUAUCUAAAAUACCAUAAGCAAAGCAACUAUAAUAAUGUGUGCAUUUUAAUAGUUGAUUAGACUACCAAUGUUAAGAAAAACCAAGGGGCUUUGUUUCUGCCGCUUUAAGAGAAUACCUGUUAGGACUAAAAUUUAAAUAGAAAUGUGUUUCUCCAAGGUCAACUUGUCAGAAGCUGGUUAUUUUGGGGAAAGCUGUUCCCUGCUUUAACGUGGGACUGCUUUGCUUCAUCCUGCCUUUCAUGGCAGAGGUCAGAGGGCAGAUGAGCUCAAGUUUGUGUUGGGAGGUCCAUGUUCAGAUGCCAGGAAAGGAAGAGGGUCUGGGAGGUUGAAGAGAUUGCGAGGAGACUUGGACAAAUAAGACCUACUGUAUUCAUUCCCGGCUGGUAGGCACCAACGCACAUGCAGCCACACAGAAGGGCACAGGUUACAUGGUAUACACAAGCAGGAUGGCAAAGGCAAAGGGCUCUGACCUCAAGGCCAUAUUUAUUCAGAACCCUCACAAAGGUGUCGUUCUGCCAGGUAUGGUUACAUAACAGGUUUCAUCAGGGUUUACUCUUGGGGUUCGAUGGAUAUCGGGUGUCUGUUGUUGUAAAAUUAUACAAAAUAAAAAUACUGUCUUUAAUCCCCCACUAGGUCCACCGCCGCAGUGCCCCAAGAUAUCUGCUGGACAUCUUAAUUCUCAGUCAGCAAAGCCUCUCACCCGCUCCGCUCCAUCCCAUAUCACACUGCUGAAGGCCUCUCUCUGAGCCUGGCAGCAAUCUCUCUGCCUAUCUAGUUCCCAAGGCAGGUUUCCAUGCCAGAAACACACAUCCCAACUCGGUGGCGGCCCAGACCAGCCGCCUCACACUUUCUUACACUUAAAUUGCUACAUGAAGGAACACACAACACAAUAACCUUAGAUCCAAUUGAUAAGAUAUAAUUGCCCACCUAAACACACAAAACCUAGUACACAUCCAUCCCUUAAGAAUAUUAAUAACAACCUGUAAAUACACACAGCGGAAUCUUAACGCCAGCUUCCAUUUUGUCUCCACCAUGACUGCCCUCUCCAUCCCUCCUGUCUCUCCUCUUCCUUCAAACUUUUCUCCCGCCCAUCCUUCCUUCUCACCCAAUGACAGGCCUCAUUCUAUCUUGUACCUGCCUCACCUGUGACAUCAUCCCACAGGUGUCAGCCAUUUUGUGCUGACUCACAGCCCCUCCCCACGUCCAUUGUCAGCCGAGUUCUAGUUGGCUUACACUAGAUAGCUAUACCAGCAACAUGUCUAAAUGUAAAAUGGCUGCUAGUACCUUCCGGUCUCAGUUGCUUUUGUGAAAGCUAUGAUACCAUUCUGGAGAUAGUGACCUUUGAGGCCAAAUUACCACCCAUGAAUCCAACCUGCUCUCAUAUUGGAGGCACCUGGAUCUUGGGAGGAGUUCUGCAGAAUUUCCUGUGUUAGGUAGGGCAGAGUGCUUUGUGUAUACCAAUGGCUGCCUUAGAAGCCAAUUAUCAUAUUGUGUGGAUGACCAGAAAGUUUCUGUUGUUUGUCUAAGAUGCUGUGAGUGAUGAGAGGGUGUGGGGCUGGUAGAGCCUAAGUCUGGAGUUUGGAGCUCCUUUUGCAUCCUGAGGUCCAUUAUAGCAACCAUGUUCUGGUUGGCUUUUCAAGGUCAGGCAGUGGAGAGCUCCUUUUAUCCUGGGUCCAGCCUAGCCCUUGGGAAAUGGAGGCAGAGGUCUGAAAGCAGGUUCAAGAUGAACCUGGGUUACAGAGUGAAACCACAUCUCAAUAGACAACACAACUUUCACAGAUGGCGGCUGGAAAAUCCCAGUGUGCACAUUGCGAGCUGCUACUGAACAAUGUGGAACUCCUCUGGCAUCUCACUUCUGUUAUUAAUCUUUCCCUCGUCUUCCCAAAAGGAAAAGGAACAUGGAGAACUCUGCUUUAAUUUGGUUUGUCCCUGUAUGAGCAGAGAAUGAAAGGAUGGGGGCCACAGCCAGGCGUGCUUGUGAGAAACUUAUCUUUCAAUGCACAGAGAUUACAAAACGGAGUCAAGGAAGCCAACUGAGGGCGGGUGCUCCGUGUCCCGCAAUCCCGAAAAUUUCAGGUGCAUGCUGGGUACUACUGAAUCCACACUUACCACACAGGGAUCAGUGCUGGAAGUAUGUAAUACAAGACUUCUGUGUUCAAAAGGCAGGGUAGAGAGUUCUCUGUUCUAAACUGUGGAGAUGCAUCCAGAAAAGAAAGAAACAACAGCAGCAGCAACAACAACAACAACAACACAACAGCAACAAACACCCCAAAACCCAAACCCUCCUGAUUGAACCCUGGCCAGAAGGGAAAUUUGUCACCUGGCUUUAUUAGCAUGCACUCAUGACCCAACCACUGGAUACAUCGGUGGCUUUCAUGAGGAUGUCUGCAGGAUCUUGGGUGGUGACUGUGGGAGGAAGACAUUUGUGUUUGAGCCCAUGUGCCUCUCACUAGCGACUCUCUUUUUCCCCCAUGAAGUAAAUGGUUUCCAACACUAGUGUGAACAUUUAAUCAAAUUAAAUUAACAUUUUUAUCAUCAAGCACAGCCAAGUUUGAUGUUAAAAUUGAUUAACGCCAUCAUUUCUAGAUGCUUGUGUUGUUGUAACUCUUCUCAGCAGGAUGCAUGCAGUUGGAAGGGUCUUUCCCCAUGGUUUGGCUUUACAGCUGGCUUUUCUUGUUUACUUUAUAUUGUAAACUAAUUUUAACUACCCAUAAAAGUUUUAGGAAUCCCAUUUACAUCUGAACAAUGAUUCAGCAAUUUGAACCUAUAUUUUUUGCCAUGGAGUUGUCUAGUAAAAAGUUUAUAUGAUGCUGCUGAUUCUAAUGGCUCAGAUAAAUUAUGCCUUCAUCUCUCUGUGUGCUUAUAUUUCUUUCCUCUCUGCCUACGCUUUCAGAGCCCUGUUUAUCAACCUCAAUUAUAUGGGUGGAUUUGGAUACAUUCUCUCUCUUUCUCUCCUUUCCUCUCUUUCUCUCCUCUCAGGAAAAACAUAAUUUCUAUAUGCUACCAGAUGGGUGUGUUGGCUGUAAGCUAAAAAAGAAAAAAAAAAAAAACUUCCCAGGCCAUCUGGUGUCUUGGUGGGGUCUAGUUGACUAACUUCUUAGUAUUGGCUUUUACUCCCAGCAGAAGAAAUCAAACCCCCUCUGGCUUGAAGCUCACUAAAAUUUGUCAUUUAUUUUUGUGUUCCACUGUCAAUAAUAUACACUCCUGUGCUGGCUGUCAGCAUGCUGUUGUGAACAAACCUGAUCUCUGCACAUGGUGGAGCUGUGUCCAGGCAAGGUUAAUGGGUCAGUUGGGAACUGACCUUCCCUGGGUUUGUUGGCUCUGAGGUUGAACUUGAGCACUUUCUACAUAUCAAGGUGUUGAAAAUAUUUUGAGUGUAUGUACGUGUAAUAGUUUCCUCCAAGCUUGAAACAUUCAUUCCAUCCUGCCCUGAGAUGCCUUAAGCAGGGAAGGUAAAUAGUCCAAAAUAGCUUCAGGAAGUUCCUGAAACUGAUCAGAUCCACCAGGCCCCUUCCUGCUAGACUAAGCAGUAAAAGCUGCAAAAGAAGAUUCUCAGAGAGCCAAGCUGCAAAGACCAACACUUGAGGUGGAACCAUCUGCAUGGAAGAAACAGAAAACAGCCAAGCUAAUGAGGUUUAGAACAACAAAGUCACUUGGGAAGACGACUCUCCCAUCUGUUGAGCUGCCUUGAUGCUGUGCAGUGUGCUUCAGCUGUCACCCAUGCUGGUGUCCCUGAGUCAUUUCUGCUUAUGUAAGUCUUUACCCGUACUCCUAUAAGUAACCCUAAUAAAACUCAUACUUUGGUCUGUCAUGGACUCCCUGUCUGGGGUGGGUAGACAUGUGUGUUCUGUCUCUGAAGGGAAAGUUUUGUCACCCACCAGCACUGCAUACAGCAGUCUCUCCAUACUGUUCUUCCUGUGGUGCAAGUGGCUUCUAGUUGAGAAGAGCUCCAGAAGUAUUCAUCUCUCAUUUGUCAGUGUAGGGACGGCUGUUGUAUAAGGGAAGUUUCCAACAUGAUCACUGGAUAUCGUGGGGGCGGGGGUAAAAGGUAUGCUAGCCAACAUAUUCACUAUUGAGCAGUUUAUUAGAAGAUGUAGGCCUUGGAAUCUGUUGGGCAUUGCUCCAGAAAGCCCUUACUGAGGUGUUUACAGAUACCUGAUAAACAUCCUUCUGUAUACCAUAGAUUACCACAUCAGUCUAGAGAAAUAGUUAUUCCUUAUUGUUUAAUAAAUAGUGACAAGGAGAAAAGUCUCCAUAUUUGUUACAGGCACAGCUUUCUGACUUUACUAAGUUAUUUUCCAUCUCUGGCUGGGUGGAUCUGAGGAAGUGAAAUCUGUGGGCAGGGAAGGCCAACUGUGUAUAAAAGAUAGGCAAGGUAGCUUUGAGGAAGACUGACUCAAAGAGACGGGUGUUCUAAGACCACCUCAUAGUACAGAGGUGUGCUUGACCCGCAUUUUGUUGUAUGUGCUUGUAACAUAUGUAUUGAAGUGAUCUGUAUCUACUAAGACCAGGUAUUCUGUGUCACAUCCACAAUGCCUACACUGUGCAUUUUAAAUUCAUGUUGACAUUUCCCUACUCUUUUACAAAAUUUAUUAUUAUUAUUAUUAUUAUUAUUAUUAUUAUUAUUAUUAUUAUUCCGGCUUUUCCUCCUAUCUUCCUAUCCUCUCCUUCCCUCCCAUUCCUUCCCCUCUUUACUCCCCUAACCCUUUCUUUUCCUUUGAGACAGGGUUUCUAACACUGUCCUGGAACUCAGUAUGUGGACUACGCCAGCCUUAAACUCUCAGAGAUCUACAACACCUAUCCUUGUUUUUUUAUUUUUAUUUUUAAAUUAUUUUUAAUUGUGUGUGUGCAUAUGUGCACAUGAAUGUAGGUGUUCUUGGAGGCCCAAGGAGUUGGGCCUUCCCGAAGAUGGUUCUGAGCUGCCUGCCUAACCUGAAUGUUGGGAACUGAAUUUGCUUCCUUUGGGAAAAGUUUGCAUGUUUUCACCUGAGAACAGUUUGUAUUCUUAAACUGGGAGCUAUCUCUUCAAGUGCUUCCUUCCUCCAAUAUUUGUUUUUAAUCAUGCACUUAUUUUGCAUAAACUUGUGGGAGUCAGUUCUUUCCAUCAUGUGGGUCUCAGGGUUCAACUUUAAGUUGCAGGCUUAGCAAUUACUGGGUUUUUUUGCAGGUAAAAAAACCCAACCAUCUUGCCAACCCUGAUUUCCCCACUUCUUUAAGGCUCUUUUCUGAUCGCACCCGUCCCCUUCCUCAUCACCGCUCACGGUUGUACAGACAAUCUUCAAUUAUUGCACUGACAUCAAUUUUCCUAUCAGCGUGCGGAUGGACAUUUACUGUUUCUAGACUUUAUAAACGAUACCUUGAUUGACACCAUAUGACGUUUGGGUACCCAGGUGGGAAAAGGCGCUAGAACCCCAUGGCUCGAGCUAUAUCUUUAGAGCCGCCAUUGUUUUAUUGAGUUUCAUUUUGGCCUGCUCUUUGCUUCUGUAUGCUGCCUUCUGGCCGUCUAACUUUUCCUCGCUCACCUGGGAAAACUCUUCGGUAUAGAAGCCAACUCCGGUUUGUUUGCAUGAGAGAUUACAGUUAACCUUGGCUCAGAGUGCUUUCAGUUUCAGUGAAAUCAGCAGGAGCCGGAGCCUGCUGGAAGGAAGCAGUGUAUCUGUGCCUGGUUACCCUGAAGAACUGUGAAGGAACAAGUGUGGCAGUGAGGAAGAGAAGCUGUUCAGUGGGGUGUAGUGGGUGUGCCUUUCUCGUCCUGUUGGCCUUGGAUCUCCCCAUGGAAGUCCAGUGUAGGACAUGGGAUGUGGGCAUCACGCUAUGGAGUGGGGAUACCCUUUAUGACUUUUUAUGGUGUUUGCGGAAUACCCAAUACCUGACAUAUGUCUUCAAGGUUUUUGUUUUGGUUUGUUUUUUAAAGCUCUGACUGUCUGGAACUUGUUGUGUAGUCUAGGCUAACCCUGAACUCAUAGAGUUCUUCCUGCCUCUGCCUCCUAAGUGCUGGGGUUAAAGGUGUGAGGCACCAAGCUUUUGUUUAUGUGUUUGGUGCUCUGUUCUGAGGUGGGUUGGUCUUUAUACCACCUUCCGGGUCACUGCUCUACUUUGGGUUCUUGUCUGCAGCUAUGGUUUUAUAGAUUCAGCUUUCUGCUGGUGACAGUGGACAAUCACUUAAUUGGGUUUGGGUCAGAAGGGGUCCUGGUCAGCUGUAGGAAUUAAUGCUGGAUCCUUGAUUUCUGUAUCACAACUCUGUCUGACAGGGCCUCGGUGCUGUCUCUCUCACAUUUCUCCUUGGUUUGAAACUGAUCAUUACCUCCCCAGCAGUUCGGAAGCUGGACUCUUCAUUUCUUCACUGACCUGUUUGUGAUCUGCUCUACUCUGUGGGUUAAGGUAAAGUCAUAGGCUCUGUACCAGCCUUGUUCAUUUGUGUGCCAUCUGGUCCUAGAAGAGUGCCAAGCAACACCACUGGUGUUUGAAAAGAUGGAUUAGAUGAAUAUUGUCUCAGAAAUUUCUUGCACAAGAGGGUUGGCCAGGUGCCUUCCUGAGGAAGGACUUAAUUCCACUGAGUAUGCUCAUUAGUGGCUACCCAUUUUGGCCAUGUCACCAUGAGGCUAGAUGUCGCUUCUCUUUUGAGUUUGUGUUUGAGCGUUUCUUAUCUGAAACAAAUGUCCAGGUGAUGGGCCAUGGCUUUGAUCUCAGGUUACCAAGUAGUGUUAAAAUCUGCCGAGAGUCCCACAUUCGAGUGGUGAAAUCGAGAAUCACUGGGAAUAUAGUGCACAGACUAAUAUAGGAUUGGUAGGUCUGAGGAUAGCAGGAACGCACCAUCUGAGGUACGGGUGGCAAUUAUAUGGGGCCAGUGGCUUUCAUUUUGGGGAUACUAUUUUACAAAUUCUCUUCCACGGAUUUCUUCUCCAGUGUAUCCAGCUUUCCAACAGUCCACUUACCUGCCUGUGUUUUCUGGCUUGUUAGGACUCAGAACCAUUAGUAGUUGUGAAUGCCAGUUUUAGUUUUUUAAUUGGAUCUGGGUCCCCUGGGUCAUUUCCAGCAUCCCUGAGCACUGACCUGGUUUCACUUUCUUUCCCUCAUUUCCUGGUCUCAUAUCUUUAUUGUCUUGAUGUGUCAUGUGCUGCAAAAAUGUUUUUAUUGAUUUUCAGGACAUGUAGACCAGACUAAACUUGAACUCUGCCUCCCAAGUGCUGGGAGUAGUGCCCAGACUAAUGGAGUCCCUUUUCUUUCCUUGGGAUUGGUUGUGCCUUGUUUCCUCCAUGGUCUGUCCAUCAACUACUUUUGCUCAAGAUCUCCUUCAGUGAUUAAAAGUGAAAUUAAUAAGUUUCGUAGCAGUUCUUUCCAACUGACUGGUUGGGGCAAUGGUGGCUGCAUUUACCCUCCGGGUUACGAUGCUGCUCACCUGGACACCCACCGUGGAGAAACCCAGCUCUGUUGGGACAGAUCUCCAGAAACUCCAGGCCUUAGCCUGAGAUAGAGAAAGAACUUACUGUGUUUGUGGUGGAUGUUUUUUUAUGCCCUGAGUUCAGAAUAUCUCUUCUGAAACAUUCUUGGGCCUUUGUUAAUAUUAGUCUCAGAAGCUGUCACAAACAGGGGGAACUGGAAUGUUUUGUCCUGGGUUGAGCAGGUGACAAUGCUUAGAUGAGCCCAGAUGUCAGUGGCAAAUGAGUUUCCUAGGACAGGAUCCAGCUAAGGUCUGGGGACCAGGUAGAAGGUGAGAGGAGGCUUCGUGCCACCAUCAUCAGGACCUCUGUGUGACUUUGGCAGGAUUAGACAGUAGUUUGAGCUUGGGUCUCUACCUUGGAAACAGGAUCUAAUGUGUGUGUUUACCUCCUUGGUUUCUACUAUGCCCACUUCACUUCCAUCACACUUGUCUUCUCACACUUUGUGUGCUUGUAUUUAAACCACACUUCUCUGAGUUACAUGUUUGUCAUGUUUCUUACGCCCCUAUCUGGGAUGCACAUCCUCUGAUACAGAAGGAUUUGGUACCUGUGUGCACCUAGCAUCCCCUAGAUGACAUCUGUAGAACAAAGUGAUGAAUUUGCUGCUGGAUCAUGGCCAUGACCUUGUCUUCUGUUUCCUCUGUCUUUUGGUCACAUCCAGGAAGAGAUCAUCAUCCAAUGACAAGUUGGGUGUCCCACAUCCAAAGUGCUUGGAAUCAAAAUUGUUUCGGUUGUUUCUAGAUUAUAUAAUAUCCGAGCAUAUAUAAUGGGGCUUCUUGGGGAUGAGACUUAAGUCUAAAUGUGAAAGUUUAUGUAUGUUUUGUGACCACCUUAGGUCUAUAGAUGAAAAUAAUUCAAUAUGGUAGUUUACCUGUCAUUGUGCAUGAAACAAAAUGUCAACAGGAUGUCAGAUGCGGAGUUUCCCAUUAGUGUCAGCUUGUUAGGUUUUAGUUUUGAAUUUUGGAGUAGUUUGGAUUUCAGUGUUUGGUUUGGGACUAGUCACCCUGUAUAUGGUGUAAGAGCUUUAGACGUUGUAAGAUUCUGCUGGCUCAAUUGAGCUUGUUUUCAGACCACACAGUUUUCUUAGGAUGUCUGGGAAUUGUUGACAGUCUUCAGCUUAGGAGGGUGAGCCCUGUUGUGCUUUCUCCUGUCUCUUCCCUGUUUACCUUCUCAGAACGUGUCCCGGGCCCCCACAGCCACCUCUGAGAUCCUCUAAUCUGAAAUCCCUGCUGAGCCCUGCUUCUGAACAUCCUGAGUCCUGGCCUGGUCACACAGGCUUCUGAUUGUUUUAUUCCUGUAGCUACAGAGCUGUCAGAGACUUAGCAUAUAAGAGUGGGUUUUCCUCAUUGGCAAAGGCUGUGAUUGCACAAGUCCAAGCAUUGCCCCCAGCUGAGCGUUUUCUUAUUCAGUUCCCUUGGCUGUGCCCCUGUUCACUGGAGAGGAAGACGCUUGGGUGAUGUUUGUGUGCUUCUUCAAAUGAAGACAUUGCGUUGAGCAUCAGUCCAGGUAGUAGUGUGUAGUAGGAUGGUGGGUUACAAUCCAGGCUCCAGAGAUUGAUUGGUUCUUUGAGGAACCGAGAUCUUAGCAUUUGUCUUUAAACCUUCAAGUUGGAAUUUCUUCUUUUUCCAAGAGUAGACAGUAGACUUCAUUUUGAAUGUUACUCAUGAUUAAGAGGUAUAUAUGUCUUAGAACUCCAUGUUGAUAUGACUCUAAACUUCUGUCAUAUCUAGACCCUGUAGGAUAGUGCCAAGGUCAGCUUAGUGGGAUUUAAUUAGUCUUUUACCUAAAUUCAGUGUUUCUAGUCCUUUAUUCAUGUACGUGUUGCAAAGUUCCGUUAAAAUAAACUCAUUUGUAAGUCAAUGAUUUCAAUAAUUGUAAACCGGAGAGAGAAGGCAUGAGUCUGUAACAUAAAUGACAACUAUUAUGUGAGAAAGAUUGGGGUUCUUGAGGGAGAUGAACACCAAGCAGCCUGGGAGCAAUGAUUUGGGGGUUUUGAUGUAGGUAACAGCUUGUGUUCUCUAAAGGUAGCAGAGUGGUAACAUGCCGAUAAGCUUCCUGACCUGGAGGCUGGAUAAACUGAGUGCCCCUAACUAGUCUUUGGAAAGCUUUCAUGUAAAGCAUGGGAACAGUGGUAUAGGAUAGUGCAUUGGUUGGUAGGGGUUCCGCUUGUCUAUGCACAUAUAUCCGGUCAGUGGAUGCAAGAGUUAAUUUCUCAUUGCUAUGAUAAAAUACCUGACAGAAGUAGCUAUUGGCCAGCACAGUCCACCCUGGCAGGGGAGAGGCUUGGCAGCAGUAACUUGAGGGAGCUGGUCACAUUGCACCUGCUGUCAAGAAGCAGAGACACAUGUGCAUGCUAGUGGGCAGAAUCUUCUCAUUCAGUCUAGGAUCCCAAUGCAUGGAAUGGUGCCACCCACAUUUAUAGUGGAUCAUUCUGUGUCAAGUCUGCUCUAUGAUUGCUGUCACACACACACAUACAGACACACACACACACACACACAGAGAGAGAGAGAGAGAGAGAGAGAGAGAGAGAGAGAGAGAGAGAGAGAGAGGUUUGUCUCCUAGGAGACUCUACAUUUGGUCAGCAGGUUUGACAGUAUUAAUCAUCACUUAGCAAAAUAAUUUAACAUCAACAAUAGGAGCAAUGACAACACCUCCUUCAUGGUGUUGGUACAAGGUUUAAAGGAACUGAUUCAGAAAGGGCAUCCAGGGUAAAAUAAUGGGUCCAUGUAAAAUAAUGUGCACAUAUAGGGGUACUGUGUGUGAAGCAGAAGGUAACCCAUUGAAUGAAUUGGAACAUUUUUCUUCUGGUUUUGGCUUAAAGGGGGCUGGAUCUCAGGCUUCAUGCAUGGCGAACAUCCAUACUUACUAUUGAAUUAUAUCCUAUUUUCUUCCUUCCUUCCUUCCUUCCUUCCUUCCUUCCUUCCUUCCUUCCUUCCUUCCUUCCUGUACGUGUAUGUGUCUGUGUCUGUCUGUGUCUGUGUGCAUGUGUGCUCAUGUGCUUGUAUGCACAGGGCAAAGGACAGCCUUGAAUAUCAUUCCCUAACCUUGUUUAACUUUAUUUUAUUAUUAUAAUUAUUAUUAUAAUUAAUUUUAUUGUUGCUGUUUUGCAAUGUGGUUUCUUACUAGCCAGGGACUCCCUGAGAGGCUCAGCUGGCUGGCCAGCAAGUCUGAGAGACUUCUCUCUCUGUCUCCUCUACACUCUUAUGCUUGCACCAAGAAACAUUUUACUGCUUAACAUUCCCCGCCCAUCACCCCACCACCCUGAAAAGGAGAAAAAUUGGCAUCGAGACUGAAGGCUUGUUAGUUUUUAUCAUCUUUUGAGGGGGAGGUUCUUUCUGGGUAGCAGGCCCAGACUCAUGACUUGACUUGUUUCCGUCUGGGCUCCCUCUCGUGCUACGGAUGCCUUGUUUAUCUGGCAGCCAGAGGCAGUUUAGAAUAUAUGAGCAUUUAUGCAGCGGAGUAUCUCGCACAAUGACAGCAUCCUCGGGGAGUAGCUCUUUUUAGGCCAGGGCAUUUCAUCUUGCUGGAAAGAUAGGACCGCUGGAAACUGAAGAACAAGGAGAUCCCAUUUUGUCUAAACCUCCUAUCUUCUUUUGAUGUGAUACGUUGUUCUUUUGAUGUCCUCUUUUCCCUCCUUUUCACUUUCCUACUGUGGGAUAGACAUCCUCUGUGUAGACAGCAGUAUUUCCGAAUGAAGAAUGCAGCCCUGCAUGCCUUGGACCCCAGAAUCUGUACGCUUGUUUUGAAAUGAGACGAUGGCAGAAAUCAUGAUACGGGAUUUCUCCAUUUCAAAGCACCCUCCAGGUCCUGAAAUGGGGACAUUUUGAGCAUCGACAUGACACUCGAGAAGUGUUAGAUGUUGGAACAUCUCAGAUUUCAGAGGCUCAGAUUAGAGAUAUUUAUCUGAAGCCUAUGCAAAUACCUCAAAGCCCUAAGCCCUCAAAUCAGAAUGCUCCCAGCCAUUUUCCAUACUGGUACUCAACAUGAAAAGGUUGUGAUUUAGAAAUAUUGAGUCAAGAAAGCCCCAAACAACAACAGCGAAAGCUAGACUCAAGCCCUUGGCCCUUUGUGAGUAUUGAUAGCAUUUGGUUUGAAGACCAGACUUAAUGUUUCAGUCAGCACAACUGCUCUUUCUCUUCACCCUUUGGUCAGUGGACCCAACUGUGGAAACAGGUCUCGCCCUGAGGCUCUCCAUCCCAGAAGGAUUCAGACUCAGGGUCAGACUCAGUUUGGGUCUGUUGUAUGCUGUUGGGCUGUAGUCAAGGUGAGGUUGUAAGGAACAAAGUCUUGUGUAACAUUCGGGAGUCCACUGCUCAUGGCUGCCCCUUGCUACCAUUCAGAGUAGAGAACAGGCUGAGUUAAGCAAUAAUUGUUCGGGUUGGGGAUUUAGCUCAGUGGUAGAGCGCUUGCCUAGGAAGCACAAGGCCCUGGGUUCGGUCCCCAGCUCUGAAAAAAAGAACCAAAAAAAAAAAAAAAAAAAAAAAAGAAAUAAUUGUUGUGCCUUCUGUUUUCCCUGCCUCUUUAAUAGAAAUACAGUUUUACCAUCAUUUCGGAGUCAGACAGAUUUGUCUGGGCUAGUAUUUUUGUAUAUAGAUGCAGUCAUAUUUUUAUAGGGAAUUUGGAGCUAGCUAAAAAUUCCAGAGCAAAAAAGAUUGUGAUUUUAAUAAAUAAAUAUAUUAUUUAACUCAUUAGAAGAGUUUCCUUUCAUGAAAGUAAAAUGCUUAAGAGACGUUGUAUGCUUAUGAAAAUGCCCUUGUGUAACCCUGUACCACAUACAAUGAAUAUACACUAAUGAAAAUUUCAAAAUACGUUUAAAAAAAAAAUGAGAGCGUGAAGGUGAAGAUCAUCGCAGUUGGAAUUUACAUAUGUAAAUUUGAGAGGCCCACACGUGGAAACAAAAGAUUUGCUGUCUAAAUGAGAUGGCUGGUCUUAUUCGGAUCCCGAAACAGCAGCUCCGUAAGUGAAAAAUGAUGUUAACCUUUCUUGAGUGCUGGUGGCUAUCAAGUUUGGGGCGGAAAAAUCCUAUAAAGGAAGGAGCUGCAGACUGUAAUAAACUGCCAGGCGUUUGAUAAAACCCCUCUUCCUCUUAGCUGGCCGGCCAAGUUCAAGGGCGUCUCGGAAGGCUCCUUACUGGUGCGAAGGUGAUGAGAUUUCUCUUCUCCCGCUAGCUGUCUGAAUUACUUCUGAGCUUGACAGAGAUGCAGACUUCCACUCGAUAGCAAGUCAGAGGCUUGGGAUAUCUCAUUUCUCUUAAGUUAAACCUACCAGUCUUCAUUUAACCAGUAAUUUCCCCCUCUGGGCUCUGUGUGUGGUAAACAUGACAGGCCUGUGCCCAGUUCCCUGCUUCUUUCUUAUCUCAGGCCUCGUCUUGGAGUGUGUGGCCCAGUUUCUGGGAAAAUUGUGUUUUGUGGUGUUGCUAUGCAGGUCAGUUGAGAUGUAAACACAAAGUAGCUCUCAGGGCUUCCUGGCUACUGCAUUUCUGGGUGUCCAAGACAGUCUCUCAAUUGCAAUCCAAAUGCCACGUUUGAUAUUUUGGGGUUGGUGAUUCUGGGUGCUGGGCUUGUCCUGACCAUUAAAGGGGGAAAAGAUUUUAUUUUUAUUUUUUAAUGUAUGAAUGCUUUGGUUAUAUAUCUAUUCAUGUACGUAGUGCUCACAGAGGCCUGAAGACAGCAUUGUAUCCUCUGGGAGUGGAGUUAGAGAUAGUCGUGAGUCUCCAUAUUGGUAUUGGUAAUUGAACCCAGGUUUUCUGAAAGAACAGCCAGUGCCCUUAACCACUGAGCUACCUCCCUAGGGCCGUCCUGAGCAUCUUAGACCGUUGAGUAAUACCUCUGACCUAUGUCUUAGAUUCUACUGCUACACUCUUUGUUUUGUUUUGUUUUGUUUUGUUUUGUUUUUCUUGUCUACUGGUAAAAAAUGUACUCAAGAAAAAUAUGUUGGGUUUUUCUUCAUUUUUAAAAAAUAUUUUGUUUUAUUUAUGAAUAUGCAUGAGUGCCCCCAGACGCCAGAACAGAGCGUCAGGCGUGUCAUUUGUUAGCUGUUGAUGUGGUUGCUUGGGCUUGACUUCUGUUUCUCUAGAGGAGGAGUGUGCACACUUAAACAGUGAGCCCCUUCCUCAGCCCAGGCAUUUCUUUCAUUUAGAGAUUGUGGAGAGAGGCUGGGAAUAACCCUCAGUUGGUAGGAUGCUUGUCUAGGAAACACCAAGUUCUAGUUUUGAUCCCCACCGCUGAAUAAAUAAAUGACCAUGGUACUGUGUGCUCCUAAUCCUUGGAAGUGGACAUAGGAAGUCAUUCUUGGCUGUAGCGUGAGUUCAAGGCCAUCAGAGGAUAUAUAAGACCUAGUCUCAAAAUUAAUUAAAGUGUCAUAGAACAAAACCUAGAAUGGAUAGAUAGAUGACUUCAAUUUAAUAAUACCUUUUAUAAUUAAUGAAAUUCCAUACAAAUGCCUCUUGCUGAAGCUCUGGCCCCUGAAUUUGAUUAAUUUAAAAGAGCUUUGACUAUAUUGGCCCAGCUCUCUGCUUCUUUCUACUGCCUAAAACCAUCCUUACUCUUUCUUGGAUGGCUUUGAAAUAUACGUGGAAACGGUCUCUCAGCCUCCAUCAUAGCAAAGAACUCAGGUUUUAAAGAAGCCACAAGUAACCCACGAGGAAGCUCUGAAGUACAACAUGCCUCCAGCAAGUUAAACUGUGUAUUGUUUAUCUGCAAUUAGAUGUUCCAACUUCUAUAAACUUCUUGUAAAUUUCCUGCUUUGAAGAUUUAUAGACCUUGACAUAGGGCUGGAGAGGAAGGAUCUUCCUAAAUCUCAUUACAAAAAUCUAGCACCUUCGCUGUAACCAAAACCAGUAGCAAAAGUGUUUACUUGAGCUGCAUCUUGGGUAUUGUCUUAUAGUCAGGGUUACUGUUCCUGUGAUGAAGCACUGUGCCAAAAGCAAGCUCAGGAGGAAAUAGUUUAUUUUUAUUUAUUUCCACGGCACUGUUCACCAUCCAAAGAACUCAGGACAGGGACCUGGAGGUAGGAGCUGAUGAUGCACACAUAGUCCAUGGAGAGGGGUGCUGCUACCUGGCUUGUUCCUUAUGACUUGCUUAGCCUGCUUGUUUAUAAAACCCAGAUCACUAGUCCAGGUGUGGCACCUCCCAUAGUGGGCUGGGCAUCCCCGUGGCACCUCCCACAGUGGGCUGGGCAUCCCCAUGGCACCUACCACAGUGGGCUGGGCAUACCCCCAUGGCACCUCCCACAGUGGGCUGGGCAUCCCCGUGGCACCUCCCACAGUGGGCUGGGCAUCCCCAUGGCACCUCCCACAGCGGGCUGGGCAUCCUAUGGCACCUCCCACGGUGGCCUGGGCAUCCCCAUGGCACCUCCCACAGUGGGCUGGGCAUCCUAUGGCACCUCCCACAGUGGGCUGGGCAUCCCCAUGGCACCUCCCACAGCGGGCUGGGCAUCCUAUGGCACCUCCCACAGCGGGCUGGGCAUCCCCAUGGCACCUCCCACAGCGGGCUGGACAUCCUAUGGCACCUCCCACAGCGGGCUGGGCAUCCUAUGGCACCUACCACAGUGGGCUGGGCAUCCCCAUGGCACCUACCACAGUGGGCUGGGCAUCCCCGUGGCACCUCCCACAGUGGGCUGGGCAUCCCCAUGGGACCUACCACAGUGGGCUGGGCAUCCCCAUGGCACCUACCACAGUGGGCUGGGCAUCCCCAUGGGACCUACCACAGUGGGCUGGGCAUCCCCAUGGCACCUACCACAGUGGGCUGGGCAUCCCCAUGGCACCUACCACAAUGGGCCGGGCAUCCCCCCAUGGCACCUCCCACAGUGGGCUGGGCAUCUCCCGUGGCACCUCCCACAGUGGGCUGGGCAUCCCCGUGGCAUCUCCCACAGUGGGCUGGGCGUUUCCUUGGCACCUCCCACAGUGGGCUGGGCAUUUCUAUGGCACCUCCCACAGUGGGCUGGGAAUCCCCAUGGCACCUCCCACAGCGGGCUGGGCAUCCUAUGGCACCUCCCACGGUGGGCUGGGCAUCUCUCAUCAAUCAUUAAGAAAAUGCCAUGCAAUGCUUGCUUGUUUACGGCAAGAUCUUAGGAAGGCAUUUUUCUCAUUUGGGUUUCCCUCCUCAGGCGACUUUAGUGUAUAUAUAGUUGACAAAGAACUGACCAGCACGCAUAAUCUAAGGCAUUUCAAAAACGGUGUGCUUGUAGAAAACGGACACACAGUGUAUGGCAGCUAUCCUCCUGUCUCUUUGUGAUUAUUUUCACCAUUUGAGUAUGCUUGUACGUCUCUAUUCAUAUGUCCACAUGUGUGGCUACAGAGGUCGGAAGAUGAUAUCCUAUCCUUUGGGACUGGAGUUAUAGGCAUUUGUGAGCCAUCUGGUGUGGAUGCUUGGAUCUGAACUCUGGUCCUCACCACAGAAUAGCAAGUGCUCUUCAGUACCAAGCCAUCUCUCCAGUCUUCCACUCCCGUUUUAAUCCUCUUACUUCCCAGAGCAGGCCGGUGGGAGAGCUCUUUUUUUUUUUUUUUUUUCUUUUUUUCGGAGCUGGGGACCGAACCCAGGGCCUUGCGCUUCCUAGGCAAGCGCUCUACCACUGAGCUAAAUCCCCAACCCCGGGAGAGCUCUUUAAGGUCACCUUCUCCCCUUGUGCCACACAGGGCAUGGCACCUCAGGCCUGUACACUUGGUACUAGGGAAAUAAGGCAGGAAUGUAAUCCACCCUGCACCCAAGUCAAAGGCAGUUGAUCUUCCAGGGGUCAGUAGUCUUUAUUUUUUAAAAAGUAGCCAAUCAGGAAAGACUAUGCAGUUGGACACUAGCUAACAGGGAAAAGACACAGUAACCAACAGUCACAGAAUUCAAACCCAAGUACUCUGUGUUCUGGUGUGCCUGCUGGCGUGGUUUGGUUCCUUUUUGUCAAGACUUCCCUUGAUGCUCUUUUUAUUCUAUGUGUGCAUUUGUGCACCUCUAGGAUUAGUCUUUAUUUCUAACACGAAGAUCACACACAGGUUUGUGGCUAUGAUGAUCUGCAGUGAAGCUGUGUGUGUGUAUGUGUGUGUGUAUGUGUGUGUGUGUGCAGAGUGGGUAAAAAUAGAGGCAGGGCGUCCUUUCUAGUGAGUGCUAUCCAGUAGUAGUCUGCAUCUUGGCUGUUAAGUUGAUCCUAUUGAUCCUAUGGUGAUUUGAUACUUCGAACCGUGUCUCAUAGACAGUGAAUGCUAUUGGUGCUGGUAAACAAGGGUGCUUUGGAAAUUUGUAACUCCUUUGGUGACUUGUUAUCUUAUCAUGUACUGUAGCGUUUUAAAUUAAUUUUUUAUAUACAUUUUGAUCAGACUCUCCCCACCCCACUCCACCCCAUUCCACCCUACCCUGCCCCAACUCCUCCCAGAUCCUUGCGAUGGUAGGUUUUUAGUACUUGACACGAAGAACACAGUGACUUACCAGCCCUUAAAUAUUUACUCCUCUGGGACUCUGUGUACGGAACAUACAAGAAUAUCCUCAUCUAUAUGUAUAGUCUAGGAAAAUAGGACAUUUCAACAAACCACAAUUCCACAAACUUUCAAAUACGGCUUAGUUAAAAUUCAUCUUAUAUUUUUGAGGGUCUAUGUAUAUGCUGCUAUUCUCAGAGUUCUGGGCAAUAUUACCGUAUUCAUAGAGCAUGUGUUUCCCUUAAGGCAUUCCCAACAGUCUGCUGAGAAGAGAGAAGUUAAAUACAAAGUUGAAGAUAUAAAAACUAGGGUGCAGGUGACCCAAACAAGUUGGUGACACUUGGCAGCGAAUGUGCACUGACGGUGUUUUGGAGACAAAGUAAGAGUGCACGGCAUUCCUCUGUGGUAGGAGGUUUUCACUCCAUGUAGAGUUUGAAAGCAGCCCCUUCACGGUUUCUAUGUCCCUCGUUAUUUUUCUGUACACAUUCCAGAAUAGAACCUGUAGUAAGGGUGGGUCUAUAGAAAACCUACUGGGAUUUCUGGGUCCUUGCAAUAGCAUUCCCAAAAUGGGGAGGGGGGAGAUCAAGACACGAAUUUUCUCUGGCCAAAUCAGAAAUUAUGCAAAUCCUAUAAAACAUCACUAGAAGUAAUAUGUGAGACUUUAGCUGGCUUUAUGGCUGUUUUCAAAGGUGAUUUUACGAACACUACUCUCUGCCAAACAUGGCUGCCCAUCCCUGGAGUUCUAAUGAGAUCUUAGAGCUGAAUCUCCACUUAGGUGAUUCUCUGAGAAACGGUCUUCAGCUGAAGCCCAUGUCGCACUGGCAUACCGGUGCUGUCCUGUACUGGGAAGCUUCACUCUGCCACAGUCUUCUGACAACAUGAAGCUGUCUGCUCACCCCUAAGGCACAGAAUACGUAUUUAGUAUAUGACGAAUCAGUGGUGGCCUAGAUUUUUUUUUUUAGUUCAUUCAUUAUGCUGAACUUUAGUUAAUAUAGAAAUAACUUCUAAUUACUGUUCUGCCCCUGGUGGAUGGGUAGUAUGCAUUAUGUUUCCAGCCUUAGCCAUUUACUUCCAGGCCUUUCUACAAGCGAAGAAUGCUGAUUGCUUUCCAAGACUGGCAAUUCUGAAGUCUUGACUUUGGCUUUAGAGCCAGCGGGACUUGCCUCCAUCAGAACAGAAAAAGGGAGCCCAAGGCUUCUUCCAGUCCUGAGCUCUCUCUUGUUUAUGGAGAGCGAGAAGCAGAAGGACUUAUUCCAAACAGGCAAGCACAGGUCUGCGCAUGUCAUAGUGUUAAAGCACUUGGUUAGCAUGUGGGAGUCCUUGGGUUAAAACCCCGUAAAACUGGAAAAGGAAGAAAGGGGAAGAUAUUUGUUGUGUGGGGGAAUGGCAGUGGCUUUGGGGAGCUCAGUGUAUGCUUGUCAUGUGUAAAGUCACGACUGUGGCCCAUAGACAUCCCCACAGUGGUUUGCUUCAGUGCUGGAAUAUGAACUAGGAGGCUUGAAGGGACACUGGCAUACAGCACUAUGUCUGCAGCCUGCCCCUUGUUCCUGGCAUGAGUAACGUCAUCCAUUCUCACUCCUCACUUCUUGCUUUAGACCUUAUCUCUGCCAUAAAUUAUAAUUCUAUCCAGAGCUUACUCAAUUGCAUGCAUUAUUGUAUGAGUGAAUGUUUGAUUUUUCUUCUUCUAAGCAAGGGAUUUCCUGCUUGGAAGCACACUGGGCUGGCUUAUCAAAACAUUCUCUUAGGUAUAUGUCACUUCUGAGGUAGGCAGUGCCUGUGGAAUGGAUGCAAAAGCCUGUUGUCCCUAAGAUGGUUGGGCAUGGACUCAGAAGAUACUCUGACACACUUUGGUUGGGGCUGAUGUAACGACAGAUUGUCUGUGAGGUCUCAAACACCAACGUGUGGACUGUCUGACUGCAGAUGAUUUUUGAGUAUAGCCUUUAGGAGUAAGAGGCAGUUUACCAAGGUGGCUAAGAGUUUCUGGUUCAAACCCAUGCGCGGUGACACACACCUGUAAUCCUAGCACUCAGGAUAUAGAGGCAGGAGGAUGACCUAGGAGUUUGAGGCCAGCUUGGUGUAUGCAGUGAAAUACAGGGAAAUAAGACAAAACCCUGCUCUCAAAUUAUUCCUAGGACAUUUUCAACCCCGACAUGGUGGUGCAGUUCUAUAAGACUAGAAUUUGAGAGGCAGGAGGAUUCUUAAGUUCAAGGUCAGCCUGCUCUACAUCUUUGAGUAUGAGUUGUAUUUGGGCCGCCACAUAGUGAAACUCAGACUCAAAAGAAAACAAAGAGGGCUUUUGGGAGUCUUCACAGACCAAGGUUUCUGUCCUGGCAUACAAGCUGUUGGAUCUUCUACAACCAUUUACCUUCUUCCUUUUGAUGGUUGGAAUUAUCUACCUCAUACACAGUGUGUUAGAAAGAUGUCUAAUAGCCCAGUGAUGGGCCAGAAGGCAGUAGGGGAUAGGGGAUGGGCUUGUGCAGCCAGACUGGAAUGAAUUCAAUUGCAAAGGAACUCUGUCAUCAGUGACUAAUGUAUAAAUUUGGGAAGCCCAGAAGAUGUGCUUUCUCCUGAAAUCAGGUAUAUGUCACUUGAAAUCAGGUUCCAGUGGGCUGUCAUCUAAGGACAUCACAGAAUUAACUCGUCAGAAGCAUUAAAAUGUCCCUGUGACUUCAUGCUGAGUUGCUCCUAAGAGAACUUCUUAUGGAAGGAAUGCAUUUCUUUCUGUUUGUUUAAAUUAUGUUAGCAGUGUUCUGUAGACUUGUAAUCUGCUUUUGGUGUAGGAUCUCCCGCCUCUCAUAUCGACCAAUGUCACAUCUUUCCCUUGCUUAUCUCACUUUCCCAUAUGGCUGCUCUCCAACGGUAGUCCUCCAGGAGACCCACCAGCUCAUUAACCUCUGACAGGAGUCCAGACCUUCCGGUGCAGACUGGCUAAGGGAAGCAGCAUAUCUCUGCAAUCGCCUCCUCCCGCUGCCCUUGCAUUCUCUACCGGUGCUUGUAGGCAUUAGACCUGGUGCGUGUCAUUGCCAAAUGGUAGGACUUGUCAUAGGUGACUUUGUAUUGCCGUUUGAAAAUUCUUGCUGAGUUCUUUGAGAAAUCAUUGAGUAGGAUCGUUGAAAGCAGCCCAUGGUUUGUAGCUCUGACUUCCUCCUCCUGUUCUGUGUCGGUUUGACCUGCCUCAAGGGGUGAUGUAGACCAGAUGAAGUAUGCCUUUCAGGUCCCUCCGGAGGAGAGGGUGACACUAUUCGGUAAAAGACUCUUUGGCUUCCAUUACCGUUCAGGGAUGCAGGAGACAAGUAGAGACAAAAUUAAGAAAAAAUAUAUUUUUUCUGAGCCCGACUUGUUUUGAUGAAGGUUAUUGGGUGUUCCCCUGGAAUAGGGCAAACAUGUCACAGAGAAAACUGUUUCAAUGCGCCACUCAUAUUUUGGAGUCUUGAGAUGGUAUCAUGUUGUCCCUUCUUCACAGAAAACCAAGUUUUCUGAAAGACACGGGACAGCUCUGACAGCUUGCUGGAUCUUCUUUCUAAGACUCUGCAUUGGAGUUUCUGGUAAAUUACAAAGCCCCUGCCUGAGUGGUUCUUUGGGCUAAAAUAUCAGAUUGAGAAGCACAAAGUCAUGCUGCCAUUAGGGUCUGUUUCACGCCUGAGAAAUGGGGGGAAGUGGGGAUCCGGUUUGUGUACGGGGCGGAAGGGCCGGGGGGCGGUGCCAGCCUGCGGGAGCAAUGUGGCAUCUGGCACCUGUCGAUUAGGACCUGUCUUAGUCCUCCUUUUAGUUCUAGAACUCCGAACAGCCCUUGAUUGCUGAAGAGGGCUGAAGUAACGGCAAUGUCAAUUCUUUAUUCUAAGACCUGAUAGAGUCUGGAGCUAUAGCAUGCGGUUCAAGUUCAAUCCCAGCACCCUCUCCCAUGACCCCCAGUACAAGACCGUAAUAGAAGAGAGGCAGAGGAUGUGGCUUGGAAAAGAACCAGAUCCCUGUGCCGGAGAAAACCAUACUGACUCAUACGGACACAUAAAUUAAUUUUGGCUUGCAUGGAGAGAUCAGGAUGCCGGUUUCCUCUCUCCCCUCCCACUGUCAGAUUUUACUGUUUCGUAAUGCGUUUAAAACCAUAGUAGAACUCCAUGAAAGCUAAGUUUUUUAAAAAAAAAAAAGAAAGCUGGGAGGAGCAGAUUCCUUAGUACCCUACACUGUGAGAUUUGUCCCGCUUCUGGGCUCUGUAAAUUUUCAUCCUGCUCCCAUUAGUUAAAUCAGCAGAAAAUGAAUUUACUUAGAUGCUGACUUUCCCAUCUGAAACAUUUUCCUCACAUCAAGAGGUAGCUGGGAAAGCACUGGAACUCCUUUCUAACUCUGGGUGGGGGGGUUACUGUUUAGAACUUGUCAGCCGGCAUCUCCAGGUGAUGCUUCUCCUCUGUGUGAAUGUCAUGGUUACCGUGUGCUCCCCCCCCCCCCCCAAAGAACAAUUAUAUUCAAGAAUCUUCGAACUGCAUUUAAAAACAGCUGGGUGAAAGUCAUUUUAAACACCCAAAUCCAACACAUUAGUUCUUUUAUGCAUUUAAUUAAGCAGAAGUUAAAAUAAAUUAGAACAGAAGACAUCAGUGCCGAUUGUUGAAUCAACAAAGAGAGACACAGCCUAGCAUUAGCCUUCCACAGAUGUCUGUCACUCUACGCUGAUGCCCUGUAAAUUCACGUCAACCCUCUAGAAGCUUUUGAAUAAUGAUUUCCUUUCCAGUAAAGGCUGGUCUGUAGUGUAUAUGUAGCAAGUGGCAUAGUUUGCAAAAGCCAAACAUUGACAUUUCUCUGUGAGCAUGUGUGUAUGCACAUGCAUGUGUACACAUACCAGCUUUUCUUCGUCAUGAUGCCUGUAUGUUGCUGGCCUGGAAUACUUUCUCUCGGGGAUGGAGGAAGGGUUGGGUGGAAAUAGCAAAGUUCAGGAAAAUGAUCGAGAAAUAAAAUUUGUCAGUAAACCUGGGUUCCGUUAAUGAGGUGGUCGUUGAGAAUGUUUCAUUUCUAAUGCUUUUCUUUCCGGAUGUAUUUGAGCUUAGCUUACCCAUAUAAUACGAGCACUGUCUUGUCGGGGAAAGUAGUGCAAACCCAGACACACCAGCCAGGAACUCAGCCCUGUCUCCCACCACCCACUGUUGCCAUGGUUUGCAUUUGCCCACAGACACUUUCCUAGAGGGUGCCGCUUGGGUAUUUUAUCAAAGUAACAAGAUUGUGCUUUGUAGGCAGCCUUACUCCUCCAACAGAAUAUCCUGAUGGAUAGUGUUUGGCGUGACGGUAUGGUGUGAGUGGAGGGUGCCAUUCUAGCCCCAGAGAAGUACUCCUGAAGACCAGGAGUCCUCUUCCACACACUGAUAGCGAUAGGAGGGCUCAUGACACUUUCACACAGAUCCCGAAUUUAAUAAGAACAUCCUGGGCCACCAGAUCAUGGGCAUCUUCCCACACCUGUGCACACAUUUAUCAUUACUUACCAGACUCUUGUCAUCCCCCUGGUAGUUAGGACAUACAUAGUUCUCCAAUAAAGCCUUCUGUGUCAACACAUUAGUCCUUGUCUUUAAGGUUUUUUUUUUUAGACUGCUCUGUCCCCUGCUUUCCUGCCCCAGUGAAGACAGUUACUCAUGAGCUGGGCUUAUCUGACUAGAGGACACCAGCAUGUUGGGAUAGCAGAAGCUAUGGCAACAGGGUGAGACUGUGCCACAGCGAGAGGGGAUAGUCCAGAAAGCUGCCCUUUAGGAGAUGGAUGUACAGCAAACUCCCAAGUGAUAAUUGAUCUUGAUCCGGUGGUGACAAAGGUGUAGCCUAUUGGAGAGAUGACUCAGUGGUUAAGAGCACUGACUGCUCUUCCAGAGGUCUUGAGUUCAAUUCCCAGCUCACAACCAUCUGUAAUGGGAUCUGAUGGAAUGCCCUCUUCUGGUGUGUCUGAAGAUAGCAACAGUGUACUUACAUAUAUAUAUAUAUAUAUAUAUAUAUAUAUAUAUAUAUAUAUAUAUAUGUGUAUAUAUAUGUAUAAAAAUAAAUAAAUAAAUCUUUUUUUAAAAAAAGGUGUGUGUAGCCUGUCAUCCGGUUUUCAAACUAAUGGUCACUACACCGAGGUGGAACGCAUGUGAGGGUUUGAGUGCGCUGCUCCGUUUCUAAGGCCUUGCGUCACCGUUCUUUGAAAUGACCCAGAAACACUGCAUUCUUACCAGGCAGCAGGCCUAUGAGCAAUGCAGUGAUCCCAGUCAGUGCACCUAGUGUCUACCAUGGCUCAUGGCUUAGGUCUCCUCAUUAGUUUACAGCUGACAGAACCUCACCCGAUUGUGCUUCCUGGGAUUUAAUGGAGUUUAAUGGGGAUCCCGGAGAAUGGAAACCUGUGACACCUUGCUCCUAUCACCGUGUCCCACUUUUCUUGAACUGCCCCACUCCCAGAACAGUCUCAGAAUUUUGAUAGUUGCCUUAAGCAAUUUACUAAUUAGACAUUAACACCGUAUCCUCUCAGUCCCAGUGCACAAUGAAGGAAGUCUCACAAUCUGAGCUAGAAAAGAACAAAGAUGUAGCUGGCCCAGGCUCGGAGCCACGGCUCCACCCAACGCUGGCUUUUCCUGAUUUGCUAUUGACAGGGCUCCCUUCACUGUUGGAAGUGUCCUGGUCUAGGGGCUGGGGAGUUGGCUCCGUGGGGGAAAGCAACCAGGAGGAUCUGUGUUUGAAUCCCAGAAACUACUUAGCCUGGUUUGGUAGUACAUCUCUGUAGUCCCAGUUCUCUUACAGUGAAGUGGGAGGUAGAGAUGGAGAACUCUCCAGAAGCACGUGGAUCAGCUCCUUUUGGUUAGAGAGGAGCAAACACUCUAUUUCAGAAUCGGAGCUGAGGACUGUUAUUCAAGGUUAUCCCCUGACUUCCACAAACUGCUCCUGUGCUUAUAACGCACGCACGCACGCACGCACGCACGCACGCACGCACGCACGCACGCACGCACGCACGCGCGCACCCUUUGAUGAGAUUUUAGUUGGAAUGAAUGGUGGUAGGGAAGAAUUUGGAAGGCAGCGAUCUCAUUUUAGGGAGCAGCCCAUACCCUGCUCUACCAGGCUAGCCAGGCCGAACAGAUACCACAGUCACUCCGAGUGUGUUUUAAGAGAGGUCAGAAAUCUGGGGAUUUAGGUGUGUGUCCUGAUAAAAACGAAAACACUGGCAGUUAUGUUCCUCUAUCACAAACACGGGCGAAAUGUUUCAUACGUCUGUUGUCUGCCUCUUAAAAUUCGCUUUGUUUUCAUUUUUUUAAAAAAAGGUUGUUCUAAUAUGACCCAGCUCUGCCUAAUGGUUGUCAUCCUCCUGCAUCAGCCUUCCAAGUGCUGUAUUACAGACAGGCACCACAACACCUCGCUUGGUGGCCCCCUUUUGGGGGCCCCUUCUGAGGGAAGAUUUUCCGUCUUCGAUGCUUGAUUGCCUUGGGCCACUACUCCUUGCUGCUGUUUUUGUUGGGGCGCAGUAAAAGGCAAAGCCAUGGGCACUGAAACAAAGGAGGGCGUGGCAUGAGUGGCCUGCCCUCUUGGACUAAGAGCUCAUGCAGCUGGGCCCUCUUCAUGUAGCUGUUUAUAGCCGUCAGGAUUGCCUGCGGGUACAGAGGUACACAAGGAGUCCGGGGAUAUACAAACAAGGCUGGUGCAGAAGCCUUCAUUCCAAGAGUGGCACGAAUGUUUGCUCCCUUUCCACAGUCCGCUUGGAUGAACGGGCUUUGGUUUUCAGUCAAGUUGAGUUCAUCUUAUAUCUUUAUGUUGUUUAAAAAAAAAAAGGAAUAAUGUCCUCACUCGCCUGGAGCCAUUUCUGUCUCCGUGAAAUCGGCGAUUUAAGGUCCGUCCCAUCCUGAAAGCUUUUAGCUUGUGAAAAACUCCCUUUUUAGCUUUUAAAACCUUCACUUUGUGUUUAGAAUAAAUGGCAUUCCUGGAUCUGUUAAGCAGGCAGUUAAUAAUGCGGGGGAAGCUGCCCACUGCAGGCCCAACCAUAAAACCUGCUCAGAGGGCAGCCCAGGCAAAUAGGAUAUUCCGCAGUGAUCCAUGCUGAGAGCUUCCAAUCAGCUAGGAUCCUGCAGUCGGUGCUCCUAAGUCCCGCCUUCAUUUAUAGUGGCGUAUUGAUCUGCCCUAGUUUGUCCUAAAGGUUGGCCGCCUCCCAGUCAUCUCUUUGUCACACUGCCCGUGAAGGCUAGCCGGAUUCCCCAGUAGAGGAAGCAGUGUCACAAGGAGAAGGCAUUGAGCAUGCGUGAUUCACCUUGAUAGCGUUUGUGACAUAGAUCUGGUUCUCUGGGGGCAGUUUCUCCUUGCUUGUUUUUUAAAAUGUGCACCCUAAGGACUUGAGGCCUGUGGAGUCUUUCUGGGAAUCCAAUGAGGGAGAUGUUUGUGUAGCCCAAACUGACUUCAGACCCUUCACCCUCCGAGAUUCCUAUUCCCAAGUGCUGCUGUGACAAGUGCCUGUUACCUUGCCCGGGCCACCACUGUCUUGGUUUUUAAAAUAUACCACGUGCCUUUAAUUUCAGUACUUGGGGGGUAAAAUCAGGGGCAUCUCUGGUUGAGGCCAGCCUGGUCUGCAAAUGAAAUACCAAGAUAGCUAGGGCUACACGAAGAUACUGUGUCUGGAAAAAAACCAAUCCAACCAACGACAACAAAAAAGCCACCUCGUCAUGAAAACACAUGUCUUAACCCUUCUGGGAGGAUCCCUGCAAGUUACAUAGUCUUGUGCCCAUGUUCAGUCAUUUGAGUUGGAUUGGCAGGAUUGUGGAGGAGAGAGUGCUGGCUUUAGGAAAUACACUCAAAUACUUGAGGUCUAAGGUUGGUGAAGUCCACAGCGGACUAUCUAUCCUGUGGUACAUGGUUAUUAUCAAACGUGCUUCCAGAUAUAAUGAACGGGGCUUUAAAUUUCAAUGUCAGAUGAGUACAGUGGGCUGGCGACUUGAUGUGCUCAUGAUGGCUUUAGCUCUUUCAGAAAUCUGCAUGGAAAGGUGACCCUGUUCUACCCGGUCCCCUCAGCGGACUGGCCUCUCUUCCGGGUAUAGCUGUUGGAAAGGACAGCCUGCUCGCCCAGCACGCGGAGUGCUCCUGCGGUGCUCUUUCCCAUUCCCAUCCCUCGUCAUAAUCCUGCGUUCAUGACAUUAUAAUCAUCACCACAAGUGGCUAAUUGUGAUGUCACAAAUGGGGAUUAUGACUCGAAAUGGGGGAAUAAACAGCAGGGGCGGAUUAAUUCCUAAGCAACGGAAGAAGAUUCUGUUUUGGUGCAAAUGCCCCAGGGUAAUAAAAUUUAAAACGGAAAAUGGCAGGAGAAGACAAAGGGAACAUAUGUGAACUAUUAGCCAAAUUGUCUUUAGGCAGGCCGUUCCCCCUUUAAUUUUCCACUUGGUGUGAAAAGCUCCUCUAUGGGAGAUAAGUGGAUUUGGUUUUAAGCCUAACAAAACUCAAGGUGUCUUACUGACCGGUUGUGGAGGGACAGAGGACUGGGUCAUUAAAGGUGUUUUUAUUUUCCAUAAAGCGGAAUUGCUCUUUGCAGCUCUAUUGCAGAAGUCAGGCUAUAAAGAUCAGUAUGAUGGCCAAAGACAGCUGGGCUGGAAAUUGACAGCAAUCCCAACCUGGGAGCCCUGGCAAAGCCAUCAGAGCCUGACUAGCAGCCUUGAUCUCUCAGGACAGCUUUCUGAAUGGGUUGCAUGUCACUGAAAGCGCUGGUUAACAGCUGUUGCUCUGGAUUGGCCUAGAAUUAGCAGACAAUUCUCUGUGGAAGUGGGAUUUUCAAUUCCAGAUGAAGGAUGUACUUUUCCCCCUCCGGGACAUGAGUGGUUCCCACGUGAUUUGGUUAAGCGCCCCUCCCAAGUCUCUGCUUCAAAGGACACUCAACAACUCCUUUAUCCUCAGGGGUUCUUUGGUUCUCUCUCUCUCUCUCUCCCUCUCCCAGUGGCUGUUGAAUUUGUGACCUUUUUUCCCUCAAGCCCCACAGCCAAACUAAACUGGAAAUCUCAUCGAUUGUUCUCAUCUGCCCAGGACAAAUUGUUCUGUUCUUCCGUGCAUUGUGUUUUGUCCUUUCUUGUGUUCCCUCAACUUGCAUGUUGGAAACCUUGAAAAAGAUCCAUCAGAGACUCAGGGCUGCCUCUCAGGUUUCAGAGGCAUGGUAAAUUUAGUUAUAAAAGAGACUUCUUAUUUGACUCUAGGCGCUUAAUGAUAGCCCUUUCUGCACAAAGUAGAAAUUAUGUGAUUACUGUCUUGGGACUGAGAUUAGAAGGUGUGGUUCUAUCCAUAGCCUCAUCUUUGGCGUAGACGGAGCAUCUGGGUGGUAACAGGAGGCGCUUAAACACGUGCUUUGAGAUGGACACAGGCCCACCAGUCCUGGGAAAGUUGUGGUUCCCUGGUGGCAAUUUCCUCUUGAUUCCUGAAACCAGCAGCGGUGGUUCCUGUGUUUGUGAGAGGCUCUCAGGACCAGGUGUUGCCUCUUAAGCUAUCGAGCAGCCCCAGCCUGGUUUGUUAACCAUGUGCAUGCACACGUGAGUUGAAGGUGGCUUUCUGGUCUUUAUUUCCUUACUGCCAGCUCUUCUCCUCCAUUGCUGCACCUUUAUACCAUGUGCAACCCCUUCAGGGGUUUUUGGCUCUCUUAAGCCAUGUGUGCUGUUUUGUGGGAGCAUUUAUGACUCUUCUUCCCUUUUUAUUUCGUGCAUCCGUUUUGGUGUGGAUUCGUCCCAGCCAGGUGUUUGCCACACUGCAGUAAUAUUGGGAGAAGUGAAGUGUGCACAUGUCCACGCUGGGAAGAAUUCCCUUUCGCCGUGUGACAGGAACUCCCAAACCCUCUGUGGGUGUGAGUGGGAAGGAAGACCAUGCCCCAGUGCUGUGGGAAAUGUAAAGUUCUUAAAGCUGGGGCUUGUCUCUUGGUGCGUUUAUAGCUCUGUGUGGAAGCCAGACCCGGACCUGGUGAAACAGCUUAGGGCAGUUUCAGAACCAGCACUCAGCAUUGGAUUAAUGGAGAUUAAAACCUUCCUUUCAAGUUCUGCGGUACUGGCAGAUCUGAGUUAUGUAAUUUACUAGGGAAAGCUGGAUUUGUUGAACUUGGGGAUGAAGUUUGAAAAACACCAAGAGGGUGCUGAAAUGACAGUGGCCUUUGUCCUCCGACUCUUAGGAGGUAAAUGCCUUCUCUGCCUCUGCCUUAGGAUACAAUUAACCCAGGUCUGGUCUCCUGAAGGCCGCUCACUUUCUGACUUCCAGCCUCACCCAUAUGCUCUCUCUUUUUAUAUUGUCAGGUGGUCCCGAGGGUUGACUGAAACAACACAUGUGAAGAAUGGUGUGCGUGUGCGUCCUAAGAGAGGCCAGCAGAGAGUAUCAGUGUCCUUUCCUAUCAGGCUCAGUGUUAACUUCCAUGAACUCUCCCUGAACCUGGAGAUAGCCUUUGCUACACUGUUUGGCCAGCAAGCCCCAGUGGUCCGGCUGUUUUUUUGUUUUUUUGUUUUUCUUUUUUCUUACAUCCCUGACCUCCCAGCACUGAGGACCAUGUGUGGACCACGCCCUGCUUUUGCCAUGGGUGCUGGGAAUCUGAACUCAUGUUCUCGUGCUUACACAGUGGGCACUCACUCUUACCCACUGGGCCAUCUCCCCCUGUAUGCUCUAAACUGGGAAUUAUAAUUAUAACCAGAGUAGGAGACCUGCAAGGCUUUCAGAGUGCUGUGUGAACAAGCUGAACUGAAUGGGGAGGGUUGCACCAGGGUUCUUUGUGGAGUACGUGAUAGCCAGGCUACGGUUGGGCUUGUAGCUCCAUGGUCUACCAUGAACCUAUGUGAUAAGGUCCUGGGCUAAUCCCCAGGUUCAUAUAACACCCCUAAUUUAAAAAAAAAAAGAGAGCAAGGUGGGAGGGGGUGGGGGAUGAAUGAAUGAAUGAAUGAAUGAAUGUUGAGUUGGAAAGGUCUGGCCAAGAAGGUUCUUAUUAAAAUAGGAAAAAAGGUGAAAAAUUUUUUUUGUUUGUUUUGUUUUUAAUUAAAAUAAAGGGUGCUGUGCAUGGUCCCCACAGAGAGCAAUCUGCUUGUCUCUGUCAUUGUGUCAGUUCAAGGAGCAGACACCGUGGUGCAAGAGCAUUUUGGUGGUUAAUAAUUGGGGCGGAAAAGGUGGGAGGCAGGACUAGGCAGGACCUCAGGACACCGUGAGGAUCUCAUGCGGUUGCAGCCGUGUCUCCAGGAUCCCCACGUGUGAAUUCCUUGGCAUGGACGAGCUUCCCUUGACUCAAAAGCUGGUUGGAUUUUAAACGUAAGCCAAGUAUCAAGUUCCUUCUAGAAGGGAGCUGGCAGUGGUGCCUCCACAGGGCUACGCCACUGUUGAAGGCAGGGUUUUUACUGUAUCUUAUUUCUGUCACACCUCCCCCUGUUUAUUUCCUUCAUAGCCUUGGAUCAGCAGCUGUAACAACAAGUUGGUACAGUUAAUCUCUCUCCCCAAGGUGCAGCCUCAGUUACUCUAAUUGACUUCUGGCUCACUGAGGCACACUGCGGGGGUACCGGAAGGGGCACUCCUUGGCAGGGUGGCAUGUGAAAUGUCUGGCCUCUUGCUGAGGUGAUCUCUCAUCAGGCCUUGGAAGGAUGAAUGACCACUGUACAGGGCUGUGCAUGGGGAUGCAGUUAUGUAAAACGAUUGCUAAGCUUUCUACUGGACUCUGGUUAGCUUGUGGUUGUUUACUCCUAAAGGAGGAAGGGGCUGGUGGGGAGGGAGACGCUUUUUAUAUAUUUAGUGGGGGGUAUAUACAUGCCUGUCCAUCUGAUCCGUGAGGAAAGUGAGGUGUGGAGAACUUCCUAGGGUUUGCCCAAGCCACUCACCUGAGGGAUGGGUAGAUGGGGACCUUGGCUCUGUUUCUGCAUUCCAGGUCUGACAACUUGUAUUGUGGUGAUGUCAGGCAGUAAACAUUAGGGCUAGGAAUGGCUGGACAGAGACUGACCUACACUGCACUCUGGCCUGCACUGGAGUGAAUGACCUCUUAGAACCUUUGUCAUAACCAAAUGGCAAAGCUGUGGGGAAAUGAGUCCUCUUCAAGGACUGUAGCUUGGCACAGUUUCCGUGGUGGGACUUGGGCUGUGCCCAUCACGAUUCCACAGGCACCAUCCCUUUGAUCUGGCACCUCUGUCUGCCAGAUGCUUGUUCUGCAGAUGUACCUGUCCUCUAGUGCAAAAUGACACGUGUCAAGGUUGUACGUACAUCAAAGGAGCAUUUGGAUUUGGAAAAAAAAAUGGAGGUAACCUGACAGCCCAUUAAUUGGAGUAGCUUUAAUAAAUUAUACUCUCCCAAGUAAUGGCAUAUGGGCAGCUGUUACAAUUAGCUAAGCAACUCUCUCCGAACAGAUACAUAUGUUUAUCCGUAUCUAUAUCUGGAUUGCCCUAGAUUGCACAGUGAAAUCUAGAUAAAGUCACGUUUUUUUGUUUGUAGAGGUCACAGGACAGCCUCAGGUGUGCUCUCAAACACUGUUUGGUUUUCCCCCUUUCUCCAGACUCUCUUACUGGCCUGGCACUUACCAUGUAAACAAGGCCACCAUCACACCCAGGAGACAUCUGGUCUUAGCCUCCCCAGUGCUAGGAUUACAAGUGUGGGCCACCAUACACAGUUUUAGUUUUUGUAAACAAAAACAAAAACAAAAACACAGGUUCUGGGGACCAAACUUAAUUGUCCAUGCCAUUGCCCAACUCAAGAUGAUGUUUUUUGGGGUAUACAAAAGGCGUCACUGGAAAGAUGGGAUGAGGUGAGGGAAGAGGUGAGGAUUUCACCGUCCCACCUUUUCUAUCUUUGACUUUAUUGUAUCUGUAAGCAGUAACUCAGAAAAAUGAGUUGAGUAAAGGAACUCCCCAAACCAGCCACGCUAAAGGGAGGUAGACAUUAGACCAGGAAGAAGAGAUCCAGUAGAGCAGACCACCUACUAGUCCUGAAAUGAAGCAAAGAGCCUCCUUGUUUCUAGUUGAAAGGACACCUAGGAACUUUACUGAGUUGGGAAUGGCUUGACUUGAAGAUCUUCUCUGGAGUUUGCUUAAAGUCUUUCUCCCUUACCAUUCACCGUUACCUACAGACCCACAUCUAUAGGGACAGAUUCUUGUGCUAUGUCUCCUUGUCCUUUUACCUCAGGAUUAUUGAAUAUUUAUUUCUCUGAGCAUUUGCGAUGGUUAUUCUGGAUUGUCAACUUGGUGGGAUUUAGAAUCACCAUGGAAACGUGCGGGUACGCCCACUCGUGAUUAUGUAGACUAGGUUGAGAGGUGAGACGGCUCACCUAAAUGUGCUCAGCACAGGUCUGUGGGAUGGAGCUGUGGACUGAGUGGAAAAGAGGAAGCGAUGGCAAACCCUCUCUGCUUCCAGGGUAUGGAGGGAGUGUGCCCACAGGCUUCCGGCCGGUCCCACUGCCAUUACACCCCUCCAUGAUGGCCAGGACCAUCCAAUGGUGAGUUCAAAUAUCUCCUUCCUCCUUCAGUUGAGUUUUUUUUCCCUCCCAGAUAUUUUGUCACAGUAAUGAUGAGACCCUAAGCAGAACAGCUGGGUGCCCACCUUCAAGAUGGAUUUGGGAAAGCCUCCCACCUAACCAAGUCACUUGGCCUCAUCUCUGUAAAUGCGGCCUACACUAAGAAUCGUGUAGACAUUACUGCUAAAAAGGAAAGUCAAAUCUGCAUGCUUGAUAUUUAUACAAAACUAUAGGAGUGCCCAGGAGGUUAGGGAAUAAUGAAUUUCUUUUAUGUAGGACUUUGUAGCUUUGCUGGACAAAGAAAUCUUUUCAUUAACACAUUAGAGAAAAAUUUUGAGGCCAAUUUGCAUUCAGUCUGAGAAGCAUGUGUGGGGGUGGUGUCGAAAUGUACAGCAAUGCCUGCUCCUUUUCGGGAAAUCAAUUUGUUAAAUAGCCCUCAGAAUAUGACAGCUUUAUGGGAGGAUUAUGACUUUUUUUUUUGUUUUUGUGUCUGCUAAAGAGCUAGAGAAUAAGACAGUUUAAUCACAUGCCAUUCUGUGGAUAGGACCGUGGGAAGUUAAGUUGCCUCCAGAAGAGGAAGCCCGGGGACCCAGUGAGUUGCGUCUUUAGCAGAUGCUCCUAAUUACAUGGUUUGGAGACAGGCCAUUCGGUCCCCUUUUUUUUUUGAGGGUGUCUUGCUUUCCUGGAUUGUGGCUGAUGUUACUUUCUCAGUCUCCAGUUUCCAAAGAUGGUUGGUGGUCAGGGAAGGUGUGUAGCUUCAGGUAGGGAGAAAAGGGAGCUAGAGAUGGCAAAGGAAAGAAGGCUAGAGCGCCAUCCCUUGGGGCGAUCUUUAAUUUGAGCCACACUUAUAUCAUUAUUUACAGGGAUUAGGCAAGCAUCAGGAUUUACACAGGUGUUACUGCAAGGCAGAAGAGGGCUUCAUUUCACUGCCUGAGGAAGGAGAGUCCCUAGAGGCAGCCUUAGCUGUGUCCAGGCAUCUGUCUUCCCGCUGGGGACUUUGUGGAAUCUGAGCGCCACAAAGCCAGAGCUCAUCAAGUCCCCUUUUUGAGACUCCGAGGCCACCAGCUGUGGCAGCAGGUCUCAGCUUUGUCAGUGAUUAGCCGCCUGGCAGGGAAGGCUCUUCUAGCUCUCUCUUUUCUUGAGUCUUUGGUGGAUUGGCCGGGUCUAAUCUGGCCUCUCACUGAGCAGGACACUUGCAACUGCGAGCAGAAGACAGCUCCUCCCGUGAGCCCCACCCCCACCCCCACCCCUGUGCUUUCCCUAGCAAAGGGCUUAACAUUUGUGUUUGCAGAACUCACUUUUCUGUAGCUUCUGUCAGCUGCUACUUUAAGUUGUGUGCCUUCUCUUUUUUUGGGUCACUGCCUAGGAGAGAGCAAACUCUGCUGCUGUCCCUCCACCACCAACCCCCGCCCCCCGAGGUUUUUUCUUUGGAUUUUUUUUUUUUUUUGGUAUGAGUUCUCAGGUUUGAUGAACUAACCCCACUUGGCUGUAUCCUUAGUACAACAGAGGAAGUACGCAAACGCACCUGGCAAAGAUGCCAGGGGUUGAGGAACUUUGGACCUGUAGUUGGUUAAAAAGCCAAAAUUAAUGAAUCAGACUGUCCCUAGCCCUCGCACCCUGUCUCCUGUUUGAUAAUGACCGUUUAUUCUUACAGAAAUUCAUCACUCAGCCUGGCGGUGACUGUGCAAGCUUUUACCCCAGAGGCAGGAGGAUCUAUCUCUCUGAGUUCAAGGCCACAGGGUUCUGAUCUACAGAGUCAGUUUCAGGACAGUCAAGACUGAGCAAAGAAACCCUGUCUUGGGAGACCAAACCAAUCAACCAACCAACCAAACGAACAAACAAACAAACGAACAAAAAACCAUUGUGCACAUUAUGUUCUUGGAAUGAAAGUUUUGUUAGCUUAUGAGAAUUAUUGUGUGGGGUUUAUGUGCACAUAUAUGCACAUAGAGGCCAGAGGUCAACUUUGUCGUCCUUCUUUAGAACUGUCCACCUUAUUUUUAGAGGCAGGAUCUCUCACUAGGACUUGGAGCUCAUUGGCUAGACAAGGUUGACUGGCCAGCAAUACCCAGUGACUGGUCUUUCUCUGCCUUUCCCAGAAGGGGACUACAUGUAUACACCACCAUGCACAGAUUUAUUUAUUUAUUUAUUUAUUUAUUUAUUUAUUUAUUUAUUUAUUUAAAAUUUGGGCGCUAAGGCUCAAACUCAGUUUCUUGUGCUUGCAAGAUAAGCACUUCACCAAUUUGAGUUAUUUCACUGCCCAAGAAAAAUAUUGUCACUAUUUAUAGUCUGUGCUGCCCUAACAAGGAGUCCCAGUGCCCUCCCCACCUGUCGUAAGGAUUGCAAUGACUUCUUUGGGGGAGUGAUUUUUGUAAUUAUCUUUUUCGUCAUCUAUGGUAGGUACCAUUGAGGUGGGAUAUAGUCACACCCAUGAACUAAUUGCUUUAUUUGCUCUUGAUAAAAUCUACAGGGAAUGUUAUUGGCAUUGGGUGUGUAUUUUCCAUAGUCUGAGGUAGAAUGUCGACUGUGGCUUGUGUGAAAUUUACUUUGUGGGCGCCUUGGAUUAUCCUUCAAGUAACUAGGCAGUCCACUCUCUUUCUAGGGUGGCUACACUGAGACAGACAGAGGCCAGUGGGGUUACCUACAUGGGAUCUAAUCUCUGGCCUAGGAUGUUAAUGACCACGGUGGUUUUAGAAAUUCAGAUACAGCUGCUCAAGUGUCAGUGGUAAAUAUGGAUUGUGGAGGCAGAGUUCCAGAUAUGUGUCUCUCUAGCUGCACUUCUGUGCGACCCAGUAGCUUGGAGAAGCCAAGUGUUUGUUUUGACUCUUAGGGAAUCACACCCUCCCACCCCCAAAGAAAAAUUAGUAUGUUUAUCACCAUGAGAGCAUGUUUGUCUCCGUCUUUGAAAGUAGUUGACCGGAGAAAUCGCGAAGCUCCACUCGGCUUCUGGGGAAUGUCUGCUUGUAUUCUGACAGUGUUCUGGCUAUGUAACCAUCAAAUAAUAGCCCUCUCAAUUGCAUAGGAAUGAAAGCCUCUGGCAGGAACAGCAAGCAAGGGCCCACCUUCUAUCCACUGCCCUUGUCAUGUCUGCAUCCUCUACUGAUUUAAUCUUUUCUUCCUCUGGGCUCUGCCCACGUCUUCCCUGGAUUAGGUGAGCAGUGGAGCUUUGCCAGACCCCAUUCUGGCAUUAGUUCCAGCAAGGCAAUGGCCUUCGCCUGUUGUGACAAUGUCACUGACUCUCAUUUUAAGCAGCAGAUGGCUCAGAGCACAUGGGCAGUGCUUCCUGCGGUGGCCAUCACUCUCUGGAUGGAAGGGCGGAGCUUCUUCUUCAGGAAUUCCAUUAACAUUAAAAAGAGAGGACCAGAUUGCUGGCACUCCCUAGGGCCAUGUGCUGUUGCUCUCAUUUUGUGCCAGAAUACCCAACCUGAACCGGAGGGAAGAGUUAAGUUGGCUCACAGUUCCAAAGAGUCCAAUCAUUAGGGCAGGGCAUCAUGGAACUGGGGGUGUGGGGUGGAGGAGAGCUGUUCAUGUCAUACAGGAACAGAGAACAAGUGACCAGGGAGAAUGAACUCAGACCCAAACCCAGUGCUCCGCUUCCUCCAGCCACAAGAGCUCUCCCAAAGAGGCAGGAGGUAGCCACCAAGUAUUUAGUAUAGGAGCAUGCAUGCCUGCCACCCCCCCCCCCCGUCUCUCUGUCUGUCUCUCUGUCUCUGUCUCUGUCUCUGUUUCUGUCUCUCUCUCUGUCUCUCUCUCUCUCUCUGUGUGUGUGUGUGUGUGUGUGUGUGUGUGUGUGUGUGUUGGCAGGAGUGUAUUCUGCACUUACCACUUUCUGUUCCUUGCUGUUACUCUCGAGCACAGAGUGCUUCAUUGUCCUUGAACUAGAUGUGGGCCUGGGUGCAUUAGGAGCAGCAGCUCCUCAGGGUCCUUUCUUGAAGCAAAGUGAAGUGAACCUGGGAAAACAGAGGGAGCUUGAACUGAUGAAGCUUAGGUACCUGGCACACUCGGGGUGAUUCUGCCUGAGAGUUCAUAAAGGGAUAAGUUGAUCCUUAUUCUGCACUCAGGUUAGCAUUAUACCAUUUAUAGACUCCACAUCCUAAGAGAGGACCAGUUACCCCUGUGGUUCCUCAAAUCGGCUCCCAUUCUCCGUUAAAACCACGUAUUUGGCUAGACAGAGGCAAAGCUAUUUGAAAGCAUGCUGGCUUUUGAGUUCUGGUUAGUCUUUUGCUAGAGAAUGAGUCUCCCCUCCUGCCCCCCAAGGAAAUUAAUAGAUGAUAGGCCAAAUGGAAGACUGUUAGCUCUCAGAAUGGUCUUCUUUGAAGGUGUGUUGCUUCUUGAUAUUUUUCAGAUGAUAGAAGAUAAUGCUUAGAAGAUGACUAUUUUUGAGGUGCACUAUGUGAAUAAAAAUGAACAAAUGGCCAAUCCUAGACAUGGGUUGAGGAGAAGGCUUAUUAUAAAUAUGAGGAAGAACACAGUCAGAGGCAACUGGAAGGGUCCGAGAUGAAGUGGGCCAUAGGAGAGAGGUGGUAGAUGGGAGAGAGAGAGAAGAAGAGAGGAGCCAGGAGUAAGAGGCCAAGAGGGAGCCAGGAGACCUAGACACCACAUAGCCAAAAUGGCUGAGGUGAGUUUGUGUAGGAAUCAAAGAUCUGGGUGAAGGAAAGGGAAUUGAAGCUCAGGUAGGAGCUUCAGGGUAGGGGUCAAGGUGAGAAGGGCUCAGAGGAGCCAGGACUCUGGAAAAUGUAUUGUUGAUGCUGAUCGGCAGCCAUUGUUCUCUUCAUUGUGUUAAAUAGGUACCUCAGUUAGCCGUUUGAGUUUCAGACCUAACUGUGCUUUCACACAGUCAAAAUAAAACCAGUACAGUUUCUGCUAAUGCAGGACUGGCUGAAUAAAAUAUGGCACCCCUGAAAUGUGGAAUAUUAGGUAGCUGUAAACAUCGUGAGUCAGUUCACUAACGGUGAACGUGGUUAGCAUGAAUAUGAGGGGAAAGAGCUGUCUCAGAAUGCUAUGCAGAGGGCAGUAGGAUCCCGUUUGCAGCUUUGUAAAUGCUUGUCAGAGCCAGCCUAAUCGUGUGCUUGUCUGUGUGUUUGUGCACUUUCACUGAAAACAGACUGCAAGCUGUGCACGAAAGCAUGCAUUGGUAACAUGGGACAGCCUUGGACAGAGGCGGGGGCUGCUAAGCUACGUUCAAACCCACGUGUUCCCCUAGUUUUGUAGAAGGGGAAUGCGUUUUCGUGUUGUUGAUGCGUUCUGGAAAAAUCUCUCAGCAUGGUUAGUAUGCACGUGAUCGGUUCUUACUAGGUGACAGUGUCAGGCCUGUCUGUGAACAGGUCACUCUAUUGUAAACACAUUAGCCUUUCCUGAGGCCUGGCAGGGAUAGCAGUGAGUCCAUAAGGCACUCACUGGCUGAAGGAUGUGCAUGUGGCAUGAAGACCAUGUGGCCUGAGGGAAGGCAGGAGAAUCACCAGGGCUGGCUUGUUUGCUGGUAAGCUUCCCGCUCAGUGAGAUGGCCUCUGUAAGGGAAUAAUGAGGGAAAUGAUAAAGGGGGUACCCGAUGCCUUGCUCUGACUUUUGUACAUGUGCUCACACACUGGCGUACGCUUCAUGUUCACUCCUGACCUCACAUACAUGCACUCCUCACCCCCCACACAUAUGCAUGGCAACACCCCCAAUACUCUUACAUCUAAACACACUCUAGUUAGUCCAUGUCUACAACAGUACUAAACACUGUAUCCGAUGAUUAGUACUGGGUUUUCUGCUACUAUGCCUCGCUUCCUUAAAAAGACUCAUAGGUGUUUUGCCAGGUAAUGAAGAGAUGAGAAUUGGAUAUUACACAUUAGGUUGCACAUACCAUUCCUUUUAUUUACAUGUUUCCUCCUCAACCCCAAGUGGACAAAUCACCAUUCAAGUGUCCCUUGUACCAAACCCCAUACUGUGAAUGCAUUAGAUGAAAUAGCCCUCAAGACUAUUCAGGGACAGUUGGGAGUAUGUGCUGUUGGAUGGAUACAGGCUGCUAUUGUCCUGCAUGGAAAUGAGGAGAAAUGAAAGAUUUAUGGUGAAAAGUUAGUCCCCCCCUUUAAAAGCAUGUAUCUAAACUCUUUUGUAUCCUGCACAUUUUCUUUGUCUUCCCAGUCCAACCUAUUAUGGUUGCUCUUAAAGCAAUUGGACAUGAUUUGAGACUAAGAAUUUUUAUUAAUUGGUUGCUAUUCCUUGGAAUAAAAAAAAUGAAGAAAAGAUUAACAGGGGAAGGAUAUUAAAAGUGCAAUUUGCUCAUUCCUUACAUGAACGGUUUCGGUUUUAUGGAGGAGUAGGCAUCAUAUUAAGGGCAAACUAUUUAGCAAGAUGUAGGAAUGAUUAAUAUAUGAGAAACGGUGAAUUUAAUACCCGUCCAAAACUUGUUAGAAUAAAUGAUUUUUAUGUUUCCAUUAGGUUUUGUGAUGGGAAAUAAUAUAUUUUAUGUAAGAGAAAAUCUACAUGCUUUCACUUCCUACACUUGGCACUAGGUUCUUCUCUCAUAUUCUGAACUCCAUCUUUCGCUGCCUAGGUAAUGUGUUGUAAUUGAAUAUAUGCUCACAUCAAUAGCUUCUGUUAGGCAGUGUCCCAUGGAUUCUGUCCAUUAGGUGCCUGGGCACAGUAAUAAUGAAUUUGCAUAGAGGGCUGGGACAUCCUCGCCCUAGAAGGUCUGACAGGGUUGGGUUGCAUGUCAAGGGUAGAAUACUGGCUUAAGACAUCAGAGACGGGGUUGGGGAUUUAGCUCAGUGGUAGAGCGCUUGCCUACGGAGCACAAGGCCCUGGGUUCGGUCCCCAGCUCCAGAAAAAAAAAAAAAAAAGACAUCAGAGAAUCAGAGACACUGGAUUUCCGCUCAGCCAGUCAGAUAAGAAGGUAAGAUAGAUAUGCAGUAGUAAGAAAAGGAAAAUCAAAUAUUCCAGGGAGUCCAGAAGACAGUCUCGUCCAAAAGAAGGAAGGUUUACCUAGAGUGGGGUGGGGAAGAGGAAGAGGAGGAGAGAAUGUGCUCUAAGAGACCUGGGAUCACAGUUCCAGGUAAUUCUUAAUUCCUUAGGAAAUAGCCAAGAUUAUGGUGCAAAAAAAUCUAGGGCAAUGGAGACGGGAGGCUAGCUCAUGGAGAGCCUUUUAAGAGCUCCCCUGGUGUGUGUGUGUGUGUGUGUGUGUGUGUGUGUGUGUGUGUGUGUGUCUGUAAGUAAAUUAAAUCACAACCGAAGUGAGAUAACAUUAUUUUUUGUCACAUUGAUCGGCAGAGAUAAACACAGUUGAUAAAGUACCACAUCUGUGAGCAGUGCUAUUAAAGCACUGUAUCAGCUCAGGGCUCCUAUCUGCCAUCGCGUCAUUGGAAAUAGGUUUUGAGUACUGUUCGGGAAGCAGUUGGUCAGUUUCCAGAAGCGAUCGGAAAUAGCCCAUCUUUCCUCUCGCCGACCCUACUUUCAGGGAAUUUAUCUUGAGGAAGAACCCCCCCCACCCCCCAUGCCUCACUGAGGUUCAUGUCUGGAAAGCUUCCCUAGGCUGCUGUGAGACUUGAAAUGACCUCAGUACCCAUCCCUAGGAGAUUUUAAAGGAGACCUCUUUGUGUGGUGGGGGGCACUACACAGACAUUUAAUGGACAAAGAGCAAGCCGGGAUUCUAAUCUGUAAGACUCUCAGUCCGUGUGUCCAAUGGAAAUUCUCUGUGUCUGGAGUGGUCUAGAAGGACUGUUCGCAUGGAUAGGUAGCUUGGGAAACAGUGCCAGGGUAGAGUCUUUGCAUUUUCUUUUGCUACAGAUUCUUUUUCUCUCGCAGCCUUGGCUCGGGCUCUCUGGUGUCUUGGUGUUGAAAUGUGUGAGCCACGGGAGUUUGAAAGGCUCAGCACUUACUUUGGUAGUUUUGUGAUCUCAGAAUUUUUUUAAGGUGACGGCAGGUUUGCUGGGACUAAAAGGAUCUUUCUGUUCUUUGCCAUCUAGGGCGUUCAGUCUGUUCUAGUCAUUGAAGUAUUUAUUGGCUUUGGCUUCUCUUUACUUUUCCUUUUGGGGGGCGGGGUAGGUGGGUGCACUGGAAUUGAACCUAGGGCCUUGUACUUGUUAGACAAACAUGCUACCAUUGAACUUCGUGCUGUCCAGCCCUGUGCUGUAAGGUGUGUCUUUAAAGUCACACGUGUUUUUCUUGAGAGGUGACCAUUUCUGUAGCUUGCUACAAGUUGUAGUAGCAUAGCCCAGAAGGUACUUUUCUGUUCAUUGAAUUCUAGUUUUAUUGUUUUUGCCAGGGGGACAUAUUUAUAUUUAAAGAUACGAUUGGUAAUAUGAUGUGUAAGGUCUGUCUACAAAGCACUACUGUGUUAAAUGCAUAAUAUUUUUAAUGAAUGCCUGAAGACUGAGGGAGUGAGUGUGUGCUGGCAGAGAUAGAGAGAGAGUGUGAUUUAAGACACUAUUUUAGGAACGCUUGAUGCCACACUGAGUGUGGGUGUGAGCCAAGUGGAUAUACUUGUUCUUGUGUGUAUGCGUGUGCACAUACAUGCGUGGGUGCCUUUGCACAUGGAUGUGAGGGGUCAACCUAAGAUAUUGCUCUUCAGUCACUACCGUAUUUUUGAGACGGAAUCUCUCACUGGCUUCAGGCUUGGGUCCUAGGCUAGGUUGGCCCACCCUGGAGGGCAGGGACAUGCCUGUCAUCCUGGUGGUGCUACACUUUCAACUGCAGGCCACUUUAGCUUUUUGACAUCGGUUCAGAGCAUUGAACUUGGGUCCCCAGGCUUGAAAGCCCAUCACUUGAUUGACUUGGACAGUCUCUCCACCCUGUGGAAUCUGUCUUGGCUUUGCCAAUGUUGCCCAGAGAGCAAACCCGUUCACAUCGUUCCCUGUAUUGAAGGCCUCUAACUCCUCCUCAUCCUUAGGUGGUCACAACCUACGUGAGACUGCAGAUGGACAUCCUAAGUACACAUCCAUUAAAAUCCCAAGCAUACGCUCAUUCCUAAUGGGAGUCUAAGCUCCCUUGCAGAAUGCCUUCUCACCAAGGGCUCCUUUUGUAUCCACCAUCCUAUGCUUUGUGGUGUUAGGUGCACAAGAAGGAGUGACAGCUACACCUGACAAGAAGCCUGCCAAAUGCCUGACCUGCUGUGCUCCUUCAGUGGAGAAACUCUCCCUUUGUAGCUCCUUCCCGCCCUUAGUGGCUGUAAGAGGCUUUUGUGAAAGAUGAGGCUUGCCUCCUUUUCAUGUGUGAAUGGGGUCCUGGUUGAUCUCACCUUUUCUCUAUUUGAAACAGUCUUGGGGCCUGAAAGCACCAAACUUAUGAGCUUUAAAUGUUUUCUCCAGGGUUGGGGAUUUAGCUCAAGGCCCUGGGUUCGGUCCCCAGCUCCGAAAAAAAGAAAAAAAAUGUUUUCUCCAGAUGGUGAAGAGGAGGGUGGUGUCUCACUGGGCUGGUAUGUGGGAGGGAUUGGUUUUGUUGGGGGUCAGAACAGAACUGUCUCCAAAUCUGAUCCUGGGGUACAUAAGACAGCAUCAUGAAGGGGAAGGUCACUCCAGGUUCUCUCACCCUGUCCCCGCAGCAGGAGGGCAGACCUGGGAAGACGCCUCUUGAGCAUCUCAUAACUGUGGAGUUUGGUUGGAUCCACCCCACCUGUGUCUGGAGUUUUCCCCAGGUUUACCUGUGUGCUCCAUGAUUUCUUGUCUUCUUAAAAAAUGCAAAAACAAAAAGUGAACCCUUACUUUGAGCCGCCAUGCACUCAUGGUUUAGGGGUUAUCCAUUGGAGCAUGCUUGACUUACCAGGUACCACACCCUUAAAACCCCUCACCCACGGCCACCCAUGUCAGUAGCCCUUUACUUACAGGUGGAUCUUAGGUUAUAAUAUUGACUCUUUGAUCUUGUGUCUUCUGUCUCAGCUGCUGUGAGUACCUGAGUGUGUCAGUCCUGUCCUGAAGACACGGGUCUUGUUCCUGUCCUCCCUUACCUCUGAUUCUUAAAAACAACACUCUUUUUUUUUUUAAGAUUUAUUCAUUUAUUUAUAUAAGUAUACUGUAGUUGUCUUCAGACACACCAGAAGAGGGCAUCGGAUCUCUUUACAGAUGGUUGUGAGCCACCAUGUGGUUGCUGGGAAUUGAACUCAUGACCUCUGGAAGAGCAGUUGGGUGCUCUUAACCGCUGAGCCAUCUCUCCAGCCCAAAACAACACUCUUUUACUACCUCCAUUUUCCAUGGUUCCUGAGCCUUGAAUCGUGCAUGUAUGCAUUUUCUGAUUUGUGGCUAAACACUCUACUGACACUCUGUGUACUAUCGCUAGUUAUGGGGGAAAGGGCUCUGUUUAGUCUGUCAAGUGGCCAUGGUCCAUCAUGGAGGAUGAACAGCUAGAAUUCUUCCUACUGUAGUUUUUUACAGGUAACACUUUCUGUGUCAGAACUACUCAGCUUUGCCCUGAGAGUCCUACAGACAGUAUCUGAAUGACUGGACAUUCUGUGUGCCAAUGAGACUUUGUUUACGUGAACACACACAAUGGAUUUGGUUUGUUGGUAGCCUGUUCAUCCUGACCCAUGGGCUGACUUGUGUCUUUCAUACCCUUUAAUCUCAGAUCUCCUUUGUACUUGUAAAUAUUAGUGAGGAGGGAGCCCCCCAACUUCUGUUUAUAUAGAUUAUGUCUUGAUAUUUUACCAUUUUAAAAAUAGAUACUGUCUUAGGGUUUUACUGCUGUGGACAGAUACCAUGACCAAGGCAACUCUUAGGAAGGACAACAUUUACUUGGGGCUGGCUUACAGGUUCAGAGGUUCAGUCCAUUAUCAUCAAAGUGGGAGCAUGGCAGUGUCCAGGCAGGCAUGGUGCAGGAGGAGCUGAGAGUUCUACACCUUCAUCUGAAGGCUGCUAGGAGAAGAUUGCUUUCCAGGCAGCUGGGGUGAGGGUCUUAAAGCCCACACCCACAACACACCUACUCCAACAAGGCCACACCUCCUAAUAGUGCCACUCCCUGGCCCAAGCAUAUAACCAACCAUCACAGACACUGAGAAAAAUUUAAACUGUCAAUUCAUUUCAGACAUUAUUAAAGCCACAGCAAGUGGGGCUGGAGGGAUGGCUCAGUGGUUAGGGUCACUGGCUGCUCGUCCAAAGAACCUGGGAUCAAUCCCCAGCACCCACAUGGCAGCUCACACAUAUCUGUAGCUGCAAUUCCUUGGGAUUCCACUCUUCACAUGGACAUGCAUGGAGGCAGAACACCAGUGCACAUAAAAAUAAACAAAUAAUAAAUAAAAUAGCAUGUUCACAUAAAAGGUAUAUUUUGAGAAAUAUUUUCCAAGCCAAGAAUUAUUAAUCGGGAGUGUGGUUGUGCUUCUCCUUUUUAACCAGGCUCUAACAUCCAGUUCAGCACACUGAUGCGGUUUGCACUUGCUCUGUGCUGGCGUUAAAAGUCAGGCAGUCUUUGGAACCUGCCUCCCUGUGGCUCUGAAACAAUCUUGCAGACUCCCUGGGCUUCUGUAGGGACCACCCUUUGCUAAUCUCCACUCUCUAAAUGUCAUUAAUGGAAAUUAAUUUGCCUGGGAAAUGCCAUCUAUGUUAACCCCCUAUUUUAGAGUUCCUUUGUCAUUUCUUUCUGAGCAUGCAGAGAGCGUGUAGUCAGGUGGUCGGAGCCUUGAAAGCCGGCUUGCUGUAUUUUCUGAGACAUCACCUUAAGCUGAAAUUGGCUCUGGAUGGGUCACAAUAGCGUUUUCCUUACCAUAGAGAAACAGCAGCCAGGAGAUAGUCUGAGUUCAUUGUCGUCAGCCGGGAAAGAGAAGAAGGCUACCUCUGUACAGGAGAGUGCUGUUGAGGACAAAGACACUGGAAAGAAUGAUUUGCAUCCAACUGGGGAGGCUGAAACUCUCCCAGAAAACUGGGUUAAACUUGAAAGGAGGCUGAGCCUCAGAGUGGCUGCUUUCCAGGUCACUUCAGAUUUUUGAGAGCUGGGGGGUCUCAUAGAGGGCUUUUAAGGGCCUUGAAGUUAGAUGGUCGAAGAGGUUUGGAAGUCUGAAGUUUUGGGGGUGGGGCAUGUUAAUUUCUCUCACACUUGAUCCUAACUUAGUGAGGAGAGGAGGGGCAUCCCCAUCCUUUUCCUCUCUCUCUCUGUCUCCCACCUCUCUGGAUUUCCUUAUGCUCCCUUGAGUUGACUCUCCAAACAAGAAGUCAGUCAGCUCACAGGUCCCCAAGGCCAUGCUGCUAACCCUUUUCUCACAAAGAAGAGCAGUAUCUUUUAAAGGCUGGGUCUGUUUUGUACUCGGAAUACACGGGUGGAGGAGGGUGAAGUUGCAGAUGGCUUGAGCACGUUCAGUGGUGAGAUCUGCAUAGGUGUGACUAGACCGAAUAAAUACUAAAGUCAUUCAGCCUGGUGCUGGAGGCUUGAACCUAAUUGCCUCUCUUUAUAUUUAGCUCAACUUUAAAGGAAAUUUAUAACUACAUUGGGCUCAGUGAAUUCCCUGGAUGCCCUACCCUUAUUACCCAUUAUAACAUAUUUCUGUUUAAUUUACUACUUGGAGCCGUGAUCCUUCAGUGCACUUGGAGGAUGGGGAAGUGAAUUUGAGUGUUUUUGGAGGUUCAACUCUGGCUGGGUAAAGGGAGAGAGUGACUUUUACCUUAUUCUAGAAUGUUCACGUGUUUGUGAAUUUAGGAGACAUACCCUGUCUUUUUUUCCCCUUACCCCCAGACUCAUGCUCAGCUGCGUCGUUUUCCUUCUGCGUGUAUGCCCCUCCCCCCACUUAUGACAUCUGUUACUCUUAUGCUCCCCAGGAAAUAUAUGCGAACCCGCCUAACCACUUUGAUUAGAAACAAAUGCUCAUCCCUAUCAUUAAAGCUACAGCUGUAGGCUCUGCUUCCACACAGGGCAAACUGCUCUGCCUUGUAUGGAAUCCCAGCAAUUAGCAAAGAAGUGCGAGUGGCUGAGUGAGACUGGGUUUCUGGAAACACAGGCAGGAGGGGAUUUAGUAGUGGUGAUACCCAGUCCCCCCUCACUUGCCCCUUUGUUCUGUUUACUGCUAGCUACAUAUUUCUUCCUGUGUGUUCCCUAGCGUUCUUCCAUCACGCCAUAUGGGCCUUUUCUCUGGUGAUUAAUCAGGCUGCAUGCUGGGCUCUCUGAUUCACCAGGGACUGUGUUUCCUCAUGGUCUUGUCGGAACAUGCAGAAGAGCAGCAUGACGCUUCUCACGUUUGCACCCGCUGCUAACAAGGCAUCUGAAAACUGCUAGGCUGCAUUUGAGGAGGGCCAGAUCACAUUGUCUUGGUGUUCUUGGGCCUCUAAUUUUGCACUAAAAUGAUGAUGGUAAUAACGAUGUGUUUUGUUUUGUUCCCCCCCUCCCCCAAAAAAGUGGGAGCAGUAAGGAGAGCAGAGCCCACAUUCACUGGCCACUUCAUACCUCUUACAAUGGGUUAGUGAAAAGGAGUUGAGACCUGUUAUUGAGAUUUAGUAUCAUUGGAAGGAUGGCAAAGGAAACUAUAGCAGCUUGUGUACUUUCAAAAGCCCCCAACACCACAGAGUUACAAAUCUAAUUGGCUUUUAUUUACAGUGUAUGAACCCGGGCUGUCACCUUUGCUGUCCUACGGAACAGACAGCACUCCCACUGGGCAGGAACAAGAAAACAGAACAACAGUUUUCAAAAGCUGAGUGUUUCUUACCAGGUUACUUUGGAAGACCCUUCCUUGGUCAGGAUUCAAGCACCGAGUUCUCUCUCAUUGCUCCAACUCGGGCAUGGUGGGUCGUUUAGAUUUCAAGACUUUGGGUCCGAAUGCUCCCUCAGUGGUUUCAUUCAUUGAGUGGCAUUUAACACGAUCAACCCCAUUUUUGUUUGGUUCGUUCUGGCACUCAAAAUCAUGGCCUCACAUUACUUUGGUUCACUAAUGCUUUGGGGUAUUGUGGUAAGACUUCAUCUGCCCUUGGUCUGGAGAGAUGGUUCAGUAGGUAAAGUGCCUGCUCCACAAGCACAAGGACCGGGUUUGGAUGUUCAGAGUCCAGGGAGGGCUGAAUAUGGCAGUGUGUAUCUGUAAUUACCGUGGAUCUAAGGUGAGGUGGAAGGAGGAGGCAGGGCAGUUCUGGAAGCCUACAGGCCAGUCAAGCUGAUUAAUUAGAGAUCAACAAGUGACCCUGUCUCGGUCAAGGUGGAAGGUGAAGUAUGACUUCGACACGAGUGUUCUAGUGUGUAUUGGCUGCCUCUGACACACACCCCCUCAACAUUCGCAUGCACAUAUGCUUCCACACAAGUAUUUUUCAAAGGACUUUUAUCCCUUCUUAAACCAUGCCAUGCUUAAUUUAUUUACUCUAAUGUGAUGAAGGUUGGGACUGCGAAUGCCUUCAUUUUAGAAGAGAGUUAUUAACAAUAGACAUGGGGAAACCAAAUUGUUUCAAGUUGGUAGAAGCAGAAAGCAUUCUUUUUUAAAAAAUACGCUUGCACAAUUUAGUUGUUUCCGUAAUUAUGAUUGCUAUUGAAUUAAAAUGCACACACCUUCUAUUCUGUCUGUCUGUCUGUCUGUCUGUCUCUCUCUCUCUCUCUCUCUCUCUCUUUCUCUGUAUAAAGUGCACAGAUCUUUAUUUUAUAACUAGUUACCUUUGUGCAGGUGUAACUAUUGUCACCCGAGUGACAGUCAUCCAGAGUGACACAGGGGACAUUCCCAGCAUCCUAGCCGCAGUCACUGUUUCCACAUACCUUACCAAGUGACCACUGACCAGGGAUCAUUGUGCCCAAAGAACACCAGUAUAGAUAUAUCUGUGCUGUAUUUCCUCUUUGGUGUUUGGUGGUCCCUGCAAGCUCUACUGAUGGAAGGGAAACAAACCAGGAGACGUAAGAAGGAACUUUGGUUCAGCAUGACUUAGUUCACCCGACUGGUUCAACAUUCUGGAAUCUGACCCCAGGUAGUUUAUUUUUGACAUAUUUAAACAUAGUACAACUUGGAGAAAAGAUUCCCUCUUGACAAUUACCACAACAAAGCUUAAAACAUGACAACACUGAAACACGUUUGCAAAGCACACGUCUUUUGCAAAGCCCCUGUGAUCUCUUUUCUAAGAGUGAGUUCUUUUGAGUAUGCGCAGGAUAAGGGUCUAAGGAGGAAUGGUUCGUAAUAAACAUAGUAUUAAACUCCUUUUCGAAGUGCAUGGAGCCGUCUUCGUAAGGAUGGACUCUGUUAACCGAGAAACAGUGCUCAAUGCUCAGAAGUCUGGGGCAACUGGGUAAAGCCUGGCUUGACAGAAUAGCAAUGAUAACAAGCUAUAAACAACACCCACCCCAGGCUUCUGGAUGGAACAGGUGUAAAUCCCUUCUGUUGGAGAGAAAAGUCUGCAUGUUGAACAUUUGUGGUUUCUCUAGUACUGUCUGUGAGCACGAAGACUUGGUUGGUGUCCUACAGGUGUUUUGCAUCUUCUGCUCAUACAAUGUAUGUUUAAGUCACUCACCAAGUAAUGUGGGCUAUGUGGAUUUCAGUGCACACUGAUAAUGUCAGUGUAUGGAAAUUUACCAAUUGCUUAUUGCUAAGCCUGAGUCCUUCUAGCUUAGAGCUUCAAGGGUACGCUUGUCAAGAACAUCCUGGCAGUGCCUGUUGGAGCCUGUCUGUAGGCAGCGCUUACCAAAGUAACAGAAAGAUGGGUUCAUGGUUCACACUUGAACCUGGACUCUUUGCUGGAACUCUGGUCGCUAUUACUGGCAGUGACAGAAUUUCAUUUUCCUCUCAUGUGGAGACUUUGUGACUUUAUGUCAAAGUUCAGUGGGCUGGCCCUUUGAGGUGUUUCUUUGAAAUCAGUCUUGCCCCUGUCACCUGGGUACUAGGCCAUUAAACUUGCAAUCAUUUUCAGAACGAUGCUUUUAGUAUCACAAAUCCUGGACUGUAGGAAAUGUCCAAUCAGUUUAGAGCUUACAAGGCUUUGGAGAGUUCUGGUUACAAUGAUAGAAAUUUCUAUGAGAUGGAUAUUGAGAGAGAUUUGUGCUUACUUCUGUUUUUUUGUUAUAUUAUUAUUAUUAUUAUUAUUAUUAUUAUUAUUAUUUGUUUGAUGUCCUUUAACAGUCUUGCUGUUAAUGGCUUAGUCAAUGGAGUUCAGAAGCCAGAGGUAGAACUUCUAAGACAUCACAGUUUUGGGGGCAGGGAUACCCUUUCUAUGCCCUCUUUGUGCUGUUUUGUGUGAGUCUUUGUGAAGCCACUUAGUCUCUUCUGCUUAUCUGGGCUGGGGUAGAAUUGCACCAGGUCCUUCCCUUCCCUUGAUAAGCUGAAGGGUGACUUAAUUUAGGAAUGUUUGUAAGAAAUAUAUUUAAUAGGUUUCUGUGAGUUUAUUCAUACACUUUGUUUAGGAUUCCUUAGUUAUUAAGAGAUAUUUGCAAUUCUACUAUUAAACAAAAGCUCACCUCUGUCCUUGGAAGGAAAAGCCUUUCCCUUCAUCCAGUUGUUCCUAUCAUGGAAGAGACUGUGAGGCGAGGUAAACAGAGGUGAAGUGCUUGCCUGGGACACUGAUGAGGUGUGAGGCCUGCUCACAGAUAUGACUUUAUAGAUCAGACAGAGCAUCCGUGGUUCCUCUGUAAAUCACAGCCUCUUUGAGCAGCCUUGUGUAGGGACUGUAGAGCUAAUGAGACAUAUUCUAGCAUAUUUCAACUCUACUGUCUUCGAACAUACUGUGAGGGGUUGGAUUGGAUUUGGUGAUCAGUGGAGAGGAGAAACCAAAAUUUGUCCCCUGGGAGGCCAGUUAAUUAAUCGGUGAAAAUCGUGGGUUCUGAAGGUAGACAGUCAGGUUUGUCUCUCUAGUCUGCAUGGUCUAAUGUUAAAAAACUUUCUUUUUGGAUCUGCCAAUUUCUGAAAGGGAAUAUUGGAGAAUGUUGUAGUAUUACAGUCUGGGUUUCAGAUUAUUGAUAUGGAGGGCUGUCCUGGGCAUUGGGUGAUAUUGAGGACAUUGACUUCUACCCCAUAGAUUCCAUCAACGUGACAUGGAACUGUAUCUCCAUUGUGGUCAAAUGUCCUCAUUGGGCUGUGAGGCCCUUUGGUUUCAUGUUAGAUUAUUUGAUACUCUGUUCUGUUAAAUUUAUUGGUCAAAUAGCCUUUUACCUUUAAGAAAAAAAAAUUCUUGGGAGUAAGCCAGAGUUCUCUUUGAUUGCUUAACAGAAACAAAGAAUCCACAACACACAGGUAGCAAUGUCAGUCUGUCCCCAUUCUCUGUGCAUUUGUACUCUUGGUAUCUUUUUUUCAGUGAGGUAGGACGAAUGCAUGCUCAGCCCUGCUCGAUGGAUGGUGACUUCUGUAUACCUUCUGCUCCUGGCCAUUGCAGGCAACAGUCUUGUCACCUGCCCAUUUUCAGUUCGGCCCCCUGGGUUCGUGCAAACAGGCUCUUGUUCUUGUGGUCCAUUUUCACAGUAGGGUUGUUAAAGGCAGUUCUAGCCAGGCGGCCCUGCAGAGAGCGUGAGCAUGAGCCUGAUAGAAGUGUGGGCACAGGUGUCAGGCAGUGGGCGAGCUCAGUUGAGGUGAUGAAGGCCUUGGAAGGAAGUUCGGCGGCUGAGCCCCAGGUAUGGGCUUAUCACCCAUUAGUGGUUGCACACCCAGACUUAAGGAGUGGUGCUUGGCGCACCUAAGGCGUGAAGUUAAGUUAGUGAAGAUGCCUGGGAUGGGUGUGACGAAUAGAUGGAAAUAACACUUCAGAAAAGGCGGGGGGGAAGUAGGGAGCCAAACUCUGGCGUCUGUCUGGGCUUUGAUUGUUUUUUGCAAGGAGGUGGAUGCUGGAAAUGUGGGCUGGUAAACAGAUUAUUUUCUCUUUCUUUGUCAAUAACACUAUUUUCUUACCGAUUUGGGCUUUGGAUCUCAUAGGGGAAGCUAAAGGACAACUGAAUGGCUGCUGUGAAGUAGCUUCCCUAUUCCUGUUUGUCCAGCGAGAAUGUCUGUAUGUUCUGAUAUAAGGUUACAUGUAGCCCUAACUUAAUCUAACUUGCUCUAUAGUUGUGGGUGAUCUUGAACUUUCAUUUUUCUUUCUUUUCUGUCUCUCCUGCUGGAAUUAUCCAAGGACCUCUCUGUGUAGGCUUUGAUAAGAUUAUUGGAAACCCAAUGAAAGAUGCCAUUUGAUUUCAUUGUUAUUAUUUAAAGGAUAUUUUUGUCACGGACAUUAAAGUGGAUAGCUCAAAUUGUGACUAUGUGAUAAAGUAGAGCCCUGUAAAAGGAAGGCACUAGACAGCAUGCUGACUCAUUUUCUGUUUUGUCUCUAGGGGCCCCUGUGGCCUUCUUCCUCUGCACCUGGUAGAGGUGCAUCCUGGGAAUCCCUGGUGAUUUUAUACAUUGGCUGGGAUAACAACUCUGGCCUGAGCGGGAGCCAUGUCUUACCCCUCAUACUUGAGGAGCUCUGGUUGAUGCUACUCCUUCUCCUUCUCUUUCACUCUUCUCUCCAUCGUUUGUCUUGGAACCUUUUUGCAUGGCACAGCAGAGUGUAACAACACUCAGGUUCAUGUCCAUUUCCUCAUGUCUUCUCCAGAGCAUUCUUCUCCCCUAUCACAGUGAUAUCCCCCAUUUUCCCCAGUCCAAGCCCAGAGAAGGAUGCCUGCAGAUUGAGCAUGGGACAUGUGAUUCUUGCCAGCAUAGACAAAAUGCAGUGCAUGCAGCCUAUUGACAGCCUGUCAUGCCUUGGGCACUCAGAAUGAGAACACUUCACUGUAGAAUUGGGCUAUCUGAUCUUAAAAAAAAAAAAGCCGUUUAAAACCAUAAGAGAAUGUAAGAUUCAGCCGGGAAUUGUUUCAGUGAUGUACCAGGUAUGAGCUGCAUCUUUAGUGUAAACCAAGGCUCUGACCUAAUUUUCAUACUACUCACUGGAAAAUAUAUAAUGACACAGUCUCUAUAAAGCUCUUAGACAAGGGAGAGCCUAAUAUUGUGCUUUGCAGUAUAUGUACAAAACCCACAUUACUUCCGUUUCUCUUUGUGAUUUUUCCUUCUGUGCCAGCAUAUUAAUAUUUUAUUUAUUCAAAUUAAAGAAGCAACAAAUUGAUAUUGUUGUUUGAAAACUUCUCAAAAUAACCUCCUUCCAAAUACCAAGACUCUCUCAGAAGUAAGUGAAUCUUGUAUACCUGUAGUGCAGUUCCCCAUGGAGGGUUAGCUCAUUUCCAGGGAACACAAUGUUGUAUUCAUAUUGACUGGUAUGUUUCUGUCUUAGGGUCUCUCUGAAAUCUUUGUGAGUCAUUCUUCAACUGGUGGUGACAUCAUUGUUAGUACACUCCAUUCUGCAAGGUAAUAUUCCAUAGUAACACAGUAGCCAAUUGUUUCUAGUUAUACACUGAAGCAAUAAAACGUAUACAAUAUAUAUGUAUAGGCAUAUAUCCUGUUUAUACCUACAUAUAUCCAAGAUGAUAUGCUACUUUGUACUGUUGCCUCUGAACUAUAAAGGCUAUCUUUCUUAAAUAGAUUCCAGCCAACUAGUAAUGUAAACACAAGAAAAUUCAGCAGAUACCAAGUGCUGGUACUUUUAUUUUUAAAGCAUACUUUUCAUUUGUGCUCAACCCCCACCCCCCAAGAUGUCAUGCUACGUUGAACUGUUGCCUCUGAAUUAUAAAGGCUAUCUUUCUUAAACAGAUCCCAGCCAACUUAAUGUAAAUUUCAGAAAACAUCCCUGUAGUAGAUAUAUUGUCAUCUUUAGAUUCAUUAUGUAUCAACUUAAUAUAGAUCAAUAUAUGAUCAAGUUGUAAUACGUCUACUGAAGUAUAGUCAGUCUCCUAUGCAAAUGAAGGAAGCAUGGUGGCUUAAUGCCCUCCCUUUAAGUGGCUUGCCUCCAAGACUUGCUGUGGAGGCCAUGGGACACUGGGUGCCAUUCAUACCCUGCUGGGUGCAUCAUUAGCUCACACUGCUUUGUCUCCAUGUGGAUCAUUCCUAAUGAGCUUGCAUUCUGCUUAUCUUCAAUUGGCUGUGCAUAGAAUCUUCAUUCUGAAUGGGACCCAGUUGCAGAAUGUUUUAGAAACAACCCCAAAAAAAUUAUCUAGUACAAAUAAUUCAACUCUCCCUCUUUCCCUCCUGCACCAAAUGUAUUGUAAAGUCCUAGGCUCCAUAUUAGUCCCUGGUGACAACAGUGUGACCGAGCAUGUGUACCGUCUCGCUGUGGUGUAUGUCAGCCCUGGCUUUGUGUGGUGAGUCUGUGCAGGGCUGACUCCUUACAGCUUUGCAGAAUUUAAUGUCUGUUGUGUUAGUGAGGCCACAGAGGUAGCUAGAAGAGAAGUUGGACCAUGCCAACCCUGUGUCAGACUGGCUCAAAAAUUUGUGAAGAGGCUUCAGUCAGUAAGGUCAGCCAUCUGCUUUGUAGACACUCUCAGCGCUGAGGGGUGAGGCGUGCAUGUUUAUGUGUAUUUUUAUGGAUGUCAGAGAUUGCCAGCAGUGUCCUCCUCUAUCUCUCUCUACCUUAUUUCUUGACACAGGAUCUCUUCACCAAACUCGAAGAUCGUUGAUUAUGAUUAAGGUAGAUCACCUGGCCAACAAAGCUACAGAGAGGAGGGGAGGGGUAUUUGCUCCGCUCCCCCCACCCCCACCCCCAUUUGCCACCAAGACCCGCUUGAGAUCUGAACUCAGGUGCUAGUCCUUGCCCUUGAGCAAGAACACUGUCCAGUGAGCCAUUUCCACUGCCCAAUGCUUUUUACAUUUUUAAAUAGUUGCGUUCCUUAAAUAAUCACACGCCUUGAUUUUGUUUCUUGGCCAGUGAAGCCUACGGCGUUUUUUUCUUUCUAGUCUUUUACUCCAGCUUUUCCUGGGUUUGCUACUCCUUCGUUGCCUAAUGCUGUAUGGCAGUCUUUCCACCUACAUGGCUAGUGAGCCAGGCAUGGGCUCUCCAACUUCAGCAUGGGUCUGGUCAUCAGGCCCAGGGGACCUGGAGCCGAUACAGAUUCAUAGCCCUUCUGAGGUCUCUGGUGGUACCUGAGAGCCAACAUUUCCGACAGGUCCUCAGGUGUUGCUUCUGUUGCUGUCUGGGGACCUCACCAGGAGAAGCAUUAUGAGAGAGGCAUGAGCCUAAGGUAAGGCCAUUCCUAAGGAGUCCAGAGCUCCUCAUUCCAGGCUGUCACUGAAGCAGCCCCUUCUUGUUGGCUCAGAGUCCCUUACUAAGCAUAGCAAGGGAAGUUAGAAUAUGAUGCCCACAGUGCAGUGUAAACAGGGUAGCUGGCACUGAGAUGCUACAGUGCUCUCCUCCUACAGUGUUUCAUAGCCAUGUGGCUGAAUAUGCGUUUAAGCCUCUCUCUUACCGUGAGACCGGAUCUCUGUGUCUCCAUUGUAAAAGAAAGCAAGGCAAGGUUGAAGUCCCAUGAUUAGCAUGUGGCCCUUCAGGUCUUUGGUCCUAAGAGAACUUUCCCUUUCUGUCAUAGCAUCCCAUUAACAUGUCCUGUUAUCACUGUCCUGUGUGCUUAUGCUAAGUGAAUCCCAUCUGUCUCUAUAAAACUAGAGGCAUUUUAUUGGGGGAAAAUGGCUUCUAGAUAUAGUGUUAUUAAUGCUUUUAUAUUUGUAGACAAACCAUUUACUUCUGGUUUCACUGUCAUCUGUGUUUGUUGUGAUUUGAGUUAUGUUAGGAGUUUAAAUUGUGGGGGGAAAAAGAUUCACAUUGAACACAUGCAAAUAUUUUGUCACAAUUGUAGGUAAGAUUACUUUCUAACAGAGAAAAUACUAGAGAAUUACAUAGUCUCUAAACAGUCAUGGUGCUUCUUUCCAUAGCCAAAGUAGCGUCUUGGUUUCCUCUCCACUUAUAUAUGAAGCAAAAUGAGCAAAACUUAGAGGAAAUCUGGUGUACAGGAGCAGCCUAUGACAUUACAGUCAGUGAUGUAUUGACCGUUGAGUGAGCCGUUUGUGUAAAAUCAAGCUUUUUGGAUACUAGGAACUAGAUGAUUGGUUGUUGGUAAAGUAUGAGUUGGAUCACAUUUUAAAAAUAUAAGUUAGAAAAGAGAUUCUCAGUCUGACAUUGAACUUGCAGACCUCCUGUGUCAGCCUCACGGAUGCUGGGCUUGUAGAUGUGCAACAUCGCACCAGACUCCAGCAUCAAGACACUGCCUGGACUGCUCAUCCUUCUCCUCUUUCUUCAGUCAGUUCUUGUCUCUUCUCUCUUGAAGUGUGGUGGUUUGGUUAAGAAAUGCCCUCCACAAGCUCAGGUAUGGAAUACCUGCUUCCUAGCUGGUAACACCAUUGGAGGAAGGGUGAAACCUUGCUGGAGGAAGCCUGUGGCUGGAUGGGCUUUGAGAGUUGGUAGCCUCUCCCUGCUCCCUCUCUCUGCUUUGCGUAUGCAGUUGAAGACAUGAUCCUGCCAUGUUUGAGCUCUUGCAGGACUCCUGUGCUUCUGGUACCACGAGCUGCAAUAGACUCUUCAUUCUGUGCCUUGCCUGCUUGUUGUUAUCACAGGAAAAGAGAAGUUACCAACGCAUCUGGUGCCUUUCACAUUCCUAGAAUGCAUGCCUUUGAGAGCCAAGUUUAAGUUUAUAUCAGACUUAAGGCAGAUCCUUAGAGCCAAAAGUUGCUUUUCAGUCCCUGGGUGUGCAACACGACUUCCUGAUAGAGGAGAACAGAGUGUGUGAAGGGCUCCAUGGAGCCUGCCUGGGUUCAGUCAUUCUGCUUUUUUUUUUUCUUAAAUUUGGGUGUUGUGGAUUUUUCUUCUAAAAGGGUAAUGUCUGGAUCUAAAUGAACAGUCCGUUCAGAAGGGUUGUUACCCUCAUCCCUGGAUGUUACAGACAGUGUGUUCCAAGUUUUGGUUCAUCGAGGAUGGUCACCUUGUCUAUUACCCGGCAAUGAGGCAUCCACGGCUCUAUUAAAUGGCCCGCAAAAGUUAUGAACCCAUUUCUACUUGUUAUUAGACAUUGUGCUAAUUGCACGGAUGAUUUAAAUGUUAAAAAGGCAUUAAAGCAUUUGUUGUAAUAAUUAAGAAAGGAAUUGGUAGGUUACAAAUGAAUGAUAAUGUCUUAUUUCUAAAAUAUAGUAUUGCCUAUUUUUGUCAAGUGCUAUAGUUAUGAGACAUUAAUAUCCAAAUGGGAAAUUUGAUCUCUAAGAUCAUUUCAAGGAAGUCCUCUCUGGUUUUUGAAGUGUGAGUCCUGGAGCUAUUAACACACUUUGUGAGGCGUCAGCUCUGCCCAUUUGUGCACUCCUCAGGGGAAAGCCACAGCCUCCCACCUUUUGUCCUGGAUCAGAGUGUUAGCUGAACUUGGAGACUAGGCUAGAGGCUUUUUGCAUUCUAUCAUUAUUACUUUUAUUAUUAGUGAAAGGUCUGAUAAUUAAUUAAUGAAUGAAUUAAUUUGUAAACAGAGACUUGUGGACUAAAGACCAGCUUUUAGCUUUUCUGCUACGUGUGAUGUAAGUUCUGUCUCUCGGGCCGUAUGGCCAGUGUUUCCAGAGGUUUCCUUAAGGAAAGAGAGACAUAGCCUUUGUGUCCGUCUUGAUCUUGCUGACUGGAAUGUAGACAUGGGGCUAUAUCUUAAGUUCAUGAAGUUCGUGCUCUGUUUCAGAGCCACAAGAUAGGGGCAGCUGUGUGUCCUGUGGUUAUGCAUUUUUUAAGGGCAAAUAUUUUUCUUAAUUGUUUGGAAAUUUUCAUAUAAUUCAUGCUGAUCAUAUUUACUUACCAGCUCCUUCCAGCUCCUCUCCUGCCUACUCUACCCCCUCUCCUCCCACACCCACCCCUCCCCCACUUCCACCUCCCCUCCCCCACCCCUUCUACAACCUACCCACCCCCCCCCAAUAAAAAAAAAGAAGAGGGAGAAAGGGAAGAAAAAAACAAAUUCAACUUGUGUUGCCCAUGUACUCACUGGAGUAUGAUCAAAUGCUCAAAAUGCCCAGUGGCUAGCCCCAUAAGGAAAAUCCUUCGUCACCCCGACCCUGCCUGAAGCUCUCAACUGUGAAGAGCUACAGGGCAGCAUCUCUAUCACAAAUUUUACGCUUUCUCUUCAAUGGCUGCUGGUGACAAUUACUGCUCCCAGAAAGACUGUAAGAGUGAUAGGCCACGUUUCUAGCCAUGCUCCGCUCUCUGAGUUGUGUCCCUGGAGAACGGUUGUGCCUGUUGCUUCUGAGAGGGUCUCGUGCCCUUGCUCACCAGCUGUACAUUGAGGGACCCCGAUUGCCUCGAGGCCUACCCUUUGCUAAUUAAAUCAAGGAUGCCAGGUCCUUGAUACUGUGGUGUGCACUACCUGCUCUAGGCUUCACGGGGACGGAGAGAAGGAACAGGUGUUUUUUGGGAGCCUCUUAGGCCUUGGUGUUUGUUCCCUGGGAUUGGUCAGGCCACUGUCCUUAUCUUUGUGAGGGUUGGUUCGGGUUUCUGUGUUUGCAAGCAGUAAGCUCUGAGUGUGUGGAGUUUAAGCUAGAUGAAGUUUGCAGAUGGUUUUCAAGUGUUCGUGGAACACAGAGGUGAAAGAAAGAGUGUGUUGGUGUUGUAGAGCACCAGAAACUGGAGCUCAGCAGAGGGGCAUAGAUUUCCCAUUCAGAUGGGUGAGGUCUGCUCAACUGUGGCUCCCAGCACAGGGCAAUGAUCUCUCAAGAACAUCUCUGUCCUCCAAGGCCUCCUUUAUACGAAGCAGUGUUACCGAGGGCUUUGGGUCAGGCUACCCCCAUGUGCUCACCUGGAGGAGGCCCUUGACCUCCAGUUCCUAUGGGUGGUUCCCCUCAGAGACAACUGUUGAGGAGAGAACAUAGUUUACCAGUCAAAGCUACUGAUUGAGAGGAGGAAUAGCCGCCAGUCAACCAAAAGGAGAGAAAGAAAAGAAGUUACUAAUGAUGAUGGCACAUGUCCACAUCCCUGCCAGGAAGGGUUCUAGAGGGAUGUAAUGCUACCAUGAAUGGAGAGGGAUGAGUGUGGGGGCAGUGCUCACAGGGCGGGGUGGGCUUUGGAAUUGUCUGGUAGUUGCAACUCCCCUUUCCUCCUUAAAAAUGGCUGUUUUCCUUCUAAUCCUGGGAAUCAUGUGUCAGUUCCGAAGCUCUAACUUUACUGGAAACUUGAAGAAGACUUUGACUGCCUCCAGAGGGCUGUUUUUCAGGCCGUGUUAGAGUGUUUCUUUACAAAUAAUUUACCUGUGGAACCCAGUCUCUUUGCACAAGGGUGAAUUUGUGUGUGUAUCAAGGACGGCUAUAACCUGGAAGGGAGAUUGGCUUCUUAUACAAAGUGGAAGAAAAGAUUAUCUACCCUGUUACAAAUGGUCUAUUUCCAAAAAUGGCAUUUUGGAUUCUUCUUCUUCUCGUAUUGAGUUCAUAGGUUGUAUUUAAACAAACUAUCUCAGUCUUAUGAGGAACGUAGCUUGUUUAAGAGCUGUGCUUAAACAUGUGCUUAGGAACUGAGGCUGGAGAGCGGAGUGCCCACGAGCCCCAGUAGCUUAGAAUGAACAUGUGCUUUCUCUGUCUUAGAAAGUUUCCUGUUUUUGAGAAAGCUCCAGCAGCAUCGGUUCUAGAAACUAUUUUGACGACUGGCUUCUUUGUUUUAGGUUUUACGCUCUUACCGAAAAUCAUCUUGAUGAUGUUGCUGUUUUAAAAAAAAAAAAACCUAGAUUUUCUUCUGUUAAUUUUUAAAAUAAUGUUUUUGAGACAAAAAUCUUACUAUGUAUACCAGGCCAACUUCGAACUCAGCAACCUUGUAGCCUCAACCACCAGAGUAGCUGGAACAGUAGAUGUGCAUUGUGAGUGCUGAGAGAGAAAGGUGGGGGCAUCUAUGUGUUAGUGUUUGUGGACCCCGAGAGUCCCCUCUGUCACUCUCCACUUGAGCAAGUGCUUGAGUCAGGGUCUCUUGGUGAACUCAGCACACUGAUCUGGUUUGUUUGGCCAGCCAGCUUACUAUGUUAGGUACCUUCUAACUGCUGGAACUGAAACACGGCUCUUAUGGGGUUUGGGGGGUCUGAACUUUGGCCCUCACACCUGUAUACUAAGCACUGACCAUUAUGCCAUCUCCUCAGUCCUACAGAUUCUUCUUAAUGCAUUCUGAUAAACUUAUCCUAUAUUGAAAAAGAUCUUGUGAGUAGAAAAUGAAUAUUUCUCCUUUUAACAUAUCAAUCACCACAAUUAAUAGCCUAGCUUCCCAAGAUGACCUCCUAAGAAUGAUCCUGAGAAAGCUAUAGGUUCAAAUUCAGCCUCAGUUUCUCCUAGAUGCAUUGCAUGUUCACACUAUUGUAAAGGAAAACAAAAUGAUAAGUGGAACCACCAUAGGCCGGGGACCAUAUGUAAAAUGUUUCCCAUUCAUUGUAAUCACACAUUCACUGUAAACUCUUAAUCCCCAAACCCGCUGUCACCAGUUUGUCCAUUCCUUUGUGAUUAAUGUCUUACCGAGAGGGAAGAAUAGUGAGAUUGAUAGUAGCAGUUAUAGUUUCUGAUAGGCAAUGCACAGACUGCACGCAGCCUGAUGAAGCAUCACUGUAAAGUCCCCAGUCUACAAGUGUGCUAACUGACUAGUAAGGUUCAAGUUCUCAGGACCAAGACCAGCCUUUGCCUCGAGAGUGAGGUCACGGUAAGUGAGAAAUAACUCCUUUUCUUCUCACAUAGUAAUAUUGAAGGUAUAGUAACCUUUUACUUGAAGGGGGCUGCCAGGCAUUAACGGGAAAAGAUGGGUUGUGUCAGCUGUGGUCGUAGGUUGAUCGUCCCUUGGAUGCAGUGUGGACAGCAUGCGCAGAACGGCUCAGAUUACAGGUUAGGUUAGAGGCAUCUAUGAAAUUAGUUAAAUCCAUUCAAAUGCUUUAUGAUUUAAAGCCUUCACAUUCAGAAAUUCUUCUUGGCUCAAGCGCUGCAGAUAGAACGCAGUGCUGAGUUGGGGUUAGAAAGUAGUAAGUUCCUUUCGACUCAAACCGCAAUACUCCAAGCUCCAUUCCCUUCCUGCUGGCAAGUUGCACUCAGGUUAGAUCGGUGACAUCACUUCGUUCCAAAAUUGCUUCCGAAUUCGUAGCUACUGUACACUUCGGCCUGCUGUAAUGGGAUGUAGAAACAGACUGGAAAAUGCCAGUUGGGUUUACACCGUGUGAGAAGACACGGGUCCUCAUUUAGUGCCUUUCUGGGGGCUCUGGGGGUUUAUUCAAGUAGAUUAGAGGUGGCGAGUGGCAAGUCUGUUAUUUAGUUUUAAAAUCCAGGACUGUUUUAUACUGCCGCUUGCUGAGCGGGGAGAAAGCAGGGUGGAGAGUGGAGGUUUGGUCUGUGUCUCUGUUGCUAGGAAAUAAAAUGAGGAAUUCAGAGUGUCUGGAGAAGUUCCCUGUAUUCAGGAUUUUGUAGUGAGGGACACCGUGGCUUUUCUUAGGAGAUGUGAGCCCAGGGUCCUGGGAAAGGCAUUGCCAUGGCACAGGGACCACCAGGACACGUUGCUCAGUGGAGCUGGGUCGUAUUCCACUGGUCGUGUGUGGCUGUGUGUAUGAUUGGCUGGCCACCCACCUCGCCUUGGUCUGACCCUCUUUGUAACAGAAGGCUGACAUACAGUGCCACUGACUCCAAGUGGAUUUUAAAUCUGCUUCUUAAGCUGAAAGAGGAUAAAUAAUCAGAAUAGUAUCCAGUGGCUCCAUAAAUUGUCCUUGAUGAUCCAUCUCCGAUGAAGACCUUAGGCAUCAUCUGGCUUGAUAAAAUCAAUAGAAACCCCAAAGCCUGCCUGGUUGUUGCAAAGUUUCCUACUCCUGUUUUUCCAAAAAAAAAAAAAAUGUCACAGACAGGAAGAACUCCAUGUGUAAAGGCACCAUAUUCUAUUACCUGCUACAAACCAUGAUUAUUUACCUAUUUAUUUUUAUUUAUUUUUACAUUGGGGAAAAUGGCAAUUGAGUAUGAAAUUUUCAGGACUUUGCUUGAAAAUAGAAUUGAAUGAAGUUCUGGAGGUUAACGCUUUUACAAGAAUAAAAGAACUGAAAUGUUUAUCAGGCAUCUAUAAAAUUUGUGUGACCCUUGACUGGGAGUGGUGGGGUGGCUGGAAUGACCUUUCUCUUCUUCCUUUCUGUCCUUUGUAGAGCCUUUGGGUGUUCCUUGCCUCCUGUCAUGCUCUACACCACCCCUGUGGUAGGCCUCUGAUCUCUUCCGUGCCUCUGCGUCUUAUGACUUUCUCUAGGAUGCACUCUUGGUAGCCUCCAGCCUCUUCCAGGUCUCCAGUUCUCCUGGCUUCUGUCAUGGCCUAUCUGUGCUAGGUCCCCAGCAUCUUCUGGGUCUCUGUGUUUCCUGAUUCCUUGUGCUGCACCUGUGAUGGUCCCCUGGCCUCCUCCAUGCCUCUGUAUCUCCCAGCUUCCUUCAGGGUGCAUUGGGGAUGGUCUCUUGAGCAGCAGGUAUGCUGUGGCAGAGAGUGGGAAGAGGAGAAAGGCAGAGUAAAGCUAUGUGUCUCUCAGUGUUUCCCGUUUCGGCUUGUUGGCCUUCCCGUUUUGACUUCAUGAUAGGCACGUGUUAAUUGUGUAAGCUAAGAGAGUGGCCUCUGACUUAGCUUCUACCUGUAGGGACUGGACAGGCACGGCUAACACUUGCACUCAAUGUUUGACUGUCACUUUUAUGGGCCUUUUUUGACUGAGUCAGGACUAAUAGGCUGUUUUACUCAGUCUAACUAACGUCCAGGGUGGGGGUGGGGUGAGGCGUGCUGCUUUCCUAGCGCAGUGUUUACACUUAGCUAGCACAGUGUUGCUACCCCGGGGAUAUUUGGCAAUGCUUGGAAAUAAAGGAUGGCUAUCUCUAGGGGUAGGUUUUAUGGAUUGUUCAUAGUGUCUAGUGAGUGGGCAGAGGCCAGCAAUUUCUCUCAACAUACGGCUUGAAUGACCCUCGUUGGAGGACUGCUCUGCUUCAAGGAGUGCCGAGGGUGGAAAUCCUCAGAACCUUCUGUCUGGCAGGCCUCCACAGGAACAAGGCUGGUGGUACCUGCAUUUCUUGCUGGCUUACCUGUCCUAGGGAAAAAAAAAUAGUUUCCUGAAACUGUUUCAGUUUUUCUUUGAGUUUACACUGUACACUCGGUGUUAAUGCAAAGCCAACGUCGUCACCAUCUAAAAGGGCACAAGUUACAAGUUAGUGGAAUCCACGUAGAGCCCGAAUGCCUCCAUUCUGGGUAUACUAGCAUUUUACUGGCUAGUGCAAGGCAGUAGAGUCUUUUGAAGGUGCUGGGACUCUAUUGAGGAUUGGUGGUUGCCUGGGUCUCUCAUUUAGUAUCAUGAACUUGAUGUUAUUUUUCUCGUCUCCUUUGCAAAAACCUCUGUGUUGACUGGGUCUUGUUCUGGCUGUCACUUCCUCUGAAAAGUGAACAUACUGUAGGGGACAGCUUGCUGUGUGAGCACAGUCUGAACACAUGUCUGCCACCAGCACUCAGAUCAGGAACCAAACCACCAUCAGCCCCUUGGAGGGGUGGAGGGGGCGUCUCUCAUAGACCCCUGAACACCUCAGGUAGCUGGUCUCUAUUUAAGGUCAAUCCUAGUCUUUGUCAAAUGCAGUUAGAGACGUAGGAAGUAUUAUCCACUUGCAAGGCACCAGCUAUUAUAACUCACCCAAUUAGGUUUGUCACUCGUUUCUGCUGCGUUGUCCUUGGUUAUUUAAAUAUUUUACCUGUGAUCUCCUCUGGCGAACCUCCUUUGCUCAUAAUUUUAAUUUAUUGUCUGUUCUGUUUGCUAGACACUUAAUCAGACACCUCUCUGGCGAGAGUCUUGCAGGAUUAUUUGACUUCUUGCCUUUCAGUACAUUGUGAAUUUAACCAAGCAUAAUGCACUUGUGCCCCGUUUUACCCUACCAUCCGGUUUCUUUUUUAACAGAGAGCUGGGGCCAUUUGAGAGUUGCUUAUCGUUCACAUGGCUGCCAACAUUAGAAUCACAGUGUUGUUGCAGUGUAGUCUGUUACGAGUAAUAGACCGUCAUCCAAUAUGAUGAUAUUGUUAACUGCUGGAGAUCCCAUCAUGAAUUCCAGGAUACGGUGCCUUUACCAGUGUUAGGAUGUCUAGAAAAGUUAUGCCAUUUGACCCAUCUCUUUGUCUCUGUUGGGCUUCUAUCCUAGAAGUUGGCACAAGAGUGUUGAGAGGAACAGAAAUGCAAAACAAAUGAACGAAUGAACAAGCAAGCACCCAACAACUCCAACAGUUAACUGUGGAGCUUGAAGGUGUUCGGGUGAUAUUGCAUAAUUAUUAACCUCAAGAGGAGGAAAAUGUUGAAGGGCCUGUUUUGUAUUGCGUUUCAUGGUACCAGGUAAUGCUUAGCAAAAUAGCUUCUCCUAGAAGCUGCAGACAGAGACUCGUGACUAAGGCCAUCAUGAGCAAACUCUGUGCAUCACUUUGCACAUGCCCAGUGGCAAGUAAGAAAGGUGAACGUUGGAGCAAUGAGAGAACAAAGGAGUCAGGGGGAUGCUGGCAAUCCAGAGGCCAGACACUGCCAGAGAAGCAGGGUGCAGCCUGUUUUCACUGUCCUGCUCUGUGACCCAUGCGUUGGAUUUGAGCACAAGAUGGUUCUUGAUGGGGCAGAGAGCACCACCAUGAAAUCUUGAAUGUAGAGCUACUGAAAGCCAGGCCAAUGAAGUUAAGGAGCAUCCCUUGAAGCUUGUCUUGGUCUGUUUUGUGCUGUAAUUCUAGGCUAGAACAGACCGGGAGAAGUUUAACACAUAAGGAAACUGAGUUAAGUAUAAAUCUGGAGAAUGCAGGGCAGGGGCAGGGCAUAGUAUCUGCUGGCAGGAAGUAGCCUUUUGCUGGGUUGACUCAGGUUGGAAAGGCAAAGAAAAGAGAGUGGGUCUGGAACACACACAAAACAGCAGGGAGCAAAGGGUGGUGGUGAUCUUCCGAAAUGUAUUUAUUUUUGUUUAUUCAUUUGCAUUUUCACCUGUAUUUUAAUGUGUCACAUGUGUACCCAGUGCACGUGGAACAAGUGAGCUGUGUAGAAGGGGCAUCAGAUUCCCUGAACUAGAGUUAAAGAUGGUUGUGCACCACCUCAAUUCCCAGUGGGGUCUGAUCCAUCGCUCUAGCCCCAGUUUGUUUUAUAAAACUACUUCUAUACUAACUAACUGGUCACCAAGGCAGGGUGUCGUGUUAGUUUGUUCAGUAAUCCUCUCCCAACAUGUUUGGAUUGGACACUAGCUUCCAGUACGUUAACUCUGAGGGGCAUGUUCAAGUUGCCAAAGACAUACUGCCCAGUGGAGGAAGGACAAUCCCGAAACAGAGAGGAUUCUGGUCUGGAAGAGGAAGCAUGUAAAAUGUUGGUCAGGAAACUAGUAGAAAGAUGGGUAUCCAUUGAAUUUGCUAAUGGGGCUUUCGAGGGCUGGGGUUGGAUGACCUCACAGCCUUGACUAAAUUGCCAUCACGGCAUAAACCCUGGAAUCCUAGCAUUCUCGAACCGGAGGACGGAGGACCAGAAGUUCAAGUUCAUCUUUUCUACCUACUGAAUUCCAAGGCAGCCAGGCAGGGUAUACUAGAUCCGAUCUGAAAAGAAUUGGGUGCUGUAGGUCAGUCUAUGCCUGAGUCUCUCCUGCUAGAUCGACAUUCUAUUCAAUCUUCAGUUUUGCUUUCCUUUUGUUUCAUACUGCGAAGUGAAAUUUUUGUUUUGGUAGGCAGUCAAUAGCUGACGUUUCGGCGGUGUUUGCUUACGUUGAUUGAACAGUAAAUAGACUGCUGUUUCUCUUUUCCUAAGACUGGAAAAGCUGGCACAGGGCUGCUCAUUAUGUAGCUAUUUAAUCAUGAACGAGCAUUUCCCAUUCUUAUAACUGUGUGAAGGUGCUGGGCUAUCAUAGUGAGGAUGUGAGGGCAGUGCUUUACUGUGAGUGGUUUGCAAGGGCAUAUCCCCAAAAGAUGCUCCAACAUAUAACAAAGACACGUGCUCCACUAUGUUUAUAGCAGCCUCAUUUAUAAUAGCCAGAAGCUGGAAAGAACCCAGAUGUCCUUCUACAGAGGAAUGGAUACAGAAAAUGUGGUACAUCUAUACAAUGGAGUACUACUCAGCUAUUAAAAAUAAUGACUUCAUGAAGUUCAUAGACAAAUGGAUGGAACUAGAAAAUAUCAUCCUGAGUGAGGUAACCCAAUCACAAAAGAACACACAUGGUAUGCAUUCACUGAUAAGCGGAUAUUAGCCCCAAAUUCGGAAUAUCCAAGAUAUAAUUCACAGAGCACAUGAGGCUCAAGAAGAAGGAAGACCAAAGUGUGGAUGCUUCAAUCCUUCUUAGAAAGGGGGAAAAUACUCACAGGAGGAAAUACGAAGACAAAGAGUAGAGCAGAGACUGAAGGCAAGGCCAUCCAGAGACUGCCCAACCUGGGGAUCCAUCCCAUAUACAGUCACCAAACUCACACAAUAUUGUAGAUGCCAAGAAGUGCAUUCUGACAGGAAUCUGAUAGAGCUAUCUUCUGAGAGGCUCUGCCAGAGCCUGACAAAUACAGAGGCAGAUGCUUGCCAAUGGAGGAGCUAGGUAAGGGACUAAAGGAGUUUUAAGGGGUUUGCAGACCCACAGGAAGAGAAACAUCAACCAACCAGACCCCUCAGAGCUCCAAGGGACUAAACUACCAUCCAAAGAGUACACAUGGAGCAACCAAUGGCUCCAGCUGCAUAUGAAGCAGAGGAUGGGUCCAGUAUCAAUGGGAGGAGAAGCGGUUGGUCCUGUGAAGGCUUGCUGCUCCAGUGUAGGGGAAUGGCAGGGUCGGGAGGUGGGAGGGAGUAGGAGGGAGGCCAGAGGAAGUGGAUGGGAGGGUGGGAGUACCCUCAUCGAGGCAGAGGGAGGGGGGAUGGGAUAGGGGGUUUCUGGAGGGGAAACCGGGAAAGGGGAUAACAUUUGAAAUGUAUAUAAAAAUAUGAAUAUAAAAGAAGAGAAAAGAAAAAAAAACUAGGAAAAAGAAACAAAGACUUAAGGUCUGAGGAAUAGACCGGCGGGUGGGUGAAGAUUCUUAAUAUCAGGCCUUUGCUUUUGUUGCCCACUCACAACUCUGCUUGACAGUGAACCUUGGUUCACUAUCAGGACUCCCACCCUGCUUUUUUCUGAGUUAGCUGUUGUAGAGGUUACAUAAUUACCUCUUAUUCCAUACCAUGUUUGAAGGCCUGGCAAUGUGUGGUAACACACAGCUGAUUCCUUCCCAGUAUUUUAUCAGAGCAUCUACAGAAAAUGAUGUUUUUACAAAGGUGGUGGAUUUUCUACCUUUCUUUUUCUCCUGUCACAACAUCAUCAAUUUCAUGAGCUGAUUAUCUGUGGAAAUACCUUGGCCGGAAGUGGCUGAGGUUUGAGCUCUCCUACCCUCCUCAUGCUCUCUCUGCCUUUGGCUUUUAUGUGAGAUAGAAGCGUGUCAGCUCCGGUGGGAUGAGUGAUGGGCAAACCCCCACGAUUUCCCUGUCUUACAUUUUCACCUUUGUGCUUAUGAUAUCCCGGUUGCCAUAUGGAAUUCAUAGUAAGAGUUGGGGAGAGAGCAAAAGUGGAGCUGGGGAGAGGAUGGCUCUGUAGUUAAGAGCCUGGUAGAGCCUCUGUAGAUAAUCAUUGCACCCACAUCUGUGGACUCAAAACGACCUGUAACUCAGCUCCAGGAAAUUCUAUGCCUAUUCUGGCUUCAAGGGGUCCGCACACAUGUGGCGUAUAUCCUCACACAUGCAGUCACAUAAAAUAAAGGGAAAGAAAGCAAAAUUAGUGAUUACUGGAGCUUCUGGUAGAAGGCAUAUCUUUAGUUUUAGACACUCUCGCAUUCAUCACAAACUAAAUAUUUUGUAAGUGGAAGAUGCGUGUAGCUCACUGGACUUCUAGCUUGGUUAUAUACCGUAGAGCAUCAUUUCCCCCUGGUGAUCACCCAGGCAACUGUGGAGUGUGUUUCCCGCCCCUGCCCGGUAUUGUGUGUCUUGCUCAGUGCUUUAGGAGCUUCUGGUAGAAGGCAUAUCUUUAGUUUUAGACACUCUCGCAUUCAUCACAAACUAAAUAUUUUGUAAGUGGAAGAUGCGUGUAGCUCACUGGACUUCUAGCUUGGUUAUAUACCGUAGAGAAUCAUUUCCCCCUGGUGAUCACCCAGGCAACUGUGGAGUGUGUUUCCCGCCCCUGCCCGGUAUUGUGUGUCUUGCUCAGUGCUUUACUAACUUAAAACGGGCAGUUUCCAGUGUGAGUUCUACUGAACACACACUGUUUUGUGUCACUGUGAAGGUGGUAAAUGUAGGUCAGGGCUGUCUAGUAUCUAUAGAUACACAUGUGUUUUACAUAUACCUGUAGUUAAAUUAUUUAGGAAUAGUUAGAUCUGUAGGGAAAUGAAGUGGUUAUGCAGAAGACUCACAUUCCACAUUACCUGCUUAGGGCUUGAGUUUGAAACUUCUGUGUUCCUAGACCCCUGUGGCCUCAGAGUGGCUCUUUCCACACAGCCCAAUCCCAAGGCUGUGCCUGUAGGUGGGGUGGGUGUACCCGUCUUGGGAGGGUGUGUUCAGUGUAAUGGGUGCCCCCUGACCUUUUUCUUGCUGGGAAAAGCUCUGCGACUAUGUCUGCUUUAGGCCUUCCGGAACCUCAAUUCUCAACCCUCUUUCGACUAAAUGUUUGGUCAUGUGUCUACAAUUCCUGGGCUGACUGGCACAUGUAUGAGUGUUAGGUUUUUAAAGAGAAUGCAAAACUCUUCCGCAGAGAUGGCUUUCUAUUCACACUACCGUUCCAUUCAUGAUCAUGACCCGUCGUCGGCAGCUUGGCCCCAACCCUUGCCACCAGCUCCUUGUUUUGUUCUCUCUAUUCCGAGGGGUGUGCGAUGUUUUGUGUUUGUCCAGGGCACAGGUUUAUGAAGCUGAGGAUGACUUUACCUCUCAAGUGUCUGGAUUCCAGAUGUGCGCCACCCUCCCAACCCCAACCCCAUUCUUGUUUCUGUCACUCCCUGCCCGCCCACUGUUGAUCUUGAGAGUUAUAUGCGAUGGUAGUCUUGUGAUUUUUAUUUUUUUCAUAUGAUCACUUCCUAUUUCUUCUGCACGAGCACCCUUCUCUCAGCGUAUGCACACUUGUGGUGAGUCUUGCCCUUUUUUCUCUUCUGUUCAUGCUCCUGUUCAUUCACAUUGAAAACAAACACCAAAACCAGCUGCACCGUGGUGGCCCACACCUUUAAUUCCAGCAUUUGGGAGGCAGAGGCAGGUGGAUGGAUCUCUGAAUUUAAGACCAGCCAAGGCUACACAGAACAACCGUGUCUGAAAAACAAACAACAACAAACACAAAAAGUCACCCCCAAUCUCCUGGCCCAGAGGAUUUUCUCCUCUAUUGUUCUAUAAACGGUUCGUAGCCCACCUCUAAGUCUUCAGUGCAGUUUUGAAUUUCCUUUCUGUGUGAGAUGUGAGGCUUCCGUACGAUUUCCCUUCCUCGUUUUAAUCGUUAGAUGCGCAGUUGGUCCAGCACCAUUUAUGGGGAAGUGUCUCCUUGCUCCCUUGAAUGGCUUUCGUGCCAUUGUGAAAAACCGCACAAUCAAGUGGCCAAACUGUGUGGCUCUUUGUGGGCUGCGUGGCCUGUUCCUUCGGUCUGCGCGCUCACACCGUGCAGUCUGCAUUACCUUAGCUAUGGAACAGCUUAGAGCAAUUUCCUUCUUCCUUCUCUUUGAUGGUGUCUCCUUUGAAGACUUGCUUCCCUAACCCCGCCUCCUUCUGUUUUAUUUUUACCUGUGGAGACCGCUGUGUUCCUUGAAAAUGACCUCACUGCUCUCCGAGAAGCCCUGUCUUUCAAGUGCCUGGCUUCCUGAAGGCCAUUUCCAAAGGGCUGGAAAUGUCUGCUUAUCAACUCGUUGGCUUUUUUCUUUGUCUGGAAUCCAGUGCUGAGCUGGAUGGGGAGGCUCUUCGGAGGAGUCAGUGCUUUGAUCCUUGAGUUUGCAUGGCUCCGGGGGGACCAGCACUGUGGGUUACUCACUCUAGAUAACAAUUAAGGCUCCAUGGCUCAGGGUGCUAGUUGUGGGGGGUGGGGACCAUUUGUGACCCCCUGAAGUAGGGGGACAUAUCUUCCCAUUUCUCCUGUAACUUCUCUAGUGUCCUCACACUCUGUGAUGCUGUUGCCAUAACUGUGCCUGGCUUGACACUUCAGGAGCCAUUCAAGUCUCAUUAAUGUGGUUUAUUUAUGUGUAGCAGCCCUUUGUCUUCUCUGUGUAUUGUUUACCAGAUUCUUGUCAGGGCAAGGUCUUUUGAAUUUUAGCCCACUGGAUUUUUCUCACUCACCAUGGAUAGAGAUGUGUUUUGGACAAUUGGUGGGAAAUACUUUGAAUUUAGUUGUCAAAGAAUCAUCUCCGGGGCGAAUAACUUGCUCUGGACUAGAGGAGCGUAUCCGAUCAGAUUGUGACUGAGAAUUUAGACGUUUGUUUUCUUUUGUGGGCACACGUGUGUUUGUAGGUUGCUUGAAGUCAGGUGUUCUCCCCAGUCGUUUCUUCAGAGUCUCUCGCUAAACCUAGAACUCACUGAUUUGGCUGGGUCCGAUGGCCAGUGAGCUAGGGCUCUCCUUGGCCUGUGCUUCUUCCCCUCAAUUGGGAUUGCAGGCAUGAGCCACUAUUCCUGGCAUUUAUAUGGCUGUUCCAGAUACACAUGGGUGUCCUCAUGCUAGUGUGGCAAGCACUUUCCUCUCUGAGCUGUCUUCCUAGUCCAAAGAAGAAGAUAUCGUCGUUGUCAUCUUAGUCGCCGUCGCCGCCGCCGCCGUCGCCGCCGCCGUCGUCAUCGUCAUCACCAUUGAGACAGAGCUUUGACUGUCUUGGAACUUCUCUGUAGACCAGGCUGGCCUUGAAUUCGCAGAAAUCUGCCUGCCUCUGCCUCCUGUGUUGGGGUUAAAGGGCUGCCCCACCACCAACCUGCUGCUAAAUGACUAUAUUUUUAAACAGUGAGAAUGUAAUGACAUUUAGGUUGUGUAUUCUUUCCCGCCCCCCACACACACACGUAUGUGGGUGUUUUCUUUCCUGGGGUACUUAGAAAACCUUCAACUCUGUUAAAUCCAUUAGCCACUGAUCUAAGAAGUUGCUUGCAUUGAUGGCUGAAGUAGCCCUGUUUAUUGGCGUUCACUGGGUUUUGUCAUCUCUUAGAAAUCUGGUAGGACAGCCCUUCUGCUGAGCAAAUUACAUGUUAAGAUACUUCUCUGUCUGACCCCUCAACUGAGAUUUGGUGAAGUUAAACGGCCCUUUAGUGCCAAUACUUUAAAUUUCCUGGAGAUGAGCAAUACUUUCAUUUUCUCUUCCAUUUUUAUUUAUUUAUUUAUUUUUUUAAGUUAGCUCUGUCUCCUUUUUGAAGAACUGUGUGACUGAGUGGCUCGGGGUGACCUCUACUCCAGACACUUCUACCUCUAAAGGACUUAGAGUGCAGUCACUCCAGCGUCCAGCUUAGGACGGACAAACUCCUUCUGAAACCCUUCCACACCUUCAAAGCCAGGCCUAUUGAUUAUUGAUACACGGGAGAGAGAUACACUGAAAUUUGAACAGUUGUUACAGUUAUUUUUAUUUUCUUGUUUAUGCUUUUUAUAUACUCACCCAUCUAUUUAAUGUACUGUGCCUAUUAAUGUACUUUGCCUAAGUACGCCUCCACUGCAAAAUAUUUAUGGCUUUUAUAAUCAGGAAAAGCAAUAAAUGCUAUUAAAAAAGGAAUUUACCAUGGGCCUGCUUAGUUGCGCGAUAAUAAGAUUAUUGAUCAGUUCCACGGUCCCAUGGAUGCUGCCAGCAGGACUCUUUAUUUCGCUUGCAGCACAAAUGUCAUUGCACCGUUUAUUUCGCUCCUUAGAUAAGGUUGCCAGGGUCUUCCCUGGGUCUGCAGUGAAUUCUCUGACAAAAUGCUGUUACCACCUGCGGGCCUGUAAGUUGCUGAGCCCCUCCAGGGCAUCGUGCCUGCAGGGAUUCGGUCUGUGCUGGCAGAAGCACCAACUGUUGCAGCUAUGGUGCC